GUUACGUGGUUCUUGAUGAGCUGUACUGUAUAGUAAAGAAACGUGCAGUUCAGGAGGGUAGGGGUUAAUGUCAUUGUGGGACGUACUAGUGUUACAUUGUAACAAACCAAAGUGAGAGAGAGAGAGAGAGAAAGAAAAAGAAAGAGACAGAGACAGAGACUCAGAGAGAGGCAGGGACAGUGAGAGAAACUGAGAGAGGAAGAGACACAGAGCCAGGGAGUUAAAGACACAGAGAGACAGGGGGGGAGAGGUAAAAGUAUUUGCCAGAUAUCCUGAUAGGACGAUUGUUAGAGUGACCUGGGGGAAAAGACCUGUAGGAGAUAUCCAGAGAGACUGCACAGAGUCUCAGACUGGGAAUCAGACAUUGACAAGUCUGACAGAUAAAUCGAAGAAAGGAAAUAAAGCCGGGAGCUGCAUGGAUCGAUGCCUGUGAGUGGGGCUCAGAGCUCGGCUUGGAAUCUCCAUUCAGGUAGGUGGUGAUGGCUGUAAUUUCCCGGUAAGUUAGAAUUUGGGGGAGCGCUGGCUGGAUCUCGUUAAAGAGACAGGCAGACUGCUAACAUUUCUAUUGCAAAGAGAGACAGUCUGGAGACUCCCGUGGGACUAAGACAGAAUGAGACAGCUCUGCCCUUCCGGGAAUUCAUGCCUCUCAUUCAGAGGUCAGCGACCUUAAUGGAAGUGUAAGGACUCACAUAGUUCCAAAUACCCCAGGUAUGCCCGAUCACGUCUGCCAUUUAACCCUGUCAGUGCCAACUGGCUGCGGGGAUAGCUGCGAAGCAAACUAUAGAACACAUUCCUACUAAUGUUCUAAUGAUUACUGGGUUAACAGCGAUCUGCCUGUUUUAACGGGUUAUUUACACUUUGGCCACACUCCAACAGAUCGUUCGGUAAUUUGGCCACACUCCAACAGAACGUUCGGUAAUUUGGCCACACUCCAACAGAACGUUCGGUAAUUUGACCACACUCCAACAGAACGUUCGGUAAAUUGUCUCACUACGAUAGAACGUUCGGUAAUUUGGCCACACUCCAACAGAACGUUCGGUGAGUUGGCCUCACUAGGAUAGAACGUUCGUUAAAUUGGUAACAGUGACACUGAGCAAUGUCCAGUGCAACCAAUACGUGGAGUAUUAGUGACCCAGCUAAUAAACUAAGAGGACCAAAUAGUAACAUCGAUGCGAUACAGAGCGUAGCCUUGUAAUAAAAGUGUAAAUCGUCCUCAGAGCUCAGUACACAUAAUAAAACGAGUAUACUCAAUGUACACGGGCGAUAUAUAAACUGCAAAUCUGGGGCAGUCAGUUGGGACAUUGUAUUUGUUUCUGUGGUGAUUGCUCCAUUUUUAGAUCUUUGCUGCUGAAUUGCUCUUUGGAUGCAGAGCUCAUAGAUCGAAGCUUAGAUUUACUAAUAUCAAGUUCUGUGUGAUUGAGAAUCUAAUCUAGCACUAGCCAAUCUGAUACUUGGCUAUAACAUGCAUUGCUAAAUAACACUAUUGUACCCCAUGUUAACAUACUGUAUCUCCCUCUAUCGUAAUGUAACCUGUAGUGCCAUGUACACCUGCUGGGGGAAUAUGAACAAAAUACACAUACUUGGCAGAAAUGUCAUAGCGAUUCACUAAGUACUAUCAUCUCCAUCCACUUAUAAAAGUCACAGGUUGUAGGUAAUGACUUACCUAAUCAUUUGCAUAUAUAAUUCUAUUAUUGAGACAAUAAUGUAAGGCUGUAGUAGAAUUAUGUUAUUAUUAAUCUGGUGUUUAAUAAAAGCGUCUCCUAUCAUUUUUAAGAGAAAAUUUAUAUAUAUCCAUAUAGCACACUCUUCCUUUUCUUUUGAUGCGAUGUAGGGAUUAAGAUUUGUAAAUGACCAAACAAGAGAUGAGCUGUUAAUUGUGAUAAUAUGGUAGCAAUAAGCAUUUAUGGGAAACAGGAAGUUACACUGCCCCAUUAGUGUCUGUGGUAAGAUCCUGCAAAUAUCACUAUGAUCAGAACCUUUAUUAAAGGGACACUACAGUCACCACAGACACUACAGCUUAAUGAAGUAGUUUUGGUGUAUAGAUCAUCCCUCUGCAGUCUCACUGCUCAAUGCUCUGCCAUUUAGGCGUUAAGUAACUUUGUUUAUGCAGCCCUAGUCACAACACCUGCAUGUGACUUGCACAUCCUUUCUAAACACUUACUGAUAAGAGUCAUCUAAUGUUUAUACUCCCUUUAUUGCAAAUUAUGUUUAAUUUUGAAUGUCUUGUCUCCUGCUCCUUUAAUAGCCUGCUAGACCCAGUGGUGUAACCUGGUUUUGUGCUGCCCUAGGCAUGACAAAACUCAGGCACCCCCUCUCCCCUCCCCGUUCUAAAUACACACUCACUUACAGACAAACACACAUUCACUGACAGACACACAUACACACUCACUACAGACAACAUGCACACUCACUAACAGACACACCGUCACUAACAGACACACACACACACACUCUAAUACACUCACUAACAGACACAUCACACUCACUACCAGACACACACACUAACACUCACUAACAAACACACACAUACUAACACAUUCACUAACAGACAUACACAUACUAACAGAAACUCACACACACACACACUAACAGACACGUCACACACAUUGUAACAGAUACACACAGUCACUCACAGACACACACUAACACUCUCUAACAGACACUAACACACUCAGUAGCAGACACAUACUAGCACAUUCACUAACAGACACACACACAUACUAACACUCCCUAACAGACACACAUAGUAACACACUCCCUAACAGACACUCACACUCACUAAAAGACACACAAACACAUUCACAUUUUAAACAUUUUUAAAAAAUAUAUUUAAUUCCCCAGCCUCCCUACCUUUGGGAGUGCUGGGGUGGAUUCUCGAUUUCCCUGGAGUCCAGUGGGGCUGCUGGGCGGCCAGCCGGUCAUUGCAGUCGGCGAGGGAGCACUGAUUCUCCUGUUCAGCUCCCUUGCCCGCCACGUAGUGAUGCCGGAGCCGAAGUGUCAUCAUAUUCCGGCUCCGGCAUCACUGUGGUGCGUGCGAGGGAGAUGAACAGGAGGAUCAGUGCUCCGUCGCCGCCCGCCCGUAAAGUUCUGCUGCUGCCAGCCUCGGAGAGCCCUGAGGUGGCCAGCCGGCCAGCUCCUGGGCCCCCCAGGACAAGAGGCUGGCAAGGCAUUUGCCAGGGUGAUUGGGGGUGUUUCUUUUUUUUGUUACAGGAAAAAUAGGUUGAUGGGGACACUGCUCAAACCAGCAUACAGUCUAGAGGAGGAGGGGUAUAAAAACACAAUAGGGGGACAGCAAAAAAUGACAAGGUGGGAAAGUAGCAAAACUGGAGGUGAGAGUGGAUUGUAGAAUACUGCUAGUAUAAUUUGUGGGGAGAAAUGUAUGCUUGCAUAACACUCACCCACAGAUUGUACAAAAUUGACUAUUCCAGCUGUUUGUUUGACAUCCCUGUAGACGGCAUUAAUUUUUAAAAAUUGCUGUAGUUCUAAGCCACUCUCAAAUAAGAGAGAGGGCAGUGUACUCUCUGCACCAUCACCUUUGCAGUUUUACAAAGCUGUGAUAGUGUUUCAAGCGAUCAUUUUAGUAAAAAAUGGAUGUGUAGCAUGGUUUAGAGCUGAAGGCAUAGUCAUACCCUGUAUUUGACCCAUAUUAAAGUUGUGGUCACUCAGGUAUCUCCUGUGGUGGCUUUGCAAUGUGCAUGUUUCUCAUUAUUUUCUUAUUCUAUAAACCACAAGAAACAUAUCAUAAAGCACUAAACUGCAAUGUGUCACUUUAUUUUCUGUGUCACUCUGUAUCUUUCAUUUCCUGGAUUCUAUAAAAUUCAGGACUUAUAACAGCAGUAGAAGACAAAACUGUAAUUUCCAAUGACGUUUAAGUAAAUACAUGUGAACUUUGCAAUGUCAAAGUAGAGCAUAUUCCAUAUUUUCACUGUGGGUACGUGCGCCAAUUCUUCACAUUAAAAAAAAAAAUGAAUAAAUCGUUUGAAAACAUUGCAUUCAUGUUUUCAUGUUCUAAUGCAUGGCUCGCUGUACAUAUCCCAUGAAGCUCUGCUGCUGAGCAAUAAGAGAAGGGGGACGGAGUGUCCUCAUGAGUCUGGACGCCUCUUUAAAGUACUGUAUAUUGCCUCCUUUGUAAUACUUUGUACAGAUAUUUAAGUUCCUCAAGCUAUCACACUUGCACUGGCAAUUGGCCAUGCAGAUUGACCCCUAACAGACAGACAGUGAAGAGACUCAACCAAACAGGGGCUAUUCCUAUUUUUUUUAUUCCAAUGGACAACUCUCCUGGAGGGGUUUAUAUGAUAUGUAUUUCAGCUGCCAUUCCAGUCUUCAGGUCUGAGUGGUUCUGCUCAAUAAGUUAAUAGCAAACAUUCUAUAAUUUAGUGAAUGGAGCAGUUUAAAAUCAUAGAGGGAUGGAUGUGGAUUGUGGUUACCUGCCCAGAGUACACCUUUCAGAUGCACAAUUUAGCUGUGACCAGUCUGGAUGGCAAAGAAGGAAUUACAACUUCCCUUUUUACUGUCAGUGGGAGAGGAGCAAUAUUAUGACUGGAUUGAAUUUUAUUAUUUUAUGGCUGCAAUGACAAGGGACCUUUUUGCAUCAUUAACUAUGCAAUGAUCUUAGGUUGAUGUCAUGCUUAAGGACACAUGACAUGUGUGACAUGUCAUGAUUCCCUUUUAUUCCAGAAGUUUCUUCCUUAAGGGGUUAAAGGAACACUCCAGUCCAAACCUCAUAGCCAGUACUGGCCGCUGUAGUCUUUAUAAUGCCCCCUCCCCUGUAAGCAGUUAAACCAUUUUAGACCAGUUCUACAUCUUACCUGGGGUAUGCUAGACAUCGUUUCACACCUUAAGGCUAACACAUUGGCUGAGAGCUAAAUACUUUCAGCCAAUCAGCUAAAUCCUACAGCACCAGGCUUAGCUCAGACAGAGAGCUGUAGUAAAUGCGGCCAUCUGACCCCAGGUAAAAAGUCAAACCAUUCUAAAAUGGUAAAACGUACAAUGGAGGGGUGGGGGCAUGUUGUGGUGGUUAUGGUGCAUGGAGUGUUCCUUUAACAUGUCCCCGUAAUGGAGAUAAAUAAUCAUACAUAUUAUGUGCAAACAGUUAGGAAGUUUGCACCCUCAGCCAUUCAGUUGAGUAUGUAAGUUUAUUUUUAUCUAUAUGCACCUCCAAAGGUUUAUGAAAGGAAAACUAUAGUAUCAGGAAUACAGCCAUGUAUUCCUGACACUAUAGUGUUACAAAUCCAUUUUAGGUUGCCAUCCCCCCAUAGCUCCCUUAAAAAGACGUAUCUUUAUUGGAGCACCAAUCAGGUCCACCGUGACUAGCUCCAUCCCUUGAUCAUCCCAAACUUGAUGAUCUUAGUCAAACUAAUGCUUUUCUACAGGAAAACAUUUGUAGGCUAUUGCCAAAACGCCAAACACAAAAUGCCGUGCUGUGCCAAUCAGAAUCUCCACAUAGAGGUACAUUGAAUUUGUGCAUCUCUAUGAGAAACGUUCAGCGGAGACGCUGAACGUCAGCACUGACCCAGGAAGCACCUUUAAUAGGUUAUUUACACUCCAACACUUAUUUACACUUUUCUCUGAAAAGACAGUGUUUACAUUAAAAAAAAUGCUAUAGACAUCAAGCUGUAGUUGUUCUGGUAACAAUAGUGUCCAUUUAACUAUACUGAACUGUUAAGAUGCAAAAGUAGGAAAAGUGAACAUUAAUCUUUAAAACUGACGUGUGGUGAGAAAUGCAGGAGUCAUCCUUUCUGAUUCAUAUUUACUCACACUGCUUAGUCUUGGCCAUUCUUUCAUACAACUCUAUUUGUGCCCCUGAUCAUCUUGAGAACAAAAGGUAAUUCUCUGGGCAAGGCAUUGUCAGGGCAGUUUGGAAAAGCAAUGUAUUCAUAUUGAAUUAGUUUGCUGAAGACACUCAUUGCAAAACUCUAAUAGCAAGCACUAGUGCCUCUUUAACAAAAUUCUACAUUCGCUCAACUUGUUUUUUCCAUUUAGCUGACAAGUCCUUGCUGCAGCCAAAAGCAUGAGACAUAUGCUUGGCCUGAAAGUGUGAUGCCGAUACAAUGACUUUCCUAGGGAAAUUUCCUAAAAUACUAGAAUUGAAAUUAGUAACACACUUUAUUUCCCAGACAUCUUUUAUGAGCUGGGGGAAAAAAAACAAACAAGACAAUAAGAACCUGAAAGAGUCAUUGUUGAAAUGCAACACUAUACUGUACAUAAUGCCUUCUUCAUCAAUGAACAUUCUUUUUAUUAAAAUGGCAUUGUGGCAGAUUGCAAUGUCAUGUCACUGCAAGGAAAAUUUUUAAUAAAAUGAAAGUUUAGCAAACCUUUACAGAAGACAGUGUAGUCAGACAGCACAUAAUGACUGUACAGUAAUAGAUGAAACAGUACUAUAGUCGGAGUCAGUUAACCCCUGGUAAAAGGGCAGGGAAUUGUGCAGAGAGACUUCAGGGAUAUAAUCCAUACAUUUAUCCUGGUAAAUAUAGAAUCAUUUUUUGUGAUCAUUUAUAUUAUUCUUAAUUUAUACAUUAUGUCAAUAUACUUGUAUAUAACAGAAAAAAUUUAUUUGUACUUACCGUAAUUUUCUUUUCCUUUUUCAUAGGCCAUGGCAGCAACAAUUGGGUAGCUCCUCCCUAUUCCUAAUCAGAUUGGAACCAUUAAAAAAUACGGUAUAAAUAGCCCCUCCUUCACAACCCACCCUCAGUCUCGUUUCCUUCAAUAUUUCAGUGCUGCCGUGGCCUAUGACCAUUUUCUCUUUUCCUGGCCAUAUCCAUAGCAGGACAACAUAAAGACUCUGAAAUACCAAUAGAAGUGUAUAGAUACAAGCAAAUCAUGAAAACUAAUAUAUAUUAUCACUCGAAUCCAAUAAAGCAGCUCUGACCUUAAUUGUACAUACCUCAUGAGGGAUUAAACGGAGGCCUGAGAAGAUGCUGUAUAAAACAGUAUUGGAGUAAACCUAGCAGCCGCAGCCCAUGAAAAAGAAAGAACCUAUAGAUAUAGAAUGAGCCAAUAGUCUAACAGGAACCAAACUUCUGAGACCUGUACAGCCUGAAAAAUUGCAGAAAACAAUACAUUUACUGAUAUCUUAUUUAGAUGCUGCAGGCCUUACCUGACUUCUAGGGGAACUGAACGGGCUUAUGACAUUACAUUGCACAUUAUAACAAGACAAAUGUAGAACAUACCACUGCUUUGUUUUCACAAAAAGGAAAAACGCAAGGCUAGGAACAUAAUUCUUGAUGGAAAAAAUGGAGAUAAUUUAGAGACAAAACUCUGAAAAAACCUGAGGUUACAUGGUUUAAGACCACAACGGAGAUCUAUAUAAGAUAAAACUCGAAGCUCAUACAUGCCUGCCUGAAGCCAAAGACCCUGGUAGAAUCCUGAUGGAGAGAAAUGAAGAGACAUAGAUUUCAAGGGAGUUUUCUUAACUUAUAGGAAAGGCAGAUCCUAUAAGAAAUUAAUGGUAUUAAUAUGCCCAUGGCAAUGGUAAAAGUCCACUAAAAGUAUAAGGACCAAAGGGCUCAGACAUGAACCUACAUAGUAUUGAAACUCAUGCCUAGACUAGUCGAAAUUGUAGGAAUAUCCAUGUGUCCUUAGUAGAGAGAUACUAUCUAUCACAUAAGGAAGAGACCAAGAAGAAAAAACAUACUUCCAUGUCUACAGGAUGGAGAAAGUAUAUCUGGAAGAAGAACUGACUCUUGUAAGAGAAAGGCUGAAUAUCUUUGUAUAUGCCAUGCCAUUCCAUUCAUAUGGAAAUCCAUGUCUGUGAGGCACAAAAAUUGGCACUUGUUCUUGGUGUUCCACGAGAGGAUAUCAUUCUGGAGAAGAACUAGCUGAGAUACUUGUUGUGAAUAGCCAUAGAUCCACUUAGGGAAAACCCUCUUUAUUACUAUCGUAAAAAGCUUCAUCUGAUAGGAACCAUUCCACAGAUCUACUAUCACUUGGCUAAAGAAGACCAACCUAGAAUACAUUUCCCCUCUAGAUGGGUAGAUAUCAGACUGAAGGAUCUAUUGAGCACAAGACGACUGAAGCACCCUGACAUUCAUUCUGUUGUGAAUCCAAUUAUCUCCUUGAAGAUAGUAUACAUAAUUGAUCAUAAGUACCUUCAUCCAGAGAAACAAAAUCGAUGCUGAAAACACUUAAGGACUCUGAAGACAGCAGCAGUUCUAGAAGAUUGGAUAAAACAUCUUUGGAGAGAAUGUCCAUGUCUUUGCUGAGAGUUUUUUUUAUUUAUAAAAUAUUUUACCAGGAAGGAUACAACGUUCAGUGAGGGACGAGCACAAACGGCAGCAGGGCGCAUGCGCGGGCGGCACAACAGGGCACAUGUGCAGGCAGCAUUUGAGACAGAAGAGCACACCAAGUGCUCGAGGGUCACAAAAGACUCCAUCGGGGGCGUGGCUGGGCUGCCGAUGGAGUAGGACGCAGGCAGUGAGAGCUCCCGGGCCCCAACCCUGCCAUAGCCCGUUUUAAAAGCGUUACAACUCCCGUCCGAAUGGGUAAACCAAGGAAGGGGACUGCCCCGGGCCCGCAACUUACCGCCAUGUCGCAGCAACCGGGACCGAUGGACGAGUACCUGUCCACCCCACAAUGCAUAGCCAGCACACGAGGCCCAGACAAAAUGGCGCCCGGAUCGCCGGGAACACAGAGCAGACCGAGCUCCACGCAGGACUCCCCGCGGAGAGACGCCCUCACUCAGAUGUCAGCGGAACUCGCUGCAAUCUCGGCAAACAUGUUUUCCAGGCAAGACAAGAAGGAGCUGGUGGCAGAACUACGCGCAGCUAUCCGGGAGGAGGUGGCGGCGGUCCGGCGCGACCUCUCCGCCCUAGAACACCGGGUGGGAGACCUAGAGGUCCAACAGCUGCAGUCAGAACAAUCCCAACGGGCCACAGACCUGGCUACCACGAGGCAGGGCAACCUCCUCCUGGAGCUCAGACGCCAGGUGGAGGACCUUGAGAACCGCGGACGGCGCAAUAAUAUCCGCGUCAGAGGCCUGCCAGAGUCGGAAGGAGAGACCCCAAGAGAGGUCCUGGAGGGCCUGUUCACACAACUACUGGGGGAAGAAGCUCCACCAGAUUUCGGAUUAGAGCGUGCACACCGGGCGCUUCGACCACCAAGGAGGGAUGGCCUCCCCAGGGACUUGGUGUGCUGUUUUCAAUCAUUCCAACUGAAAGAAAGUAUCAUGAGAGCGGCCAGGGCACUGCGCACCAUCACCUACAUGGACUCGCAAGUAUCCCUAUACCAGGACCUGUCUCCCCUCACCCUCGAUGCCAGACGAGCGCUGAAGCCCAUCACAGGCCUCCUACAGCAGAAGCGGAUCCCUUACAAAUGGGGAUUCCCGUUCAGUCUGCAGGCAAGAAUUGCAAAUCGCUGGCUGGCAGUCCGCUGGCCUAAUGAUGUGCCUAGAUUUCUACGAGCAGCGGGCCUCCCUGAGACCCCCGUCCCUAACUGGAUCCUUGAUCACCCGCCGGCCAGGCCCACGGGCCCUACAGUUCCAGCGGAUCACCUGUCGGAUGGUGCCCUGCGGAGCUCCUCGACGCACCGGAGCGGGCCCAACACCGCGGAAGAGUAGGAAGUCUGUAAGCACCCGAGAGCGCGCCCCUGGAGGGGUUCUUGCGCGGACCGGGGGCCCCGAGACCCCCACGUCCUACCCCGCGGGUAAGGUGCACACCUGCCCGUAGAUACACGUGGAUUAACUGAGGACUUGAAACUGAGCAUCUGGGGUAUGUACCGUUCCUCCCCCCGGGCCUGGGACUCCCCUAUGUGUACUAUAAGAUCUGCACCCCCCGGGAACUCAGCACUUGGGUGGGAGACGGGAAAGGGGGGGCAGCAAAGUGGAAGCAUAGAAGGGAACUGGCCACCACCACUUCACACGGCCUCAGUUGGGGCAGAGCGGGUUCAGGUAGAGCACCCAACCUACUGGAGCUAUUAACAGCAUGUCAGGACCUGGUGUGGAGGCGGGGCCUGCGGGGAGGUGGAGCGGGUCUCCUAAGGGGUUACUCACUGGAGCUGGGGAGCCAUGGCGGUACCCGGAGGGAGGAGGCUGGAGGCACACCCGUCACACCCCCCCCGGGCCCGAGGGCCAAAAGGUCUACGCCCAGACCCCUGCAGGGCCGAGAGGGGUAGAGAGGGGGGACGACCGGGCACCUGGGGACGCACGAAGGAACUCGUGCAUAGACCGAAACAGGGCACAGGAACCAAUAAGCACUACUUACAAGUGGCACCACUAAAGUCAAAGAAGGGCCAGAAGGCUCGUGUGUCCUCGGAGAGGGGGGAGACGGAUAAUCUGGCAGGGCGGGAGGGGGUAGGACGGAGAAUCUGGACGAGGGGGGGUUGAGGGGGCAGGACGGUCCAUAUGCUCUCCCUGGGGCACUAGGGGUAGAACACUGACGGGGGACAGCUGAGACUGGACGGAAACCGCACACACAUCACAACUGGCGGGUUGGGAGCACCGGGAGACGGACUCGGACCAGACACACACACUAGGUUGUUCCGCGCCGCAGGCGACCUUGCUCACACCCCACGCAACUGACCCGUGGUGUACAAACUAGUCGGAGUUCGGUAGGACUACAGUCGAGUAGCUGCCGAGCAACUCUAUCCGACCGAGGUUCAUUGUUGCUCACAAACCGUUUUUUUAUUUUUUAUUUAUUUAUUUAUUUGUAUUUUUUUAUUUAUUUAAUUUUUAUUUUUUUUCUUCCUUCUCUUUCCCCCCCUCCCCUCUGCCACCUGCCCAUUCCUCUCUCUCUCUGCGUCUCUCCCCCACCCUCCCCUUAUCCCCCCGAGCCCACGUACAGUCAAUUACACAAUGCCUUCCCAGACAGGGCCGGCCGGGGGCUGUUCACCCCGAGGGGCCGGGGGGAGUCUCGCCCCCGCACAACUCAAAGUGUGGUCUAAUAACGUGAGGGGCCUAAACACCCCGGAGAAGCGGUCUCAACUUUUGAGGCAGUUAUGGGCGGAAAAGGUGUCUGUGGCGCUCUUGCAGGAGACGCACUUUAGGGGUCAGGAUUCUCCGAAGAUUGAGAAUAGACGCUUUCCACAGGGGUACUACGCCAAUCACCCAGAGGCUAAGAAAACGGGAGUGGCGAUUCUGUUCUCCCGCAUAGUCCCGUUCCAUCUCAUAGACACCAUGACGGACCCAGGUGGGAGGUACAUCUUUUUGAAGGGCACCAUCGCACACCACACCUACACUUUCGCAAGCAUUUAUAGCCCUAACCGCGGACAGCAUAAAUUCUUUACCAAAACACUAGCCAAACUAGAAAAAUUCAGGGCCGGCCUGCUGAUAUUGGCAGGGGAUCUUAACGCUCCCCUGGACCCCCGGAUGGACACCACCAGAGGGACCAGCACUGUCCCAGAGCACAGCCUACGCGCAAUGCGACGAGCACUGACUAGCAUGGGGCUGGUCGACUGUUGGAGGGUAGCCCACCCGGACGAUAGAGACUUCUCCUAUUACUCGUCAGUAUAUAGGCAAUAUAGUAGGAUAGACUACAUCUUCAUGCCCCAGGAGAGCCUGGCGCUUCUCCGAGACGCUUCCAUAGGGAUUAUCAACCAGUCCGACCAUGCCCCAAACACGGUGAUAAUGAACUCACCUUUAUUUAAACCGACCGAACGCCAAUGGAAGCUCAACGAAACCAUGUUAACAGAGCUCGAGAUACGCACCCAGGCACUACAGACGCUUACACAGUACUUUGACACUAAUGACACACCCGACAUGCCCCCUCUGAUGCUAUGGGAAGCCCACAAAUGCGUCAUUAGGGGUCACUUUAUAUCUAUCAGCACGCAACGCAAGAAAGACAGGGCUCGCCGAAUUCUAGACCUCACGGCACGGAUUGCAGACCUAGAGAAUACACAUAAGCAUAGCCUAGAUGACGACACAUACUUACGACUCACAGAGACACGUAGGGCACUCAAAGCACACUUAUCCCAGGGAUUACUACAUACGUUGCGGAAAUCAGCUAGGCACUUCUAUGAGCACUCGAAUAAGUGCGGUCGACUUCUGGCGCAGGUGCUCCGAGAGAAGCGUAGAGCCCAACAUAUUCACCAGAUACGCACCGGACACGGACAGCACACCAGACUACCAGAGGGCAUCAUGGCAGCAUUUAGGGCCUACUAUAGGGACCUAUACAACCAAGCUAGGCCAGCUCAGGGGACAGAAGCCCAAAACCAUCGUAGGAAGGUCACAGACUACCUAACGCGACACGUGACUCGCAAACUCACUCCGGAGCUCGCUGAGGAAAUUGAUGCUCCCCUAACCUUAGAGGAACUAGCCGCAGCCAUGAAACGCUCCAAAACCCACAGGGCCCCGGGGCCGGACGGCCUCCCCCUCACAUAUUUAAGAACUUUCCGAGACGCCCUACUACCCCGACUUCUAGCAGGCCUGAACUCCUUACAGGACGGGGGGCGGUUCCCCAAGGACUCCCUGGCGGCGAUAGUAACGGUUAUCCCCAAAGACGGGAAAGAUCCAUCAAACUGCUCGAGCUAUAGACCAAUUUCCUUGCUAAAUGCGGAUCUGAAGCUAUUUACCAAAGCUCUCUCCCUGAGGGUGUCACGGAUCCUGCCGGAUCUCAUUCACCCAGAUCAGGUGGGCUUUAUUCCGGGCAGAGAGGCCAGGGACGACACGAUACGAGCCCUGAACAUCAUACAUUGCGCACGAACCUCGGGAAGGGACACAGUCCUCCUCUCUACAGACGCCGAAAAGGCGUUCGACAGGGUGGACUGGGUCUAUUUGGACGAGACCCUAAGACACAUGGGGUUUGGACCAAAUGUACGAGCCUGGGUGUCGGCGUUAUACUCCUAUCCAACGGCACGGAUCCGCAUUAACGGAGCCCUAACGCAGACCUUCCCGAUUGGCAAUGGGACCCGGCAGGGUUGUCCCCUGUCCCCCCUCCUGUUUGCCCUCUCUCUUGAACCAUUUCUGGAGGCGGUCAGACAGGACGGGGGCAUAACGGGGGUGAAGGUGGGGUCUGAAGAGCACAGAGUGGCGGCCUAUGCGGACGACAUGCUCUUUUUCAUGGAACAACCCAGGAUAUCCAUGCCCAACCUCUUACAGGCGUUCCACACCUAUCACCAAGUAUCCAACCUAAAACUCAACGUUGAAAAGUCCGAAGCCAUGCCGAUAAUGCAGGGAGAGGAGCGGGCCCGGCAGCUGGGCUCCCAGUUCGCCUUCUCCUGGUGCACAACCAAACUAAGGUACCUUGGUACCUGGCUGCCAGCGGACCUGACGCAGAUAUACAAGCUAAACUUUCUCCCUCUCCUCUCCGCAAUCCAACAAGACCUUCAGCGGUGGACGCAGCGGUACGUAUCCUGGUUUGGCCGUAUUGGUGCGGUCAAAAUGAACAUACUCCCCAGGCUGUUAUAUCUCUUUGCGGCACUACCCACCAGGAUCCCCCAGACGUUCUUCAACUCGGUGACAACAGCUAUCCGUAGGUUUGUGUGGAACAACAGGCAGCCGCGCAUCCGUAGGUCGAUCCUGGAGAGACCGAAGGCGGCCGGGGGGACGGGGCUACCGUCAGUGAUCUCAUACUAUAGGGCCACACACCUCCAUAGGGUAGUAGACUGGCAUGCGCGGCCAAGUACCAAACGAUGGGUAUCAAUGGAACUGCAACAGACUCGGGGCACUGUCCCGUCGCAGCUCUGGCUGGGUGGGUAUACCUACACAGACCUGCACACAAAAAACCCGGUGAUAGACGCAACUCUCAAGGUGUGGUGCGGACUAAGAUAUGCCUACCAACUCACCACCUCCCCAAACCCGCUUACGCCUAUUACUCACAACCCGAGGGUUGCAGGUGGCCUUCACCCGGUUGCUUUACGCAAUUUCCAAAGAACAGAUUGGCUCUAUGUACGCCAGUGGAGUCCGGGGGGAACGCUGCAAUCGCUGGGGGACUUAUUGCCAGACGGGCAACCUACUGCUCUCGACAAAUUCCACUAUCACCAGGUUAGGUCCUACUAUACCAAAAUCCCGGGGAGAACUCAACUCCACCGUACACUUACGGAAUUUGAACGCCUGUGCACAGACAGACGACAUUUAACCCAUGGGGUGUCACACUUAUAUACCCUGCUCCAGCAGUCAGGGGAUAGUUGCCCACUAGGCUUCACGAGCAGAUGGGAGGAGGAGACGGGUGCACAGCUGACGGACCAAGAAUGGGACAAAAUAUUCCUCCUCACACAUAAAUGCUCAAUUAGCUCGAAAUUCCAGGAAACCAGCUACAAACUGUUAACACGAUGGUACAGAACACCAGACACACUGAGGCACAUACAGGAGACGGACACAGGCGAUUGUUGGAGAUGCGGAUUAGAAAGGGGCACCAACCUACACAUCUGGUGGUCAUGCCCUAGUAUCAAACCAUACUGGCAAAUGAUCAAGGCAAAGAUCAAGGAGAUCACAGGGGACGACAUCCCCCUACAGCCGCUGCCAAUGCUUCUACACCAUACACCCACCCCAACGCAGGCAUACAAAAAGUCACUGACAAUACACCUAUUGAAUGCAGCAAAGGCCCUCAUUCCCCUGCAGUGGAAAGGUCCAUCAGUUCCCACACUUAGACAAUGGAUAGACAAGGUGGAGACCAUCUACGACAUGGAGAUCCUGACGGCCUCUAUGCGAGAGCGCGCAGAUAAGUGCGCCCUGACGUGGUAUCCUUGGAGGCAGUAUACCUCGAGAGACGGGGCAUGAGUUGCGGGGCUGCGGAACCGACCUGAGGGGGGAGGUGUGUGGGGAGUGUGCUCUUUUCUUUUUUUUUUUUCUCUCUCUUCUCUUCUUCUUCUUUCUCUCUUUCCCUCCCUUUGUGUGUACUAUCUCUCAACUUAUACCCAGCACGGAGACCCUGAAGCAGACUGGCUUAGUCUGGAACAUGCCCCGACGGACGCACUACCCCACAGUUCAUGGACGACAUACAGGACACGGACAGGCCAUACUGACACAGCCGAAAAGGGGGGUCACCCUCCUAGACAUAACGGCUUGGGUGGAGGCGACAGGUAUAAGGCUGACCUCACAAUCCUAGUGAGUAAUUAGUUUGACUCCCCUUCUCUGAGGGGGAAGAUUUAGAGCGCAACACGCCGAAACAUGACUGACCACCUACAAGAGUUGACACUUAAACAUUCUACAUGCACCUCGGGGUGCACAUGGGGACGCAGGGUUAAACAAAGCACAGCAAUCACUUGUCAGGUUGACCGAAGGUUGACUGACCGUCAUAUUACCCAAGCCGCAGGCAUGGAUUAGUAUGUAGACAACCUCCAGAUUUCGAUUGUAGAAAAUAUGAGCAUUGUUCUGUUACUUGUUUAUAUAUGUCUUGUACCAAUUACCGACAGACCCUAAGCCGCGGGCAGGGGUUCGUAUGUAGACAACCUCCAGAUUUUGAGAGUAGAAAAUAUGAGCAGUGUUUCUGUUACUUGUUUUUUAUAUGUCUUGUACCAUUUACCGUUUUACUUACCGUAUGCCUACGGAACAUUUGAAAAAAUUACCUUCAAUAAAAAUGAUUGACACAAAAAGACUCCAUCAGCCCUUGCGAACAAGUGCAUGCGUUAAAAAAAAGUAAAUAAUGAAGAUUAACUAAGCAAUAAAACAAACUAAAAAAAGAAAGGGAAAGAAAAAAAUAAGAUAAAAUAAAGCAUAUGUGUAUAUGUAAGUAAAAAAAGGGGCAAAAAAACAAAAAUAUAAAAAUUAAUAAAGGGAAAUAAUAAAAUAAAUACAAAGCAUAAAAUAAUGAAAAAAUUAAAUUAAAAUAGAAAAAAAUAAUAAAGAAAUACAAAAAAAGGAGCCAGAGAGCAACCAAAAAUUGACAUAGCCAUCAAAAACACACCAAAAAAUAUACACAUGCACACAUCCGUAUAUCUCUCUCUCUCUCUCUCUCUCUCUCUAUAUAUAUAUAUAUAUAUAUAUAUAUAUAUAUAUAUAUAUAUAUAUAUAUAUAUAUAUAUAUAUAUAUAUAUAUAUAUACACACACACACACAUUCAUACAUACAUAUACGGAUAUAAAUUAGGACACCUACUUUGUCAAAUACCACUAUACAUAAAAAAUGGGACCACAUCAUAAUAUGAUUUUAAAUAUUCCAUUUAUAAAAUAAAAACUUUUAAGUGCAUUAUAAAGAUAAUGAGUGUACUAAUAUAUAUAUAUAUAUAAUCUCAAUUUGUACAAUGUCCAGAUAAAUAGGACCAAAGGUAUAUGAGAGAAAAGCUCCUACAAUAAACAGUGUUAUAAUAAACACACUACACAAACAUCCACUGCAUCCACUAAUCAAAUACUCUCACUGCAUACACUACACACACAUAUAUUCUUGAAAACAUAAAAAGUUCUGACUGGCAUGUAUAUUAUGUGCAUUUACGUUAAUAAAAAAAGACUAGCAAAAAAUUUAAUGAAUAAUAAACAUGUUCAGUUAACAGUAGAUUUGUGAAGAAAUUGUUUAUUUUUUCAAAAUGCUAAAUGUACAGAAUAUCCGUAUCGGUAAGUAAUCGGCUAUCGGCCUGAAAGUUCACAGAUUAUCGGUAUCGGCUCUAAAAAAUCAAUAUCGGUCGAUCCAUAAAUACAGUACACAGAUAUGCAGUAUAAGUACUGGACCAGCUACAUUCCAAUGUCAUGCAAACGGCACAUUAUAUCUGUCUGAUCAGCUGCAUUCCAACUAGCACUUUGCGAGUACACUUUGUAAAUGCCUGCUCUGUUUCUUAGCAGCCAAUGGUUGUACAAUACUCAAAUGCAAAUUGUAACUACCUGGCCAACCUACUGCAUUACAUUAUGCAAAAAAAGAUACACAGAAUUGCUAGUCGACCUACUUAAUGAACUGCACUCACUUUUGUUCAAGCCAAAAUCAGAAGAUAUGACACUGAGAAUGGGCAAGAAUGUCAUGUAUUUCCCAUCAGUUAACCUCUGAGUAGGUCUUCAUCACGUUUUAGCUCACAUGUGCCAAUACAGAGAGAACCUAUACCAUUUACAUAACUCAUCCCACCCAAGUGGGUAAUCUAGAAUAGAUCAGAAACGUUGGCAGUUUCACUCUGCACGAGAGACACCACAAUCCCGGCCAACUUUUUUGGCGUUCAUUGGCUCUCAUCGGCUCUCAUCAUUGAAGUGUCAAGUGAAAGGAAUGGGCAGGUGCUCCAAAUUCCAUAUAUUGGGAAUUUAUUGAGGAUUACUAAUGUGUUAAUAAUAUAAUAUUUUAAUUCUCAACAAAUUGUCAAUAUAUGGAACUUGGCGUGCCUGGUCAUUCCUUUCAAUUGAUCACUGCUAGGAGUGUGGCUGCUACAGGCCAUUGAACAUACUGUUCCAGAGUUUGGUUAGCGUUUGUAUUCUGUAAACAUCAUUGUGGUGUAGCUGAUAGAUACCCUACUAGGUAGAGUGAGCAUGGAGUCUGGAUUACCCUUUUAAUGUUGGGCGACCAUAAGCAAAUGUAUAUGACUAAAAAAUAGAAGUACCUUUUUGUAUUUUCCAUGCAGAGGGAACAUGCGGACAUUUUUGACCUAGAAGGCAUUUAUAGGUGGGAUCGUGCUAAUUUUCUAUGUUCCCCAUGUAGUGGCACAAGUGAGCCUAAACUUGUAUGAUACCUGAACGGGGGCUAACAGAAAGACAACCCACGGAGUUUUUCUAAUUUUCAGUAUUAUAAUAAGUUAGGUCUUAUUUGCAUUGACUUUUAGAGAAGCUGGUAGAGAAUAUUGAACGUCUCUCUUCUUCUUUUUGUACACAGGUGCCUAUGGCACUCACUGAACACCUGUUUGAGGAAGGCCACAUAGUCCUUUUAUGAGACUGCUUCCUCUAAAAAUGAUGCUCUAACAAAUGAAAUAAUAGCUUUGGUUAAAUAGACUUCCUCUGUGCAAGCUGUGUUCUCUUUCUUCUUUCCAAUGCCAUUACACGCUCAGUCGGCAUGAUUUCUAAUACUAGAACAUUUCUUCUUACAGUAAGAUCACUCUCUGCUUGGGAAUAUUAUUCUUUGUCGAUAGAUUUUAGGAUCUUGUUUACUCCCCACGCCCUAUGUUCUAAGUGGCUCUGAUGCCAAACUAUUACUUGGAAAGAGAGAAUGGGAUUAUGUUAUCCACCUCCUAAAGAUUUUCCCAUUUUACAACCCCAUAUAUACUAAAUCAAUAUGUUCUUACUGCACUCAUGACAUGUCCUGGUAGUUUUCCAUUGUAUACCUUUUAGAUGUUGUUCCAAUAGAUAACGUAUUUUCUCUUGUAAUGAAACAUGAACUAAAGUUGUUGUUUUUUUCGUUUACUGCAAAACAUAUAGAAAACUAUUUAGCAUAAAAAAACAAAUAUUGCUUUGGUUAAUAAAACAUACAGAAAAGAUAAAGCACACUUGCUGCUAAAGCAGUGGCACAUUGUAACCGCGAAGAUAAAAUAAAUCAUAAAUAGCAAAAACAAUCUAUUCUAUCACAUUUGAGAACAUAGUACUUUUACACAACUGAAAAAAUAUUUAUUGUUUAGUUUUAUUUUUAAUUUUUAGAUCAUUACAUAAUUUAGAAUUGCAAUUAAAGGAACACUAUAACAUUAGGAAUAUAAACCUUUAUUCCUAAUGCUAUAGUGCUCCAGAAUAGUGGGCCCCCACGUGUAAUAAAAUUAAGAAAAUAAAUAUUUUACUUAUGUGCUUUCCUCUCCACCUCCCGCAAUAAUGAUAGUGAUGGUCCAAUCCAAUGCUCAUCAUAGUGGAUUGGGGACCGGAUAUGCAUGCUCAGCGAGCUCUGCACGCGUAUGCAGUGCCUCUCACAGUCAGUCAGUGCUGUGGAAGACACCCACUAGAAACGUGUUUAAACCUGCAAUGUAAAAAUGUAUUAUUAAAAUUGCAAUCCUUUACAUUGCAGGGUUAAAAUGACAAGAUCAUUGCACACAGCCAAAUACUUGGAGAUGAAGUGGUCUGGGUGACUUUAGUGGACAUUUAAAACUGCCUUUGGAAAUGCAAAUUAUAUUUUCAGUUUCUUUAUCAAGCAAGCUUUCCAAAUGGCAUACCAAAACAAGUUUUCGGGGUUUAUUCACUGAACUAUUAAGGACUAACAGAUACUUUACAUUCAGCUUCAUCAUUACACAGUACGAUGACACUGGAUGCAGCUAAUGUAUCCCCUUGAGGAGCAUUAGAUUCAUUGCUACUGGAUGAGAAGUACCAAAUUGGCAAAAUAAGGCUGUUGCUGUACAUACACUAUAGUUUCCUAAUGCUUCUCCACAUGGCCCAGGGUGGCCACACUUCACACAGCAGACAAAGUUCAGAAUCAAGUACCACAAUAACUAUGAUACUCACAAUCAACUUUAUAGGUUGAUGGCUAAAGUAGUAAUAAUUACAAGUUACUGUAGUCUGAUUGGGCUUAGACAGUGGUUCCCAAACUAGUCCUCAAGACACCCCUACCAGUCUAGGAUUUAGGGAUUACCCAGUUGCGACCAAGGUGGUGUUUGUUUUUUUAAAAUGUUUCUAAAACACCUUACACACAACUGUGUAAUCCCUAAAUCCUGGACUGGUAGGGGUGCUCUGAGGACUGGUUUGGGAACCACUGGGUUAGAAGAAAAAAUUCGAAAUGAAUAACUGCCUCUUGGAAUCCCAUAGAUUUUGGCUGUGAGAUCAGCAGUAGAUUUUAAGAUGCCUAUAAGAAUAUGCAGUCCGGGACUGCAUUUUUUUAUACAUGUUCCUAAAUCAGAUCUUUGUAUGACAAACCUAUUAAAUAACCUCAACCUGUCAGCUCUGUGCCAUAUGCCAAUUAUAAUUUCAUGUCAUCCAAAAUGUAUUUACAUCUUUAUCAUUUGAUAAUUUAGAAUAUUUAGACAGUGUAUUCAGAUUUUCUCUUAAAUACCCAGCAAUUAAAAAAAAAGAAAGAAAAAAGAUCUGAAUAUGUUUGAGCGUAUUGAGCAAAGAUAAAUGAAAAGAGUGGAAAAUGAUGCACUACUAAUCUUUGUAGCAACGUUUGCUGUUGUUACAAUGAUCGAAGAACAUUCAAUAUGAGCCUUGCGACAGAAAAGAAUAGCCAGGUGCAUGCUGGGAAAUGUUUUAUUCUUAGAACAGACAAUAGGUUUUAUUAUUACUGUGUUCUUUAUAAGCGCUUAAAAACGGUAGAAACAUUUUAAAAAGUUUUAAUACAGUAUAUGGUGCCGACACCAUGGAAACCAUGCAACAGAAUUUAAUACCUACCUAGAAAAUGCAAAAAAGCUUGCCUACAUACAAACUCCAGCUGUUGAAAUCCUGAAAAAUAAUGCAAAAUAUUUCCUUGUUUAAUAUUUUUAUUUUUUUGUAUAUGAAUACAAUGUGGUUUUAAAAACAAGGAUCAACAUUUCUUGUCUAUAUUGUUUGGGUAUAUGUUUGGUCUGCAAAUCUUUAAUUUUAUAGAGGCAAAUAUGUGAUGGUUGUAAUUUAACAAAGAGGCAAAGGUAAAUUUAAGACCGUGAAAAUAUUUAUUUUUACAGCAUUUUAAAAUAAAACGUAUAGCUCGCAGUGUAAGCCACGAUGCUCCUUAAAUGUUAGCUGAUUAGACUGGGAUUAAUCUUCUAGUUUGUGGAUCUAUUUAAUAUCGCCAGAUGCUCAGGGUGAAAGACUUCAAGAUUCCAAAGAGCCCACUCCACCAAGCCUUUCAUGCCUCUGAACAUUUGACAGUGUAUUUACACUUGUAAAUGAUGGCACAUUUCCUCUACAACACUAGAGCUUUGUGUAGUUAUUACAAUUAAUUCAGGAAGUGCACUCACAGCAUGGGAGGUGGAAGGGGGUGUAGAUUACAUAGUGCAAGGAUGUCCCGCUUUUUGUUUUGAGCUAGUUAUUUACUGUUUAUUGACUAGCAUGCAAAUAAUCAUAAAAUAGCCAGCCUCACAGCUGGGCACUGUGUUACACAAUGGGCAGUGUACACUACAGUAGAGGGUUUUUUUAAUCUCGAAACAAAUAUCUGAUGCAAAUUGACGGCUGGAUUGCAAAAUUUAAGGGAAUAUAACCACGUUGUUUCCUCUGUUUCUGCUAUUUUUCCUGUUCAGUUACUGGUUUACAGUUUACAUUUCACUUGCCAAUUUGCCACAAUUUAUUACUCGGUGAAUAACCCCCUUAAUCGAUACAAUUAUGAUUGCAUUACAAGAGCACAGUAGAAAAGACCUUAGGGGAGAUGUAUCAGGUUUGGGAACAAAGAGCUAGGACUGAGGGAUAUUCUAUUGAUUGGUUUCCAGACCAGUUGCUCAAGUCAUAAGAAAAAAUCCCACAUGAAAAUUGCCCACGGAAAAAACCCUAAAUGUGUACAAGAAAUAUUGCUCACACUGAAAAUGCUAUGUUUACAUUUGGGGUUAAGCCAGCCUCUAGUGGCUGUCUUCCGGACAGCCACUAGAGGAGCAUCUGCGACGCUGGAGGCAUUUAAUGGACACUUUGAAUGCGUGCGCGGCACUGCCGUGCAUGCGCAUUCCGCUCCGCUGACGUCAGACAGGGGAGCUGACGUCGGCAGGGGAGGAGAGGUAAGGGAGCCCGGCGGUGGAAGAAGGUGAGUAACUGAAGGGGUUCAGCACCACUGGAAGGGGACCCUGAGGGUGGGGGCACCCUCAGGGUACUAUAGUGUCAAGAAAACCGAUUUGUUUUCCUGACACUAUAGUGAUCCUUUAAAGGAACACUAUAGUCACCCAAACAACUUUAGCUUAAUGAAGCAGUUUUAGUGCAUAGAUCAUGAUUCUUAGGUUUCACUACUCAAUUCACUGCCAUGUAGGAGUUAAAUCACUUUGUUUCUGUUAAUGAUUGACACAGCCUGCAUGAAAAAAACUGAUUUCACUUUCAAUCAGAUGUAAUUUACCUUAAACUAUUUUAUCUCUUGCUCUCUUGCUCUGUAAAUUGAGCUUUUUUUUUUUUUUUUUUCACCAUUUUUCAGAUAAUAGAGAAUAGAUUAAGUUUGAUGAACCAGUGAAAAUGACUUUCAUUCCAACAGACUCUGUCAAUAAUUUAAAAAUAUGAAUUUUAUUUGUUUGUCUGAUUUACACCAUUGAUCUCAGGAUGUUUACUGACCUCAAGUUACUUUAUUUCCUUUUUUGUUAGCAUCUUGUAUUUUCUGUUAAUUACGCUACACCAUUUGGGAUUUGGUCACUUAACAGUGAGUUGCAGUAGGUUGACAACUAAAAUGCAAAAUAUAGGCCUCCAACUAAGCUUAUUCUUUUCCAGUUCAGUUAUUUUGCCUGGUACACACAACAAUAAUAUGGAUUGCCCUUGUUGUCUUAUUGGGUGCAAUUUUACCUUGAAAUUACAAUGCUAUAUUAAAAGGGACACUAUAGUCACCAGAGCAACUACAGCUUGUUGUAUUUGUUCUGGUGAAUAUAAUCAUUCCCAGCAGGCAUUUUCAUUCAAACACUGCCUUUUCAGAGAAAUGUACCACUGCUGUUCAACAAUUCCAAGCUCUGGAUGGAGACACUGAAUUUUCCUAAAUGGCCAAGCUAGCAUUUGGCCCUGCCACUGUCCUGCCUCAUUGUUGAUAUAGGGAAAACAUUGGAUUGGCUAAAAAUCAUAAAUUCUGGUGAUGUCAGCAACGAGGCAGAUUGGGGCGCCUAAAAGUAAUCCGCCUUAAAGUUUUCUUACCUUUCAAGGGAAUUAACAGGGGUACAAACACAAAGGUUCACAAGAGCAAAAACUGCUCGACUUAUGGUGCAAAGACUUGCUCUGUCCUCAUGUCCAUUCUUUAUAUUGCCGCAGUAAAAAUCCCAGUAUUGGGGCAUAAUUGAUACCUUGGAAGAAAACUGGCCAUAACUGUCAGCAUGGAGCACCAUGGAAACUUAUUUUAACUUGCUGAAUAUAUUUAGUAUAAUGUGUGAGGUUUCAGAUUAGGUUUUGGUUUUUGAUAAAGGAUGACGAUCUGGUGUUUGGGUUUAGGUUAGAGUUACGAUCUCACUGACCAGAUGAUAAACACACAUUUAAUAUAAACUCACAAAAUGAAGCCUUGUGCUCAAACUCCCACUACUCCUGGGCAGCAGCAAUGACUAUAGUAUAAUACAUAAAAAUGCACAUUACAUUUUGUAUCACACAGCCAUGUUACAGUGCUGCCUUCCACCCCAUGUGUUCCCUAUUACGGGUUAAAAAGUGUGUAGGGGUUUAGAAAAAUACCCCUCUCUGUCUCAUUAGAGAUAUCUUUACCUGAAGCUGAAAGAAGCAAGGUGAAUUGUUAGUGUAGGACUCACGUAAGAGGUUUGCCUUGACAUGGCAAGUGGGCUAACAUUUCAAUAGCCAUUAGAGUGAUUCUAAAAACCUUCAGUUAUUUAAAUGUGCAUAGGGAUUCGGGAUAGUGCGCAAGUAACUGUUUUUUUUUUUUUAUUGUACAUUUAAUAUAACCCUGUAUCAGUUUGUUCCGCAUAAUCAGUUGUGAAUAGAUAUUGAUCAAUUGUAAAUAAAUCAUAGUUAAGAGAACGCCUCUUGUGAACAGAAGAAAUGGGGACAUACUAAAAGGAAUGACAGAGAUGAAUGGCAGUAGGGAAAGCUGGACAUGAAAUAAAAACAUAUAAAUUGCUGUGGAUUAAAACCCACGAAACGGACCACAUAAAUAAUUACUGUGGGUAUUCCCCAACCACAGUACCUUAAUCUUCGAAUCAGAUUAAGGGAGAUUAUUGCUGUAUUUUAUAAAAUGUCAAUGGGGAACACAACCAAAUGUCCAUAGACAUUAAUGGAGAAUAGAAUAAAACCACAAAGCAAAUCACAUAAAUAAUUACUGUUGGUAUUCCCUAACUACAAAAACAGGAUUUGAAGAUCAGAUUAAGUGAAAUGAUUGCUGAAUUCUAUAGAAUAACAAAGGGUUAAUGACGCAAGCAAUGAGACAUUAAUAAAAAAAAAAAAAAAUUCAAAACAUCUUUGAGAACUGAGCGGGGAUUUACCGAUGUAAACGCUUUUGAGAUUUCUGUAAGCUUUUGCCCAUUCUCAGAGUUCUCAUCCAGAUGUGGACCCCAUUCUCACUGUGCCUAGAGGGGUAUAAACAACACCUUGCUGACAAGGCCCAAAGAAGGUUGAAUUGACCAUCUGUGUUUGCAAUAUCUCUCGUGCAGGGUGAACUUGUCAGCAUGUUGAAUGUGUCGUUCACACUUUCUGUUUUAGUUAAGUAAUAUUAUUGCUGCAUUCUAUGGAAUGAGAGGGGUGAAUGACACCACUGAAUGUCCAUAGACAGCAAUGAAAAACAAUUGUUGUGGAGUACAAACCACAAAACAGAGUGUGGGUACUGUGUGAUACUGUGGGUAUUCUCUAAAACAUUGGCUCCCAAACCAGUCCUCAUGGCCCACCGACAGUCCAGAAUUUAUGUAUUUCCCUGUUUUAUUUCAAUGGAGAUACUAACAAAACCUGGACUGUUGGUGGGUCUUGAGGACUGGGUUGGGAAACGCUGCUUUAAAGGCACUGACAGGUUCUGAGAUGCAGUUUACGACAGAUUAUUGCUGCAUUUUACGAUAGAUUAUUGCUGUUGUUGUGUCUGAAAAACACUUUAGACACAACAGGGUAAUCCAUAAAUCCUGGGCUGGUCGGGGUACUUGAGGACUGGGUUGGGAUCCACUGGUUUAGAGCCACUAGCUGAUGCUCUCAGCCAAUGAGCUAUACCUGCCCUGCAGGAUUUAUCUUAGAAGAGCGAACAAUUGGCGAGUCGUGGUACUCCAGGCACCAUAACCACUGCAGUGAGCUAAUGUCUAUGGACAUUUGGUGGUAUGAUUCACCUUUGUCAUCUCAUUGAAUGCAGCAUCAAUAUCUCUUAAACUGAAUCUCAUAACCUGUAACUCUAGUUAGGAAAUACCCAACAUAAUUCAUUUUGUGGUCUGUCUUGUGGUUUUUAAUCCACAGCAGUUGUAUUCUUUAUUCCAUUAAUGUCUAAUGACAUUUAGUUGUGUCAUUCAACCCUUGUCAUUAAUUUAGAAAGUAGAAAUAAUCUACUUUAGUUAGGGAAUACCCACAGUAAUUAUUAAUAUGGUCUGUUUUUUGGAAUUGUGGAAUUCACAGUAAAUUGUUUCCAUUAAUGUCUAUAGGUAUUCGGUGGUAUCAUUCCCCAUUGUCAUUCCAUAAAUGUAUCAAUAAUCUCACUUUAUCUGAGUCUCAGAAACUGUGAAUACUCACAGUAAUUAUUUGUGGUUUUUAAUCUAAACAGUAGUUUGUUUGUUUUUUCAUUUCUAUGGACAUUUGGUUGUGUCACUGGUUGCUGAAGUGCUUUAUGGGUGAGGAAUAUCCUAUUUUAACCCCAGUUUAUAAAAGUGCCGAUUUCUAGGGGAAAUUAGCACUUUUAUAAAUACAUUUUGGAACUCUUCUGAAUGCAUGCAUUCAUUCCUUGAGGGUAUAUCUACUAAACAGUGACUGUGAUUUAAAUUUUUUUUUUUUAAAUCAGUCUGGAGUAGUCAUUUAACCUCUGUCAUUCUAUAGAACAGGGGUAGGCAACCUACGGCACUAGUGCCAUGCAUGGCACUCGAGGUGCCUUUGCAUGGCACUCAAGGCUGCUAGAGCCAAACAGACUCUGGCCUAUCAGGAGUCCCAGUAAAACUUCAGAUAUCUGCUAAUACAAAGAGGUGGUGAAGAACAAUCCUCAAUUUAUGCAUUGCAGCACGUAGAGGAAGUGAUCUCAGAGCACUUCAUUCCAGCACUUGUGAUUGGGAAUCCACACAGUAGUAGAGCAGCUCGCAGUUGUUGUUGCAGCUCCGGUCCUUGACCUGUACCUGGCCAACAUGGUCCCCACUGGAACCCAGGGAAGCCACCCACACUGCUAGAUAUACACAGAAAUGCAGAAAGACCCUCCCCUCAUACAAAUAAUACGGACAGCCCACACACAAACAUACACACAAUCUGCACAAACAUACACACAAUCUGCACAAACGCAACACCACUAACAAUCCACAUACAUGCACACAACCCCACAUGCAGCCUCUCACAUGCAAUACCCCAAACAGCCCCCACACAUACACACACUACUAAACACACAAUGUGACAUAUCCAUCCACACACACAAUUCCACAAGCUGCCCCCAUACACAGCCCCCAUUCAUAUGUAUCAUACACGAUACCACAAUCUACUCAUGAACAUAUACAAUAUAAUAGCUCAUAUACGCACAAAUACAACGAUACAAAGCAAUUACAGUAUAAAUAACACAAGCAGAAUACGGCAGCAUACACACCUCAAUUUAAAAAAAAAUAAAAAUAGGACUGGCACGCUACGGGACAUCACAAUCCUAUAUCGGCACAGUGCUGCUAAAAGGUUGCCUACCCCUGCUAUAGAAGGUACAAUAAUCUUUUUUGCAAUAAUUGAUUUUUUUAAUUUCAUUGAUGUGUGUGGGCUUUCCAUUCUCGCAUUCCCCACGUCAUUCCUUUUAAUACAUUCCGUAGAAAAGACCCUUUAUUAUUAUGAAAUAAAUCUAGGUGAACUGUGUGCCAUCGAGACCUGCUGUUUUGGUGUUUUCUUUAAGUGGUUAGAAUGCUAUCACAGCGGGACUAUACAUUUCCCCUUCUAACGUGAGAAAAGGGAAGAAACACGUAUACUCUUCCUCGUUUGCUAUUGCAUCGACCAGCUGAAAUAUUUCACUACAAAAGAGUUGAUAGUAAUUUUGUUUUUGCCUCAACUGUUGAUAAUGUAGUUAGUUUCCUUUUCGUCAGACAUAGCUGGCACCUACUAAAUUAAGUGGCUCUGUUAUCAGAAAUUGUUCCAUUAUGUGCAGUAAAAGCUGUCUACGUCUUGUAUUGAUAAUUUCUAAACGCUGUCUGUACACUUUUUGACAUCCAUUACUGUCCAUGGAGUUAAGUAAAGUAAUUCAGUGUACACCAUGUUCACACAAUUUCUCAACAUGGUCGGUUACAUAAUACAGCUUGGUUAGGUGAAAUUAUAUUAGGCUACUACUCCUGGCCAACUACUGUGCUGUUCAGCUACUUUGCCAACAGACUUUUUGUACUUGAUUUGUUGUGUUCAUUUGCUUCCUUCUCUUUCACAAUUUGACUAUAUAAUCAGUUUGAUGAAUAUUUAAAUUUCUUUGAAAUGUUGUUUUAAAAAAAAAUAAAAAAAUCUCCUCAGUGCCUUAUCUCAUCUCCUUUUAGGAGUCAUUUUAACAAAGCCCCAUGGACCUGUUUUGAUUUCAAUGUAUUUGAAUAAAUGACAAAGUGGCCCUACAGUUUGUACUAGAUGAAUAACAUUUGUGGAAUUUUUCAGAUUGAAAAGGAGUGUUUAGUUACACAAGCAGUUUAGGGGUGUAGUGCAUCAUUCAUUCUCUCACAAUAGCAAAAGGUUCAAAUAUAUACAAAAAUAUGCAAAACCAUUGUGUUAAACAAUGAUCCUAUACAAAAGAUAUUGCAAACAAGCCAUUUUAUGAAAGCUGCCUGAUCCAUAGUUGGCAACAGUCCUUAAUUUGGCAGAACAGUCCUGAUAAAUGAUAAAUCACCAUAAAGUGUCAUAAAGGUAAUGCAGUGUGAUGAAAGGCAGCUAUAGGAAGAUCCAUGCAUGCCAACUCGUCAUUGACCGUAUAGCUGUGACUGAAUCUUUGUUUGAAUCCAUAUAAUGUGAGGCUGUGAUGUAAUGGGGUUUAGAAUAAUGUAUCUGUCCAUAAAGGAACACUGUAGUGUUAGGAAUACAAACCUGCACUCCUAAUACUAUAGUGCCCCCCCCCCCCCUAACUCUAUACACAACCCCCUCUGUGUGCAAUACAAAUUAGUUUAACAAAAGUUUUGCCUACCUUUUUCUGCUCACCUCUCUGCCGCCCAUGGCGUCAUGGAGAAAGCAUGGCCUGCUCCGCAGUGAACCAAUCUAAUGCUCCUCAUGUGCAUGGAUGUGCACCACACUCACAUCCAAGUUUCUCCAUAGUAAAGCAUUGCAUUGGCUUCCGCAUCAUGUGACCGAGAUUUUGAAUGAAUAAAGGAUAGUAAAAAAAAAAAAAAAGAAAUCGAAGAAUUCCUGUAAAGGCAAACUACAGUCCAGAAAUUGCCCCCUCUUAGUAUUUGAUCUAUUAUGGAGAGAAUUCAUAAGUAUAUGGAAAAAAUAAACUUGAAAAUAAGAGAAAAAUCCUAGUAACAACUCAUUUUCCCUUGUUUGUUGAAUAUAUACAUCUUCACUAGGGAUCUGAAAAUGGCUGAAUAUUAUCACUCCUGGGGACUUCUGAGCAUAUCACAUAAACCUCAUCCAGCAGCGAUUUAUGGUGUAUGUCCUGCAGUCCUUGGCAGUUUGACUCCAAGUAAUGUGAAAAAAAGAUGCUACUAUACUAUUGGAUACGAUACUAUAGGCAACCUUCGACACUCCAGAUGUUUUGGAUUACAAAUCCCAUCAUGCUUUGCCAGCAUUAUUAAAAUGUAAAGCCAAAGUAACCAAAUUAGAAGCAUAGCGGACAUCAUGGAGAAUUUUUCCAGUUUAACUAUUUGUCCUUAAAUUAAAAAAUCACUUUGGAAUUCACUUUGAAUUUUUGACACAAUAGGUCGGAGACGAAAAGAAGAGGGGGAAAAAAAAGUAGGAUGAAUUAUGCCUAGAAAUCAACAAAACUGGUUCACACAUAUAUUGCCCACUUUUUAUUUUAAAAGACUAUUGAGGUUGUGUUAGUCAUUUGGAACUCGGUAAAAUCUGCGAUUUUCAAGGCUAAUUUUUACUUGUCUUUUUUCACAUAGUCUAUUUCUCUGGGUCAUAUUAUGGUAUGGAUAUAAAAAAUGCAACAGCAAAUUCACUAAACAUUGAAUUGUGGGGAGCUUCCAGGCAGAUUGUUCACCGCCAGUGAGCUAAGACAGAAAACGUUGCUGAAUUCUUUGUUUAUCCAAUUUGGCGUUUUAACCUUUAAGGCUUAAAAUUAAUCCCUUCAUUCAUUCAAAGUGGUUAUGGUGUUACUCCAUCUCUGGCAUCAUCAUUAGCCAGCCCAGAACAAAGUUGGGGGGCGGACAACAUCAGAAACAGAGACUAACCAAAACCAGUGUUUUCUAAACCGUUUUUUUGAUUGGAGCAACUCUUUAAUAUAUUGUGUUGCUUUUCACUUACCUAUUGCUCUGCUCUUAGUGAUGAGACUUGUAAAACGAUCAGUUGUUUUUCUGUAUUUUUCUUACAUUUUACGAGGAAUUUAAUCAUAAAACUGAGGUUUUGUUUUUUUUAGUCUUAAGCACUGAUAUUUACAAUACACUCUAGACUCGUGCCAUUGUUAAAGUGUGUGUGUGUUUCGAAUGAAAGGGGAAGCUGUGAAGCUGAUUUAGAAUUUCUGAGAACCUAGUUCCAUCCCAAACAUUUAUACUGUGAGCUCUGUGAAAUUGUACGAUAGAGUUACCUUAUGUUCUUAUUCUUUACAGACAAUUACACACCUUUCCUGUGUUAACAAAAAACAGCCAUGGGAUUUGGAACAGAGUUUAACUGUUCCACCGGACACAAUGCAUUGUUGCGCCUCCAAGAUACUGAACUCAAACUGAUGGACUCCAUGAAAAAAUGGCUUGCACAGCGUUCAAAGAGUGACAAAGAGUAUGCUUCACUACUGCACCAGAUGAUCAGUCUGGUGGAAAAGCAGGAACAAUCUUCACCCCCUGGGCUAUCUGACUACUCAAGCCAGCUCAGCCAGGUAAGUAAACCAUGUGCAAUAGGUUCUAGUCCAGGGGUUUCGAAAUACAGACCACCAGUUUCUAAUAAUGGGAGUUGUAGUCCAAGAAUAGUAGAAUUGGGGAACAUUGUGUUUAAUUUGUCUUUUGAAAUGUUUGUUUUUAUUAUUGCAACACUAUAAGGUUGCAACAACUGAAAACAGCACACAUCAUUACAGUGCUGAGCAGUGUAGUGGUCCAUGCUGUAGAUUUAGGGGGUUUUGGGACACAGGCAGGGAUUAUUUACUAAAGUGGGAAUUCAAAGUGAAUUUCAGCUUCAAGGCCAAAGUAGCUGAGCUGAAACAUAGCUGAGAAUUGUGAGAGACUGGGUCCAGUUCGGCUGUUUUUACCUUGAAUUUGACAUUCACGUUAAAGGGACACUAUAGUCACCCAGACCACUUCAGCUCAAUAAAGUGAUCUGGGUGCCAGGUCCCUCCAGGUUUUAACCCUUCAGAUGUAAACAUAGCAGUUUCAGAGAAACUGCUAUGUUUACAUAGCAGGGUUUAUCCAACUUCUAGUGGCUGUCUUCCGGACAGCCGCUGGAGGCGCUUCUGCGGUGCAGAACGUCCAUAUGAAAGCAUUGAGAAAUGCUUUCCUAUGGACUGUUUGAAUGCGCCACUUGCUGCGCAUUCCGCUCCAUUCGGGAGUUGACUUCGGCGGAGAGGUCACCAGCGCCGAGGGAGCCCGGCCCUGGAUUAAGGUAAGUGGCUGAAGGGGUUUUAACCCCUUCAGUGCCAAGGGAGGGGGACCCUGAGUGAUCCUUUAAAUUGACUUUAAAUUCUCAUUUUGGUAACUAGCUCUGAGGUUGUUUAGUAUUGGGGAAACUUAGGGUGACAGGGUUAGGAUUAAGGAGAUCUUACGUUUGGGGGGGACCUUGAUUUGUCUAGGUCAAUAACUUUGUGUAGAUAAAAACACCCGUGUUUAGCAAGUCUAUUCUUACAGUUGUCAAUUCAAUACUGUAUAUUUGGUCAUUAUAAGUAAAACAUUUUAUUUUUUAAUAUACCGAGUAAUUUUGUGUUUAUGUGUAUGCAUAUUAUAGAUCACAAAAUACAAAAGGCAAAUCUGUUCUUAUAUUUUAAACAGAUUGGCACCUAAUGAGGAAAUUUCAGAUCAAAUGUGAAAAACAAACUCCCUACGUGUUAUACAGCUAUAACUAUAAAAUAUACUGUCUGUGUUAUUCUGAUAAAUAAAAAUGUAGUAGUUAAUGCCAUUGCUGUAACUGCAUUUUAAUGACAUCACAGCAGGUUUAUUUCCACCAGUGAGAAAAGUAAUUAGCCAUUUUGGCACUAGGCUUAAAAAAAGAAUUUUCAGUGUCUUGCACUCUGCGUGUUAGCGACAUCAGAACACAUACUAAUACUAUGUUUUAAUGGAAUUCCUGAAUAUGUCCAGGUGAUCAUGAUGUCAUAGUAAUGUGCAACAGGUGUAAUACAUUGCAAAAUAUUAAUUCCUGUUAUGGGAACAUCUUUAGUGUUAUUGGACUGAUUAUCACUUAUUUUUUUUUUAUAUCAUUUAUUGAGAAUUUUCAGUAGUAUAAGUACAAACAAUAUUAGUAUCCACUGCAGUGAUGAAACAAUUCCAGAUAUAUAUACAAUAUAUUCAAAAUAAACUAUACAGUUGGCGAGGGAACUUAAGCGUAACCUUAAACAGGAUUUGGCAAAAAAGGGGAUUAGGGACUAGGGGUCAAGUGGUAUCCAUGGGAGAGGGUGACACAGGAGGCUAAAGGCAAGCCCAGUAUUAGUCCAAAGUUUUCCAUAUUUUUUUUAAUUUGCGCGAGGAGCCUAAAGUUAUGUAAGGCAUCUCUUUGUAUUUGUAAGUGGUUUGUAGAGUGUCAGAGAUUGAUCAUGUUAGGGGAGUCACUAGAGUCCUCCGAUGUAUGGCUAAAUUAGGGGUUUUUUUUUUGCAACUAGAAUAUGUAAGAUCAGUUGUUUACCCCAUGCGUAGAUCAUUGGGGAGCUUUUCUUGUAAUAAAACUUGAGGAAGCCAAAGAAGUGUGUGCCCUGUGACUUCGGCAAUGAGUCUUUGGACCAUCCUCCAAUAUGUGGAGAUUUUAUUACAAUUCCAGGAGAUAUGUAGCAGUGUUCCGGUGUAUGAUUUACAUUUCCAGCAGAUUGGCGAGGUAGAUGUGAGAAAAGCAAGUUAGCACCAUGUACCAACGAAAGAAAAUUUCUGCUUGUCUCCCAAUGAGAGUAGCACUUGGAGACUCUGAUGAAUUUGUUGCCUCAUCGCGCCAUACUUCAGGUGAGAAAGUCUGUUGAAGGUCAGAUUCCUAUUGUGUGGCAUGUCGGCUUUUCAGGACUCUCUUAUGUAAGGAGAAUGUUGUAGCAUGUAGAUAAUGGUUUAAGAUAAAUAUCCCACCCAGAGCCUUUGGAAAUGUGUCAUAUGUGAUGGGAGAACUUUGAAGAAUACUGUUGAGACGUAGGUAGGUAAAGAUAUCUGCCGGAACCUUGGGAUUUCACUUAAAACAUGACCUGGUGAGAAGGAAACCAUAGUCUGUAAACUCCGUUUUGCUGUGGUUUGAGUGUAAAAGCGCAUAUGUGGGUCUACAGAAUAGUAUGGCAGUCUAAAAUAUAUACAGAGGUCUAUACAAAUAAACUAAACAGUUAUACAAACAAAAGAAAAAAAUCAAAUUGCUAAAUAAAUAUAGAGGCUGUUAAUUGUUUUUAUUUUAAAAAUUUUUUACUUUUGACUUCUAAGGGCAUGAGUUAAUUGAUGACCUACAAUCUAACCAAGCAGAUAUGCAAACAAACAAAAUGUUUAAGAAUUUUUGUUGAGACACUUCCCUGUGCGUGAAACAUUUUAUGGUUCUUAGUGAAUUAUCCAAUGAUAAACAGUGAAACUGUUUUAAUGGUAUUUGCUGAAUCAUUGAUUGCAACAAAGGAAAGAAGACAUAGGUUGGUACUUGACUUAUUUGAUUAGAUUAGUAACAGGGCUUUAAACACUUUAAAUUAUUAUACAUUAGAUACAUAUAAAAGUUGUAUAUUUACAGUGAGUAGAGAAUUAACAUAUAUGAAUUAAAAAAAAAAAAACACCUGCUAUUGUUUUUUUUUAACUUUUCUUUUUCUGCAAGUUUCUCAUCUGUAGCAUAAGGGUCAUAACCGCAUUAGUUGCCCCUCUUUCAUAGAUGUCUAGAAAUGAGAGUAUCAUAGAAUGUCUAGAACUCUUCAGAGCAGUGUAAUCAAUCCCCAGAAGAAGGGUACCCACCACAUCCUUGGAAAUUGUCCUUCAGUUCUCCAGUAUGAUGGACAGCCAGCAAUUCACUUGAGGAAUCCUACAGUGUGCCAAGAUAAUAAGUUGUGAAGGGUAUUCUCUGGUAUUAGAGAAGACGGGGAUUCCACGGAUUGUUUCUGCGUCUUCAACAAAUGAAUUUUUUUGCAUAAUUUAGGCCCGGUUAACCUCAACUGACAUUACCCUGUCUACUCCUUUGUUAUGGGCACGGGGCAGAGCAAAGUUCGAACAUCUGGGAUUUAAGGUGGUGUGUGCUUUUCCCUAGCUGUUACAAAAUACAGUGGAUGUUAGACGUGAUUUCCAGAAAGUCAGCUUGUAGAGGAGUAGAUAGUAGGUCUUGGUAGAUCAGGUGGAUUUUGCACCUGAUGCUAGAUAUACACUUUGAGAAAGACCGGUUCGGGUCGAAACGCGUCAGUGUGUGUGGACUUUCUAUUUUAUUUAUUUAGCUUAUGUUGUAUAUUUUCCGUGUAUUUUAUCCAGUAAAUUUUAUUUUACCUUUACCACUUUGGAUACCUUCAUACUUCUUGCUGUACCGGAAAGGAGACACCACAGCAGUGAAUCCUACAGCCAGAAUAAGCUAAUUAUUCAUCUGCCAUCAAAGCCACAGCCUGCUUGUUGUGGCUCAGGAAUGUGUGAGUGACCCAUUACAUCUGCAAUAGAUCUAUAUUGGUUGAAAUAACAGUAUUAUGCUAUGAUUGUUUUUAUGUUAUUUUUUUCAGAAAGAUCAGUAGGCUCCACACUCAUAAGUAUACAUUUCAUAAAUUGUUGUGUAUUUCUGCACCCCCCAUUAUUCAUCACCUUUUCUAAUACACUUGGUGCCAUUUGAGUGAUUUUAGGCACUGGGGGUAGUUGCACUUAUUCUUAUACGUUAAGCGCCAAUCCACUGCUAUUUUAUCCUGUACGGAUUUAAUACUUCUGUACAUGCAAUUGAUAUAUAAACUUUACUAUUCUCCUACUCCCAUCCCUAUCAUCCUCAGCCUUUAUCCCAUCCAGUCCACCUUAGAGUCUCCCCAUCUGCCAAUAUGCAGAGCCUUUAAUUGUGGCACUUUUUAAUGGGUUCAAGUUGUAUAUUCCUGUGCCAUAAUAUUUAAUACAAUUAAUCUAAUUGUAGAAAUAUUCUAAUAAUAUAUUAGUUGUAUAUUUUUUAAGGGAUCCUUUUGUGUCCGCUAGGAUUUUAUAUCCAGUGGACAUUUAUGUACUUCUCUAUUCACUAUAUUUGAGGGGUUUUCCAUUUUAGGUUCCCUUUUAAACACCAAUAGUCCCUCUUUGGGAUACUUUGUAUUUUCAAUUUAUACCAAUUAAAGAAUAAGUCCCUGUAUUAUUUUAAACUUGAAGAUUGGAUUAUCUAGAAUGUAAGAACCUGUACACGUUCUUAAUAAGAAUGAUUCGUUUUUCCAUGCCAAACAUUCUGAGCUCUAUACACAGUAUCCAGAUAGGCUAUGGAAGAGCAAUACGAGUCUUAAAACCUUGCAAAGUAUUUUCAUUUUUUAUUUUGGUGCCCUACAUUUUACCUGCGAAAUGUGGGCAAACUGGUUGAUCAACAUUUUUCAUUAUGCAUUUAGUCAUGACAGGGCUGCUGGCAAGGAGGUUGUGGACUGCAACCUCAAACCAUUCUUCUGAAAAUUUGAAUAUCAAGAGGUGCGUGUCAGGUUCGUCAGGAGACCCUCAGUAAGAUGAGAGACAGCAAUCCUGACAAGGCAAUGAACGAAAGUUAGAAUAGGGUGUAUUAUUAAACCCUAGACUGGCUGCACUUAAAGCGGCACUGUCAUGGCCGAAUACAGUUUGUUUGUUUUUUUUAACCCCCCUCCCUACUCCACUACAUCUAAUUGUCCCCUAGUCACCCAAAAAUGUUCCUAAGGUCCUGGGCGCUGCCAUAUUUGUGUGGGUAGGUGAAGUCCCUGUGGGACACGUCAUCUGCCCACACUAGAUAGCGCUGUAAAAAUUCCUGUGCAUGCCCAGUUUAGCACUUGGGCAUUCGCUACAGGAAUUUCAUCUAUACAUUUGUCAGAAAUGAAUGAAAAUUUCAGAGGAACAAUCGGUGUUUGUUUGUUCGUUCAUUUAGUUUAUUACGAGAGAGCUACCGGCGCGCAGCUCCCUCCUUGUAAAAUUGUAAAAAUAGAAGCGGCAGAGAGCAGUGCUCCCGCCACUUCCUAAGCCCCUAAAUGUCCUCCCUCACUCUAUGAGGGUCAAUAUGACCCCCAUAUUAGCAUAAGGGAGAUUGAAAUCUCCCGAAUGCCCCUACUCGCUAUGCCGCGAGUAGGGGAAUGUCUACUAAACAGUUAGCAGCAUGUGGCUGCUCACUGUUGUAAGCCCCCCCCCCCUUCCAACAAGUAGCCCCAUGGUGUCCCCGCAGCUCCCACCCGUGCCCCGCGAGUGGGGGCUGUGCAAAUAAAUGGGGGACAUAGGUUGAGCGGUGGUUGGGGGCCCUAAAAGACAAUGGUGGGAACUAGGGUUGCCACAUUUUUUGUGGAAAAAUACCGGCCAUUAUAAUUUGUAUAACUGUAUAUGCAUGACAUCACAGGGCACGACAUACAUAAAAGAAUGAGAACAUUUGGAAGUAGAAAAUUCCCAAAUUUACUAAUAAACUACUUACAAUGUUUGUACUUUGUGUGUGUGUGUGUGUGUCUACAAUGUCUGUGUUAUUUUAUAGUGUGUGUGUGUGUGUGUAUAUAGCAAUGUGUGUACAUACCAUUUAUAACAGAGAUGGAUAUUCUACAGAGACUGCUGAAUAAACAUACAGACACAGACUGCUGUAUACAUACAUACUUCUGAAUAUACAUGCAUACACACACAGACUGCUGAAUACACACACAGACUGCUGAGUACACGCAGAGACUGCUGAAUACAUAGAGACUGCUGUACACACACACACACACACACAGACACACAGACUGCUGGAUACACACACAGACUGACUGCUGAACACACACACACACAGACUGCUGAACACACACACACACACACAGACUGCUGAACACACGUACACACAGACUGAUGAAUUCACACACAUAGAUUGCUGAGUACACACACAGACUGCUGCAUACACAAAGACAAAGACAGCUGAAUACAGACACACACUGACUGCUGAGUACAUACACACACACACAGAUUGCUGAGUGCACACACAGACUGCUAAAUACAGACACACACUGACUGAGUACACACACACACACAGAUUGCUGAGUGCACACACAGACUGCUGAAUACAGACACACACUGACUGCUGAGUACACACACACACACACAUACUGAUUACUGAAUACAGAUACACACAGACUGCUGAAUACACACACAGAUUGCUGAGUACACACACACAGACUGCUGAGCACACACAGACUGCUAAGCACACACACAGAUUCCGGAUUACACACACAGAUUCCUGAUUACACACACAGAUUGCUCAACACACGUACACACAGACUGCUGUACUUACACACACAGACUGCUGAACACACACCCACAGAUUGCCGAGUACAUACACACACACAGACUGCUGCAUACAUGGACACAGACUGCUGAAUACAGACACACACUGACUGCUGCUUACAUACACACACAGAUUGCUGAGUACACACACAGACUGCUGCAUACACAUAGACACAGACUGCUGAGUACACACAGACUGCUGAAUACAGACACACUGACUGCUGAGUACGCACACACUGAUUGCUGAAUACAGACACACACAGACUGCUGAGUACACACACACAUAUUGCCAAGUACACACACACAUACUGCUGAAUACAGACACACAUACUGCUGAAUACAGACACACACAGAUUGAUGAGUACACACACACAGAGACUGCUGAGUACACACACACACAGACUGCUGAACACACACACACACAGAUUGCGGAGUACACACACACAUCCAAAUUGCUGAGUAUAUACAAACUGCUGCAUAUACACACACAAGUACCUGCUCUCAAGACACAGCUCCUACUGCCAUGCUUCCAUCUCCUUGACCUACAGCUUCUGCUCCUCCCAUGAGGACUCUAUCAGUGGAGAGGGCAGGGACAAGCUGAGAUAUCCCAUCUCAGUCCUCUCCACACACCCAAGCACCAACAAGUUUUCUUAGUACGGCCUGAGAGUACUGCACACCCUGAAGGCCAGUGCCGAUAUUGCAGAACAAUCUCUUCAAAGAAAAAUAUUUUUGCAAUAUCUGCACUGGUCACAGUGCAUCAAAUACCAGUAAAAUACCAGUAAAAUACAAGCCAGGUGGCAACUCUAGCCCGGAGAACCUAUUGUUACCCCCUGCCCGGCCUCUGCCCAUUUUCAUUUAGGGCCCCCACCUGCCGCUCAUGGGUGGGGGCCGGUGGGAAGACAAUAGGUUCUCCCCCCCCCCCAUUUUAAUUUAGGGCCCACACCCGCCGCUAAAGUUGUCUGAAAGAUCAAUCUUGGUCUCUCAGUCUUUUGGUAGAUAGCUCCCUAAUACCGUGGGGGGCCCUGAGGUGACCGGCUGCUGGGCCCCCCAGGAGAAGAGGCUGGCCAUAGUGGGUACAUACCCUGCGACCCAGUAUGUACACCACUGAAUGUGGGGCCCGGAUGACCUGAGCAGUCCGGGCCCCCCAGGACCGCCGGGCCCAUGACAACAAAUGUUUGCUUUUUUAUUUAUUUUUAUUUUUUGGUAUUUGCAAUUUACUUUAGUUUGAUAUUGAGGACAUACUAAAAUUCCUCUAAAUUGAGCAAUGUGUAUGUUCAGAAAAUGACAGCUCAAUAAGUAGAGUAUACUUUUAUACAUUUUUAAACUGAAUUCCUGGGAAAAAUCUUAUUUUUUUGUGUGCAUUCUUUCCCCAUAACUGCUCAUUAUAAGUGCAUCUAAUCUGUUCCCUACCUCUUUGUAUCUUUGGCAAAGCAGCCCUCCUCAGUCAGCUUAACCUCACACUUUACAUUUUACACCUAGCAUAUACAAUGCAACUAGCUUGUUUAUCUUCUCUUACUAUUUUAAAGUAAGUGGUUCAGCCUGUUUCCUUUACCUCAUGUUUAAAACACAUAACGUCACUUGUCAUGCAUAGCACAAACUUUCCAGAUCCUCUCCUGACACACACUCAUUUAUACUAUUGUACUUAAAACACAGAAACUGUGGGGGCGGGGCUUGAGCCUCAUGGCGGCCGGAAAUGCUUUGGCUGAGCUCCGGGCCUGAUCUCCCUUCUAAGUUAACUUUUAUGCUAAACAGCCCACUUCAAAGCCUAAAACCGGAACUUACCUGUCCCAGGAGCCGGUAGCUGAACCCUGAGCCGGCCGAUUUGUUAUUGUUCCGUGCUAAUUGCGGUAAUCUAGGAGAGGCCUGGUGGAGUUGCUCGGCGGGAGAGGCGGCCGCUCUCCCGACCUGAGGACCGCUACACCUUCAAGCAUUAACCUCAUAGCCCCGUUUCUCCCCCCCUCUGGACCGGGGGGGUUAUCCCAAGCCCCACUGACAAGAAGCUUGCACCAUCGCAGCGGCAACACUCACUUAGCCCAAAAGGGCACUAUCACGCAAAAUGGCGUCUGAACUCAGCACCACUAUGCCUAAGCCUUCGUCUGUUCUGGGACACUCGCAUGCCGCUGAUUACCUUAUGCAGAGGCUCGACGACAUCUUUGAGCGCUUCUGGAAAACAUUGGAGGCACGCCAGUCAGCUACUGCAGAACAGAACCUAGAAGGGAACUGGAGAAGAGAGAGACCGGCAGUAUGUGGGCCUUUUCAGGGUGAUCAACCUAAUCGAGCAGACAUACCUACAACCACAUGUCACACUCACACUACUCAACCGCAGGACUCUGCUACACUGCAUCAUAAGAGUACACAGUGGACAGCCAGACAAAAGGUGAGCAGAUCCCCCUCGGGCAGAACCCUCAACACGGGAACCACCUUCACUUACAGUAACCCACCUGGGUCGAAGGCCACCAGGGGCACAACCCUACAGCAUCACCCGCUCAGACUCUGUACCCCCCGAAAGGGGAAGUACUGGGACUCUAGAGGCCUCCCGGCCUGCAGCCCGCAGAUGCCAGCCUAUAAGAAAUCCUCCGACCAGCGAAGCGCAAUCCCGCACUCAAGGUCUCAUGCAGGCAGCCACGAAGCUCACCGGGAUGCAGCAUAGAUUUCUACCGGCAAAAGACACAGACAGACAGAGAGCCCCUCCAGGGCCCAUCGGAGAUGGAAUCUUACCGAGGCACCAACUCUGCUACUAUCCCUGGCCCACCUGUCAAGCCUCCAGAGCCGGCAUCGGCUGAUCAGAGUGGACUGAACCAGAAAUGUUUGAUACCUCAUGGUUUGUUUUUUUCUCUUCUUGCUCUCUCUAAUCACACAUGUUUUCUCUUAUUAUUUGUUGCCUUCACGACCCAGUGGCAUUAAGCUCAGGCACACUGACACAGCCUGUAUACUAUGAAUGUGUGUAGCUUACAGCAUAUAGAGCCUGAACACCUAUAUUCUAUAAAACCAUAUCCCAUGUCUAAACCCUGUUAGAUAGGUACACAUCCCAAGCUGCACUAGAAAUGUAGAAAUGUAUAAGUUUGUGCCUAGACACUAUGUCCGCGUCUUCAAAAAUUGGGCAAGCUAGUUUGGUAUCUGCAGCACUUCUAUAGUCUCUCUCAGGAUUCAGCCUGUUUACUUAUAACAUAAAAAUGUGCAGUUCUUAACUUGCCAUGACACUGUAAUUACUUGUGAUAUUGCAUUAUGCUUGUCAACGCCGUCGUGGCAUCACAAGCCUGUAUGUUAUUCCAUGCACUAAAAAAUAAAGAAUUUAAAAAAAAAACACAGAAACUGUGCAAUUUCAUAGAAUCCACACUAAAGUUGCCUAUUAUAUGUUACACUUGUACAUGCUGAAAUUACUGUGGCAAGGAAAACUUGUAUUGUUAUAUGCGCACAACAAAAAUAAAUAAAUAAUAAUCUGUUCCCUAAUUCCGAUUUGAUGCCUCCACUAGGGCUGGAAAGCCAUUCUAUCUAUAUACCUCCUGUCAUGAUAGCGAGGUCGCGAGACAUUGUAUCAGCUGUCAGUAAAUGGGGAACAAACAGGGUUUCCCUUACAUUGUACGUUAAUUUGUAGAUUUGAAUUUCAAUGAAAGAAAAACAUCAAUGUUGAUUUAGGUAGUGAGGUCAAAGUUCGAAUUUACUUUCAGGAAUGUUAUUUUUUUUUAUUUGCAUAAAGUCAUGGUACAGAUAUCACUGUUUUGGAUACACCGAAUAUUGAGAAGUAACAAUUAUCUGUAUGCGUCAAAUACAUGGGAAACAAGAAUUUGCUGCUAACAAUUGAGGAAUGUUAUUUUAGUUCUAGUUGGCAGACACACUGUCUACAUCAGCAUUUAGAAUCUUGCUGAUUUCAUGAAUUGAUUAUUUCAUAUACAGGUAGAUGGCUAAAUGCUGGGUUCCUUCUAUGACCAACACAUCAUUGUUGUUAAACCUCUGGAGUGCCAUGGUAAUCCAUAGUCAAUAGGUUACAAGUGAAAUAGUUAUUUAAAAAGUUUAAAGUAAACUUUAUUAUUUUAGGGAACUAAAUGUUACUUUAAAUAAGAACUUCAUAAAAAUUGGAGCCAGAUGGCCAUACUCACAUAUGUGUAUAUUAACAUUUUUUGGGUGUUUUUCUUUACUAGCCUAAGAAGGGAUAAAUCUAUAGAGUUUUCACUUCACAUGAUGAUAUAUUUGUGUGUGUGUAUAUAUAUAUAUAUAUAUAUAUAUAUGUGUGUAUAUGUAUACAUGGCCAUUAUCAGGGGUGGGGGUACAAGCUAUACAUGUGUAGAGGGCCUAAACUCCGACCAGUGAGCAGGGCACUAAGCAGUCCGAUUCUAGAGAUAUACAUAUCUCCUCUAGCAGGAGUGCAUUCUGAUCGUGAGGCUGAUCAGGUCUCUUCACCUCAUUCCUAUCCUGCGUGGUAUCAGGGGGAGGAAGUGAUGUCAGAUAACUUUAUCUCCGCAAGAGAAGAAAGCCGCAUGGGAGGUAAGAGAAGGCACGUGCUGAGCCACUGAAUACCAGGGAAGCCACCCUUCUCCAGCACAAAGAUAGGCAAAGUGGAGCAUGUCUCAGAUAGAGCUUAGCUGGGUAUAAGAUUUUUAUCAGUAUCUGUGUGUGUCAGACUUUUUAUAUGUAUGCAGUGGACCUGUGUGUAUGUGUGGCACUAUAUAUUUGUGUGUGGCAGUGUAAACUCUGGCAGUUUGGAUCACAUGUGUGGCAGUGUAUAUCUGUAGUUGCAUGUAUGUGUUUGUUUGUGGAAGUGUGUUUCUGUAUGUGCAUGUGUGUAUCUGUAUCUUGAAAUGUGAGUGGGUGAGACUGGGAAUGUGCAACUUUGUGUGUGUGAAAAUGUGUGUGUGUGUGUAUGUGUAUAUGUAUAUAUAUAUAUAUAUAUAUAUAUAUAUAUAUAUAUAUAUAUAUAUAGAAGGGUGUGUUCGCAUGCAUUUGUUUCUAAAAGAGUAAGUUGGGAGGGCGCCUGAGCUCUCGUACUCCAACCCAGUACCUCCGCCAAGUACGCUUCUUAGCCACUUUCAGGGACGCUGGAACACUUCAGCCGCAGGGGUCUCUCCAGAGCUCUUCCACCUGACCAGGCUUCAACCUUUUCCUUCCAGGCUGGUAUUGUCCCCUCUAUCUACUUGUCUGCAGCUCUCCAUCCAGGUAGGUAUCUACACUUCUGCCUGCAGUGGCUCUCAGGCAUAGCUCUUUUGAUUUUGUCCCAUGCUACAGUGACUAUGCAGGCAACCAACAGGUCCAAAGACUCUGUUACCGGAAUCCCUGAACAAAAUUGGCACACAGUUCUAAAAGGAACUAGCAUACAAUACUUUAUUUUGAACUAUGAUUGGCAUUUGCUGACUAGUCCUUAAGUAACAGAGGGCCUGAAAGAAUCCCCUUUUUAAAACAAGAAGGUGUCCGUUACAAUAUACACUUUUUAGACUUUUUGGAAUAUUUCUUGGAAACCUGAAAUACAGACAGGGAAAACUUAAUAUGUAGCAGGAGGUACAUCUUCAGUGCAGAACUUCCACAUGAAUUAAACACCUCAAAGAUAAAAAUAGAGACAUACAAUAGCGCAGGAUGUAUGAUACAAUAAAAAUAUACAUCCUACCGAGAAAAUCAUUUAUGCCCACUCACAUGGUCUUGAGCCUGGAAUACAGCUCUGUUUUUGUGCCUUAGAAUCUUUAUGGGAGACACCUGCCCUUCUUCCUUCCCCCCAUAAAGACUCCAAGGCGCUAAAAUAGAGCUGAAUUCCAGGCUCUAGUCCAUGUGAGUGGACACCUACAAUGGAUUCUUUUUGUGGGAUAUAUCUUUUCAUUGCACUAUUGAGUGUCUCUAUUUUUGUCUUUGAGGUUUUUAAUUCCCGUGGAAGUUCUAAUAUUGCUAAAGUGUCAGUACUUUAUUGGUGGUACUGACAUUGAACGAACUUAUACAAUAUUUUGUGCAUUUUAAACUUUUUUCUGUGUUUUUUUGCACAUUUAUUACACCUACUUUAUUACACCUACUUUGCAACUGUUAAGCACUUUAUAACUUUAUUACAAGGCCAUUUGUUCAUUAAUGUGCUUUAAUUGUUAAAAGUGAUUUGAAGCGCCUUUUUAUACUUUGCAUUUUUGUUAUAUUAUAAAUGAUAUAUUAUCACAAGAGAGUUCAUUAGUAGAAUGGGAUACCCAACACUUUUAACAGAUGUUUUAUUUUUCUUAACUUUCUUACACAGCGAAUAAGAUGAUCCUAAAAGGUACACCAAAUAUUUUGGGGUGAAUUCGUCCCUCCCAAGUCCCUCAGUACCUACACAUAUGCCAGAAGGGAAUUCCUAUUACCAUGUCUUGCCACUGUUAGAAAACAAGGGAUUUGGGGAUUUUUCUUAUAUUUGUCCUUAUAAUUAAAUGUUCAAUAUAUCCAAAUUAAAGAGUUUUAAUAGUCAUCCUAUAUUUGACGCUAAAAAACCCUAUACAGUGGAAUAUUUGUACAUUGAUUAUGGGGUGUGCUUUAUUCAUCCUAUUAGUUCCUUACUGCCAGGAAGUACAUCAAGAUGAAGACUCUAAGUCUUGCUACACUGACAUUUUCACUUCCAUGGAACUUCUAUGGAACACAAACAUCAGCUGAGUGCUUCAAAUUACACACAAAUCAGAGAAUUCAGUUCCAGCUUACUAAAGUGAUGCAAUAAAUAAUAAUUUAUAUACUCCAAAAUACUUUUUUAAACAUGUGUUUUAAUGCAAUUCUCCAAAUAUAGAUUGUAGUUUGCAUAAUAUGCUGUUAGUGUACAAAACCAUGCAAACCCACGCAUGCUUAAACUCCUUCACUGUGUUAACCUCUACCACUUCAGCUGGAAGGCUAUUCCAUGCAUCCACUACCCUCUCAGUAAAGUAAUACUUCCUGAUAUUAUGUUUAAACCUUUGCCCCUCUAAUUUAAGACUGUCCUCUUGUUGUGGUAGUUUUUCUUCUUUUAAAUAUAGUCUCCUCCUUUACUGAUUCCCUUUAUGUAUUCUAAUGUUACUAUCAUAUCCCCCCGUCUCGUCUUUCCUCCAAGCUAUACAUGUUAAGUUCCUUUAACGUUUCUUUGUAAGUUUUAUCCUGCAAUCCAUGCAUUUUUGCUAUAUAUGAUUCCUAUCGUACGCAGAUUUAGUAUUGUGUACGGUCCAUCUGUAGAAUCGGGCUAGCUCUCUCAAAUUACUUUAGUUCAGAUUGAUCUUGAGUGGCCACAGUGGUGAUCGUGUUUUCAAUGAAAGUCAUUAAAUUUAAUAUUUUUAUUAUGAAAAGCUUUUUAAUGUAAACCAGACAAUAUGAGGCCAGAAAAGAAUUCAUAACGAUUCGGUCAAACUAUGAUUAAAUAUAUUUAAACUACAUUUCCCAUGAUGUCAAUAUUACAUCAUGAUUGACAUCUACCAAGCUGUAAUCACUCUGCAAUCGUAGCUUUCUUGAUUUGCUAAUCUGACUAUUUUUCCUUACAGUCAUGGUCUACAAUGGUUUCCCAGACUGAGAACUUGAGCCAGAUCUUAAAGAAACAUUCAGAUGAUUUAAAUACAGGGCCCCUGAGCAAGCUAAACCUUCUCAUUCGAGAGAAGCAACAGUUGAAGAAAUUAUACAGUGAACAGUGGCAAUUUCUCAACCAGGAGUAUGUGAAGGUAACUCAUUUUUAAAUGAUGCUUAUAUAGGGCAGUCCAUAGGUCCAUUAAUAUGCUGUGAAUUUGUGUUGAGGUGUAGUGUGAUUGUCUGUCAAGCCUCACUUUGCAGAGUGCAAUAACAAUUGGGUACUGAAGCAGUAGUCAGACCUGAUCAUCUGCAAUGUAUAUGUGCAUUGAAUAGAGCAUGACUCGAAAGUCACCCAGCGUGAAAGUUCAUUGAAGUUUAUUUACUGCUUUAGAAAUGGCUCUGGAGAAGAAGCACAAACUGAUCAUCCAGUAUCUAAAAAGCCAAUGUAUGGACCGACAAAGGGGUGUAAGGUGUGUGAUGAAUGGUCAAAGCGCUUGGUGGAAACUUUCACUAUAAAUUGUAGUAGAGAAAUCUGAGCACGAUGAAGACUGUUGCAGCCAUUAAGACCAAUUACACUGAGUUUGAAGAGAGCUUGAAUGCUCGUACACCUGACCUGAGAGUGACAAUUGAGGAUUAGUGCACGGAAGGGGCUUAUAAGAAGUUCUGCUUUGGAAAAGUUGUAAAUAUGUUUUUCUAGAAUGGAGCAGUGAGACCUAAGAGAGUCAUUUAAUGACAUGAUCUAGGACAGGAGUAGGAACUCCAGGUGCUGUGAGCUACAUUUCCACUGAUGCUUUGCCAGCAUUGUGUUUGUAAGUGCAUUAUGGGUGAUGUAUUCCACAAUACCUUGUAGGUCAAAGGUUCUCCACCACUGAUCUAGAAGGUUUCAAGAGAGAUUAGUGACAGAGAGGUUAAUCUGAGUGUUAUCUGCAUAUUGUAACAUCCAUUGUAUCAGACACACAUGACCAUAAGGACAUAGUGAGACGACAUGUCAUGGCCCGCCUGAGGUUAAAGGGAGUCACACCCUGGGCUGAAGCUGCAGAAGUCCCCCUUCUAGGCACACUGGAAGUAGUAGUGAGGAGGAAGUGAGACAAUGUUUCUCAUUUUAUAGAUGCAAAAAAUAGCAUUUUAAGACCAAUGAGGGGAAAUGGGGGACAAAAAAUAUGUUAACAUGCAAUGACUUCAAUUAACUUUUUGUGUUAUCAUUUUUCAAACGAGAAAUAGCAUUUCUUGCAGAUUUGUUUAUUUGUAUAAUGUACCUUCAAUAAAAUACUGUACUCAGGGUCUUGUGUUGCAAACUUUAAAAAAAAUAAUAAAGGUUAAUUUCUGCAGUCAGUUACAACUUUUUCCUGGAGCUCAAUAAAGAUUAAAGGGACACUAUAGUCACCUGAACAACUUUAGCUUAAUGAAGCAGUUUUGGUGGAUAGAACAUGCCCCUGCAGCCUCACUGCUCAAUCCUCUGCCAUUUAGGAGUUAAAUCCCUUUGUUUAUGAACCCUAGUCACACCUCCCUGCAUGUGACUUGCACAGCCUUCCAUAAACACUUCCUGUAAAGAGAGCCCUAUUUAGGCUUUCUUUAUUGCAAGUUCUGUUUAAUUAAGAUUUUCUUAUCCCCUGCUAUGUUAAUAGCUUGCUAGACCCUGCAAGAGCCUCCUGUAUGUGAUUAAAGUUCAAUUUAGAGAUUGAGAUACAAUUAUUUAAGGUAAAUUACAUCUGUUUGAAAGUGAAACCAGUUUUUUUUUCAAUGCAGGCUCUGUCAAUCAUAGCCAGGGGAGGUGUGGCUAGGGCUGCAUAAACAGAAACAAAGUGAUUUAACUCCUAAAUGACAGUGAAUUGAGCAGUGAAAUUGCAGGGGAAUGAUCUAUACACUAAAACUGCUUUAUUUAGCUAAAGUAAUUUAGGUGACUAUAGUGUUCCUUUAAGAACAUUAAGGAUUGAAACGUUUGUAUUGAAUUUACAAAGGUUGUUGGGUUUGCAGUUUGAUGACAGUGUCAUGUUGGCUCCAGGACUUGUUUGAUACACUUUAUGGUUAUCUCCCCAUAGACAACACAGCAGGAGGUAGAAAAGUUAAGAUCACAAUAUCGCAACCAAGUUAAAGAAACCUUACAAGCCAAGCGAAAAUACCAGGAGACAAGUAGAGGUAAGAUCAGCUGUAUUUACCCAACAUAAAUGUCAUAUGCGGCUUUAUUUCUUCACUUGACUGCAAACAUUAGAUUACUGUUAUUAUUAUUAUUGGCAUUUAUAAAGUGCCAACAAAUUACACAAUGCUGUACAAUUGGCGAAAAGGACACUACAAUAUGCCCAGACCAAUACAAAAGGUAAAGAACUUGACCUUUAAAAAAAAAAAAAAAAAAAACACUCUGAAAACACUCAGGGCCACUGAGCAAGUUCUAGAAAUACAAUACUGUAGUGUUAGGAAUACAUAUCUGUAUUCCUAACGCCACAGUCCUAAUGUGCCUAUUUUGUUGAGCCCCCCCAGUGUUAAUUAAAAAGCAACAAAAUACAUCGGAAUAAAACAAAUUACUCACUUUUUCUUCAGCACCGAAUCAAACUCAGCACUGCCACAACCUUCGCCUUGGCUGAUGCCAUUGUGGAGGAGUGUGUCCAGGAUGAAAAUCCUAUCCAAUCCUUUUCAUAUAGGAGCAUUUGGGACCACAGGGUACAUGUGCCUAUGAUUCUGUCAUUGAGAAUUAUUCUCUAUGGCAGACCGUGACAGCACUGCGCAUGCACAUGUUACUUCACGGUAUGUUAUGGUAUGAGAGCCGGGAAGAAUAAUUGUUAAAUAAAAAGUAUAACAACUUUAAUAAGAUUAAGCUGUUAUAGUGCCUACAGUGUUUCCUUUAAUCUUCUCGUUCGGAAGAAGCAAUGAAGCAUCCAUGUAUGUACGUAGAGGGGAAUUACGAUGCAACAUAAACAUAACUAACCCCGUUCAACCCCCCAAUAACGACAGACAACUUAGUAUGGAUGAACAGGCCACAGCAUUUAUUAUAACAUAAAUAAAUUACUGCAUAACACAUCCAUAACUUUAAUGUGUAAAUAUAAAUGUGUAAAAACAUGUAACUCUAAAUAUAUUUUUAAAACAAAGUAUUUUCUUAUAUAAAAUAAAAUAAAAUCUGUCAAUUUUAGCUGCUACCACACUGAAUGUGCAAAUCUCCAAAACACGACACAAUCAAAUACAAUAUACAGGAAAACAGUGGAGCGCUUAUUUAUAGUUGUGGUACACCACAUGCAAUCCCAGUGAUACACUUAAAUACUUAACUUUUUGUACAAAGCUGUAUAUUUUACUGUGGUGGUACUUGUAAUUGAAUGCAAAAUAUGCACUGCCUGUUCUACUCAGCAAUUGAGAGUUCCCUUUUUAAAAAAAAAAAAGGAUGUACAAAACAGUUGAAAGCACAAUCUCAGUUUAAUCUAUUCAAUUGCUGAAUAGAACAGGCAGUGCAUAUUUUGCAUUCAAUUACAAGUACCACCACAGUAAAAUAUACAGCUUUGUACAAAAAGUUAAGUAUUUAAGUGUAUCACUGGGAUUGCAGGUGGUGUACCACAACUAUAAAUAAGCGCUCCACUGUUUUCUUGUACAUCCAUAACUUUAUUUAUUAAACUCUUCUUUUCUGUAACCAAAUUGUUAGAAAUAAAUAAUCAUAAAUUACCAUAUAUACAUAUAUAGCUCAACACAUAGUGUUAUACAGAGACCCAACCGUCCUUGCCAAUAAACAUACAGUGGUUCCUAAUCACCACUUCCUCUCACCUCCCCCCUCGUCAUAAAAUCAUAUCCUUCCAAUGCCCGCCAUCAGCUGACCUUAUCCAUGCUCGAUGGGCACGACAUAUCAGGCAACCUAAUGUUAACCCUUUGAAGCAGGGGAGGUUGAGACCUGCAAACAUAAUGAACUUACUCCAUCCUUAAACAUAACCCCUCAAACUUAAUUGGCAAGGACAUACCCUCGGCUCGCUGUGACUAACUAAUACUACAAGGGGUGGGCGGGCGGGAAGCUGUUUGCUGGCCCGAAUCCCAAGUGGCACUGAGGUAAGACCUCCCCCCUACUAGCUCACAUAGCCCUAACCCCCCACACACACACACACACACACACACUUCCCAAGUCACUCCCACGCAUCUAUCACCACACUCCUACAUGUGCCCUUGUCUGCUAAGCUGCGCUAUCUCCCCAGGGCCUAAGUUACCAGAGUGCAAUGUACAUUAAAUGGAGCAUGACUCGAAAGUCAUCCUGCGUCAAAAGUCAUUUAGGUUCAUUAAAUGCUGGAGAAAAUACACUGAAAUGCGAGUGGCAAAUAAGGGAUAGUCCCUGGAAGGGGUGUAGAAGAAGCUUUGCUUUAGAAAAGUUGAUGGAAAAUCUGUUUUUCUGGGGGGAACAGUAAGACAGAAGAGAGAUAUUUAAUGACACGAUCUAGGAGGGUUGAAGAUAGAUUAGAGGCAGAGAGCCGAGUCUCAGUGUUAUCUGCAUAUUAAAACAUCCAUUAUAUAUACAUUUACUUGUGCACAAAUGGAUUCAGUAUUGUAACUAAAGCAAGUUUGCCUGUAGUUAAGCAGUGAUAUAGGUCUUAUUGUGGCCUUGAUGCCUUGAAUUUACCAACCUUAAAUUACUUAUUGGAAAGGCAUUGAUAGGAAAGUAGCUGCAAUGAAUUUACUAUUAUAUAUAAAUAUAACUAUAUAUAAAUAAAAAAUAACACAUAGGCACCUGCCCGUCAGCAGUUACAUCUAAAAGCUACUAAAUAGAUAUUUUGUUCAAUUCAAUUUAUUCCAUACUAUAGUUUUGCUCUACCUUAUAGAAUUUGGUAUUCUACAAUACCUAUCUAGUAAAAUAACAAAAAAAUGAGCCAGACUCUAGUAAAGUGUUUUCAUAAUAAAACGGUAUAAUUAACUUUAGUAGAGGAUCAUAGUUUUUGUGUUUCCAUUGAGUACAGUUUUGCAGGUUAAAGUAAACUUACAGACAAACGCUAUCAAAAAAAUAUUGCUUAUGGUUUUUCAUAUCUCAUCUCACUGUCAAUACACUUGAUGUGAACAUGUAAACGUCAAAAUAUGUGAUAUGUGAAUAGACAACUGUAGAAAAAGGCAUUUGCCAUAUUUUUUCAGGUGUCCAUAAAAUAUUUAUAUUCUUCAUUACUUACUAUGUUUCUUCUUUAGCUAACAACCCCACUUAAAUGUAAGGAUUUGCUCAUUGUGUUCUUUUGUAGGAGAUGUUUAUUAAAAAUAUAUUACAAUAUCAGCACCCUUCUAUAUAUCCAUGGGACACGACAGGGAUGCCCCCUAUCCCCCCUACUAUAUAUACUAUCCCUCGAACCGCUAGCACAAAAAAUAAGAAAUGACGAACGCAUACAAGGCGUCAAAAUCUUAGGCAAGGAAUAUAAACUAGCGCUAUUUGCAGACGAUAUCUUAAUCACACUAGAAAACCCUCAAACAUCAGUGCCCCACCUGUUGGAGACCUUAGAAGGAUUCGGGGACGUAUCACACUACCGUCUAAACCAAGACAAAACGCAAGCAUUACCCAUCAAACUCCCCUCCUCCACCACAGCUGUGCUCAAAGACAAAUACCUCUUCGAUUGGAGGACAACCUCACUCACUUACCUUGGCAUAAAAAUUGCACCUACCAUAGCUGAAGUAUUAAAAGUAAAUUACCUCACACUCCCACAACAAUGCAAGAAUGAAACACACAAAUGGUCGCAAACACACAUCUCCUGGUUAGGCAGAAUAAAUGCGUAUAAAAUGGUGAUACUCCCAAAAAUACUGUAUAUAUUCAGAAUGCUCCCUCUACAAGCACCAAAAACACUUAUAAGAACACUACAAUCCAUAUGUAAUGCGUUCAUAUGGGAACACAAAAAGCAACGCGUCGCAAGUGCGAUACUAUACCAACACUCAAAACAUGGUGGAGUGGGGUUACCCAACAUAGAUCUGUACUAUAAGGCAUCUGCCUUAGCAACAGGGAUACUGCUCCACACUACUGAGGGGAUCAUACAAUGGGUGGACAUGGAAAGAGCCCAGUUCAGCAACAACUUGGCACUAGCACACUUGUGGACACCAAGAAAAUUAAGGUCGUUAAGAUCUGAUCUAUUACCCACAACAAAAUAUACUAUCCAAAUAUGGACAACAUUUCUAGAAAAGGUAGGGGACAAAAAUAAAUUCCAGGCAGAGGCACCAUUGAUGGCCUUAAGGGCUAUCACGCCAGACAUACGCUUACACAAGUGGUCGUUGGCAGGAAUAACACACAUACACCAAUUACUUAAAUCCCAAAAAAUGAUGACAUUCUCCGACAUACAACACAAAUGGGAACUUCCCAAUGACGCGUUCUUUACAUACCUACAACUUAAGGGAAUCAUUACCACACAUGUAACCAACCAACAUUCAAAUAUCCCUACCAACAAAGGCAAUCAUAGAAAGGUGCUGGAAACACCCCACAAAACCAAAAACCAUUUCCCUAUGCUAUAAAGCGUGGGAAGACACUAUACCUAAGAUAUCACCACGCUGCAAAACUCAGUGGGAACUAGACUGUGCCAUCCAACUCACAGACGAAGACUGGCUACAUGUACUAAACGACCUAUCUAAAUGGACAAAAUGCUACACACACAUAGAAGCACACAGAAAACUCAUGUACAGAUGGUACCUAACUCCACACAAACUCCACAAAAUAUACCCAAACACGACUCCUCUAUGCUGGAGAUGCUCCGCAGAGGAGGGCACACUUAUACAUGUCUGGUGGGAGUGCCCCAACAUCCAGCCCCUAUGGACAGAGGUACACAAUACGAUCAGAGCACUCCAAAUCCCAGAUACCCAAAAGACACCCGACACAUAUUUACUCUUGAGAUUCCCUCCGACACUCCGAAACUCGCACAAACAGCUGUGUGCCAUUAUCGCUCUAGCAGCUCGCAGCCUACUGGCCCUCCACUGGAAAUCCACAACUUGCCCAAACAAAACCCAACUGCGGGACAAAAUACACCAAUUCUACAUCUACGAAAAAAUGGCCGCUCCUGACACCAAAACGGCACAGAGGUUUAGCACAACAUGGUCACCAUGGAUAGAACUAUACAACCGACAUAGGUAAGGUGGAACUGCAAGGUCAGGGACAUCCUCUAUCACCCUAUAACCGCCACCAGUAACCAUAUGUGUAACCUACGAUAGAGCAUAGGGAAGCAUACCAGUACCCACCACCAGGUGAACACGGGCCGACCAGAUGUCGGGCUGGCAAUAUGAGCAAUGAUUGUAUAACCGACUAUACAGGCCGCUCUAUGUUACCUAACUGUACAUGCUCCCAACCGUACCCCAACGUUAAUGUUGUACCUGUUAUUUGUACUGCCUUGAUAUACUACUCUCAAUUGUAUCACUGGUUCAAACUGUAUCAUUGAUGACGAAAUUUCAAUAAAAAAUAUAUUGGAAAAAAAAAAAAAAUAUUACAAUAUAUAGUGUCUGGUGACAUUUCAGAACAUGAUUACAUUAUUACAAACAUAGUAACUACCAUGUAUUGUGGUAAGUUGUUUAGAUAGCCCAGUUGAUGUUUCUCGGUAAAAUAUUAAUAUUAGGUUGGGUUAUAAUAUCUAGACCCCUGGACAUACGUUGGAACCCAACAACAAGCUACACAUUAAAUACUAUAAUAUUUUAUUUUUAUUAUAUUAUUAAUUACGCUGUCAAUAAAUAUUUAUAGAUCUCCAAACUGUGUAAAAAUUUUACCGUGUAUUUCUCUCUUUAACUUCUUUUUGAUAAUAAAUCUGAAACUGCAACUAAAGUGAUAGUUUCUUUCUUAGACAAGGAUCGCGACAAAGCAAAAGAAAAGUAUGUAAAGUGCACAUGGAAAUUGCAUGCUCUCCAUAACCAGUAUGUCCUGGCUGUAAAGGCAGCCAAAUCACACCAUGAGCAUCACUUCAAGCAGAGCCUGCCAAUCUUACAUGACUCAGUGCAAAACCUCCAGGAGCAGAUGGUCUAUAUCCUGUAAGUAUAAGCGAGGAUGGAACUGACUCAAAACUUCAUUGUAAAACUAGAAUAAGCAUUGACUAACCCUAUGAAGAGGUCACUAAUCCUACCUGUGGAUUGUAUACAUUGGGCCCAAUUUUUUGCAGUACUUUAUAGUCGCAUGUGGGGUCCCUCUUCCCUGGAUUCUAAAAAAAAAAGUCUUAUGGCUCCUAAAUAUGGCUGUUUGGCUGUUAAAUGCGGCAGAUACUAAACAAAUAACCCCUACUGUAAAUCUGUUAAUCUGGAAUGGCUUUUAAAGCUCAAUUCCAUGUGGUUUUGCUGAUAAAGUAAGCACAAAUUCAUUACGAAAAAAGACUUCGAUUCGUACAAAAGUAUACAUGAAUAAUCAAAACUAACACAGAAUUGCACGUUUUAGGUAUUUGCUGUUUUGGGAUGUUUUCAGUUCCACACUAAACAAAAACAUUUAUUCCUUAAAUCAGGAAUUGUGGACAGUUCAAAACGGAAUUGUAAAUGUUAGGUCAUUAUAGAAGAAAUGGGAAAAAAAUCCCAUUAAUUUUCCAGCUUGGGUACCUUGGCUUCAAAUUUCCUUUGUCAGAUCUCUUCAAUGGAUAGUGAAUAGACCACCAGAGUGUUCUAAGAUUCUAAACAUACUGUUCUCUUGGCAUACGUGGAUCAAACUCCAUUUCUUAAUGCUAAUUGAUGGCAUGCCAAUCAUAGCUCAUUAUAAAUCUAUAUCAAUGUUGUUCGUAACAUUUCAUUAGGGCCUAUAAUAGCUUCCAAUGUAUAUGUGCCUAUCAUAAUAGGAACUUACUUGAAAAGUUUAUUCAAUGUAGCAGAAUUAUUAACCGCAAGUGGUUUUUAUCUUUAAUUCUUGUCUUAUUCUUCCUUGAAAACCAGUAUAUGUCAUAUCCUUCCUCUAUUUUUCCACAGAAAGGACAUUUUGCAAGAAUACCAUGACAUUACAAGUCUGGUGCAAGAGGAAGUUGCAUGCAUUCAUCGGGAAAUUGGUCAGGCCCUUAGCAGCAUCAACCCUAUCAGAGAGUAUGAUAACUUCACCCAGAUGAACAGGUACGCCAUGGAACAUGGUAAAUUCUAAGGUUAGGCAACUUCUCUCUGUCUGCUGUUGAACACGUCUUUUACUCAGUUGCAGUUUUGUAGCUGGUUCUAGACAAAGCAGCUAUCGAGCUGAUAAAUGUGACUGCCCAUAGGAGUUUACUGGAAAAGCACAGAACAGUGGAUUGAAAUUGCAUAGUAAGAUCAAAAAAGCUGUAAAGGACGCUUUCAGUUUUGGCAUACAUUUUUCAGAUUUGGAUUUUUAUUCGUGGCCGUACACUUUUGACUAAUGCUUAGGGAAAAUAUAACUGAAGCUCGUUAUUUUAAAACAUGUAAUGUAUAAAAGCUCAAGGGAGAUAAAUCAUUUAUAUACCAUUUCUGAAUAAUAUAUGAAUGGCUCACUUGCCAUUAAAGGGACCCUGUAGGCACCCAGAUCACUUCAGCUGAUUGAAGUGGUCUGGGUGCUGUCUCCCUAUUGCACUUAGUGUUGCAAUGUCUACCAGACAGCCACUGGGGGCGCUUACAGAAUCUCUGGGUUCGUUAUCUGAUGCUGGACGUCAUCACGAACCUCCAGUGUCAGAUUUUCCCCAUAGGAAAGCAUUGAAUAAUGGUUUCCUAAGGAGAGGUCUAAUGCGUGCGCGUCCAUUGCCGCGCAUGCGCAUUAGGUCUCCCCCCGCCAAGCACAGAGGGACAUCGGCAUUGGAUUCAAGUAAGUGGCUGAAGGGGUUUUAAACCCUUCAUUUGUGAGGGAGGGGGGUCACAAGGAGGGGUGCACUGUAGGGACCUAUAGUGACAGGAAAACAGGUUUAUUUUCCUGAUACUAUAGGAUCCCUUUAAAGGUUAUGUAAAAGUACUCCACACUGGAAAAGGUAUUUUUGGAAGUAGUGCUAAGUAUCUAACCAAUUUGGAGCAUGGAAAGGAAACAAAUCCCAUGAAGACAGUAAUGAGCCCUGAGUACCUUAUCGAGUGUCCAAGUAUUGGAAACAGAAGUUGACUUGAGGGUAAUGCUGGGUUUCUUUACGAGGGAAAAAGAGGAGAGAGUGAGGAAGACAUUCUGUGUCUCCAAACAUAUCUGUUAGAUUGCUAGUGAUGACUCCAUGCAGGGGGUGAUAAUGAGAGGAUGAGGCCUGUUCCUCACUUAAGCUCAAAGUUUGGACUGCAGUGAGCAGGUAUGUUGGGAUUAGGCAGUUCGACUACGCAGUUUGCACUUUUUUCUAAUCUAGUCCACUAUCCAGACCCACAAGGCUUCGUGCCUGGAAGACCCAAUCCCCCAUCCCAUCAUCUGUGAGUAAGUGUGUGGAAUCUCAAUCUUUCAGGACUGUCAGUCCAAACGAAUUUAGUGGUUGCCUUCCUCAGUUCUUGGAAAAAAGGUGGAGGGUGAUUACUUGGGGAUGGCCUGGAAUAGGGUUUCAAAUUUAAAUCAUAGUCUAUAUGAAGAAAGCACUUCAGUACUUAUCACACUUGGCAGAAUUUGGUCUUGUUGCCGGGUAUAAAAUUAACUAAUUGAUGUUCUAUACCAAGGUACUAUCAUGUUCCAGCUCAAAACCUACAUCCUAGUGUUUUCACAAUUUGCAUGUGGUAAAUAUUCUUACAGGAGACAGCUCGAGUAAAGGUGAAUUUAUGCCAUCAAACUGUAUUUAGUGCUUAUUCUGUGUUAGAAGUUGAGCUUUAUUUUCUCAGUGGGCUGUAGUAACCCUUUAAGCUGAAGCAUUGCUGCCUCUACCUGAAAAUACAUUAUGUGUGUGAUGCUAUAUAAAACUACUCUGUUUAUUUACAUGUUUGCCUUAUAUGUCGUGCAGGUCAGUGACCGGUCUGCCACCCAUGGCAAGCUUUGAUACCAGUCUACUGGAAGAGACAGAUGAGCUACAGGAAGAAGAACUUCAGCUAAAUGACCUCACACUAGAGAGUGUCCAGCAUAUGUAUGUAUGGGUGGGUUAUGGGCAUACUACAUGUCUGUAUACUGUGAGAACUGCACACUUCUGCAAUAGUACAUUAUGGGACAUGUAUAGCAGCACAUGAAUGCACAAAUGGCUUCAGUUGGCUUCAUGAAUAUGCAUGUAUGUGCUGAUUUCUCAAUAUCUCCUCCUCUACAUUGCAGGGGAGUUUCCUAUAUUCCUUGUUUGUGUUAAUUUGUGAGUCAUUAAAAUCCCUAAAAUGCCAUUGGGGUGGGGAGGCAACAACAUCUAGAGGAAAAACUGUAUGUCCAUUCUGCCUUCAAACAUCCUCAUUGUUUGGCCCAUGUGCUGAGUAUUGCAUUGUGUACAAGUUAAAAGAUAAAUAAUAUUCUUACCUUUUAGAGCUAUUAUAGUCAUAGUUUUUAUAGUGAAGACAAGUAACAGUAAACUGAGAUCUAUUGCUCAAAUAAAUAUUAUUACUACAAGUAAUGCAUGGUUUUGAACCGCAUUUAAAUGUCCCUUUCUUUGUUAUUUUCAUAUACUCAAAGGAGAGACUGUACUUAUAUUAGAAUGGAAUUUCCAUUAUAGAGAAGUGCUCCAGACUGCUGGGAUGGCAAGACCCAAAGUAUCACUUAUAGCAAUUGUACCAAUGUUAACACUAUAACACUAAACUUAUUUUUCAAAAUAAAUACAGGGAGUGCAGAAUUAUUAGGCAAAUGAGUAUUUUGACCACAUCAUCCUCUUUAUGCAUGUUGUCUUACUCCAAGCUGUAUAGGCUCGAAAGCCUACUACCAAUUAAGCAUAUUAGGUGAUGUGCAUCUCUGUAAUGAGAAGGGGUGUGGUCUAAUGACAUCAACACCCUAUAUCAGGUGUGCAUAAUUAUUAGGCAACUUCCUUUCCUUUGGCAAAAUGGGUCAAAAGAAGGACUUGACAGGCUCAGAAAAGUCAAAAAUAGUGAGAUAUCUUGCAGAGGGAUGCAGCACUCUUAAAAUUGCAAAGCUUCUGAAGCGUGAUCAUCGAACAAUCAAGCGUUUCAUUCAAAAUAGUCAACAGGGUCGCAAGAAGCGUGUGGAAAAACCAAGGCGCAAAAUAACUGCCCAUGAACUGAGAAAAGUCAAGCGUGCAGCUGCCACGAUGCCACUUGCCACCAGUUUGGCCAUAUUUCAGAGCUGCAACAUCACUGGAGUGCCCAAAAGCACAAGGUGUGCAAUACUCAGAGACAUGGCCAAGGUAAUAAAGGCUGAAAGACGACCACCACUGAACAAGACACACAAGCUGAAACGUCAAGACUGGGCCAAGAAAUAUCUCAAGACUGAUUUUUCUAAGGUUUUAUGGACUGAUGAAAUGAGAGUGAGUCUUGAUGGGCCAGAUGGAUGGGCCCGUGGCUGGAUUGGUAAAGGGCAGAGAGCUCCAGUCCGACUCAGACGCCAGCAAGGUGGAGGUGGAGUACUGGUUUGGGCUGGUAUCAUCAAAGAUGAGCUUGUGGGGCCUUUUCGGGUUGAGGAUGGAGUCAAGCUCAACUCCCAGUCCUACUGCCAGUUCCUGGAAGACACCUUCUUCAAGCAGUGGUACAGGAAGAAGUCUGCAUCCUUCAAGAAAAACAUGAUUUUCAUGCAGGACAAUGCUCCAUCACACGCGUCCAAGUACUCCACAGCGUGGCUGGCAAGAAAGGGUAUAAAAGAAGAAAAUCUAAUGACAUGGCCUCCUUGUUCACCUGAUCUGAACCCCAUUGAGAACCUGUGGUCCAUCAUCAAAUGUGAGAUUUACAAGGAGGGAAAACAGUACACCUCUCUGAACAGUGUCUGGGAGGCUGUGGUUGCUGCUGCACGCAAUGUUGAUGGUGAACAGAUCAAAACACUGACAGAAUCCAUGGAUGGCAGGCUUUUGAGUGUCCUUGCAAAGAAAGGUGGCUAUAUUGGUCACUGAUUUGUUUUUGUUUUGUUUUUGAAUGUCAGAAAUGUAUAUUUGUGAAUGUUGAGAUGUUAUAUUGGUUUCACUGGUAAUAAUAAAUAAUUGAAAUGGGUAUAUAUUUGUUUUUUGUUAAGUUGCCUAAUAAUUAUGCACAGUAAUAGUCACCUGCACACACAGAUAUCCCCCUAACAUAGCUAAAACUAAAAACAAACUAAAAACUACUUCCAAAAAUAUUCAGCUUUGAUAUUAAUGAGUUUUUUGGGUUCAUUGAGAACAUGGUUGUUGUUCAAUAAUAAAAUUAAUCCUCAAAAAUACAACUUGCCUAAUAAUUUUGCACUCCCUGUAUGGUAGUAUCUUUUAAAGGCCACUUUUUAGUGAAUGCGUCUUGUAACCUCGUGCCAACACUCGAUUUCUUAGUAGGUACAAUUAUACUGAAAAGUUCCCAUUCCAAAACAUUAUCUGCAAAUAUACAUAAAUUGUUUCGAAGGUAUGGACUUAUAAAAUGAGGAGGGUGACAUGAUCUUUGGUGGAGUAUACAAUUACCACUACAGUCCUUUUGAUUAAGACUAUUUUUUGUGCAUCACAAUGAUCUAGAUCCAAAAAUUGAAUGGUAUCACCAUCAAAAUUAAUCAUAAUGGAUAGAAUUGAUUGAUUGUUAUUGAUACUCAACACAAAAAGCUGAGCAUGGAGUUCCCCACCAAACCAGUAACAAGCUGUCAAUGGAGGUAUUAUAUAAGACUUUAUAGCUCCCCACAACCAGGCUACAUAUAGGUUAGCAUAGUAGGGGGAAAAUGUUGCUCCCAUUGUCUUCCCACAUGUCUGCAGGUAGCAGGCUGAGUCAAAGGAGAAGUAAUUGUGAGUUGGUAAAUAGUCAAUACUUUUCAUAACAAAAUCCUUGAGUUUGUCAUCAUCAUCACUAUAUCUGGACAAAGUUCUCUAUAAUCAUACACUUGUCAUUUCCUGUCCUAUUGUGUUUUACACCCCACCUCCCAUAGACUGUAAGCUUGUUUGAACAGGGUCCUCUUAAACCUAUUGUUCCUGUUUUCUUGUAAUUGUCCUAUUUAUAGUUAAAUCCCCCCUCUUAUAAUAUUGUAAAGCACUAAGGAAUCUGUUGGCACUAUAUAAAUGGCAAUAAUAAUGAGGAAUCCUUGAAAACAAGACCACAUCAAGGGUAAUCCACCUAUAUUUUGUGGACCAUCUAAGGCUCUGUAACUGGCACAAAACAUCCUUAAUAUCCCAUAAAUAGGAAGCCAAACAUUUAACCCAGGGUAAAAAAAAUAAAAACCAUCACUGAUCUCUGACAGAUGUUCAUUUAAAGAAUUGAUGCCUGAAAUGAUAUACCUUUAUCAAAAGGUUUGUGAACUUUGGGGAACAUAUGGAAAAAAAAUAGAAUUUUUCAGUUCAGCAAUUUUUGUCUCAAAUUUAAAAUUCACUUUGAAUUCCCUCGCUUUAGUGAAUAACUCUGACAGCGCGUGGGAUGCGGGUGUGAUGGAGAGAUAUUCUUGUCUGCUGCCCAGACCUCUGAAGUGUUUACAGCUCUGAUAACUGUGCUGAGAUAAGAUAAUGAUCUCACACUAAGACUGCUUAAAGGACUACUAUAGCAGCUUAAUGAAGUGGUUUGGGUGCCAGGUCCAGCUAGGGUAACCCUUUUUUUUUAUAAACUUAGCAGUUUAAGAGAAUAAUGGGGGUUUUAGUUACAUUAAAUGAUCAUAUAUUGCAUAAGCCUGCCACAACAUCAAUGUAACCCAUCUUUGGCAAGUCCUACUCUAGCAGCCUAAUGCCUGCUCUCUUGAGAUUAAUUCACUUACUUGUAAAAUGCUUCCUCCUGGGACUGCAAGUCAAGGUUAAAUAGUACCCUGGAAUGAGGCACAUGUGACAGGGAGGGGUGCAAAACCAGGGAGUUGGCCUGGACUCCCAAAUAUAUAUAUAUAUAUAUAUAUAUAUAUAUAUAUAUAUAUAUAUAAACAAAAACCAAGUGGGCUGCACUCAUCUGAACAUCCACACUUAUAAGGGUGCCGCUGGGGCCAAUUCAUACAACAUACAAGGUCCAGUUCACUCACUCAUCCCUUAAGGAUGACGUGCGUUCUAUACCAUCCUUUUUUAGGCGGUCCAAAUGCUGGUGGGUGGCAUAGAAAGUCCCUGCCGUCCUUUAAAUAUAUAUAUAUAUUCCCUGCCGUUCCCCCAAUGGCGGUCGCGAUCCUGGAGUCUGCCUGGGAGCUCAGGCAGAUCCCUCUACCCGAUCCGCCCCACCCCCCCGCCAUGUUAUUGCGGGGUCCUCACAAUCACAUGGCUGGAAUAGCAAGCUUAUGCAGUGCCAGCUCUCAGGCUGCCCCCCUCAUGCCUGUACAAAAGUUUGUUAAAGGUAAUAAAAGUUAUAAAACAGUGUUUAAAUUAAAUAAAAAGUACUUGUGUAUAUAUAGAUAUAUAGUUACAUAGCUGAAAAGAGACUUGCGUCCAUCAAGUUCAGCCUUCCUCACAUAUGUUUUUGCUGCUGAUCCAAAAGAAGGCAAAAAAACCUAGUCUGAAGCGCUUCCAAUUUUGCAACAAACUAGGAAAAAAAAUUCCUUCUUGACCCCAAAAUAGCAGUCAGAUGUCUCCUUGGAUCAAGCAGCUAUUACCCCACUAAUUAUAAAGUAUAUCCCUGUAUGUUAUGUUUUUGCAAGUAUUUAUCCAAUUGCAGUUUAAACAUCUGUAUAGACUCUGAUAAAUCCACCUCUUCAGGCAGAGAAUUCCAUAUCCUUAUUGCUCUUACUGUAAAAAAAAACAAAAAACUUUUCUUUGUCUUAGAUGAAAUCCCCUUUCUUCCAGCCUAAAUGUGUGACCUUGUGUCCUAUGUAUAGCCCUGUUUAUGAAUAGAUUUCCAGAUAAUGGUUUGUACUGGCCCCGAAUAUAUUUGUAUAAUGUUAUCAUUUCCCCUCUCAGGUGCCGUUUUUCCAAAUUAAAGAGAUUUUAAAUUUUUUAACCUUUCUUCGUAACUAAAAUGCUCCAUUCCUUUUAUCAAUUUUGUAGCUCGUCUCUGGACUUUUUCUAGUGCCAUGAUAUCCUUCUUUAGAACAGGUGCCCAAAAUUGCACAGCAUAUUCAAGGUGUGGCCUUACCAGCGAUUUAUAAAGAGGCAAAAUUAUAUCUUUAUGCCCCUAUUUAUACAUGACAAAACCUUACUGGCCUUAGCAACUGCAGAUUGACAUUGCAUUUGUUGUCUAUAACAAUUCCCAAAUCCUUCUCGUGUGUGGUUAUCCCUAAUUCACUACCAUUUAGGGUGCAAGUUGCUUGUGCAUUCUUGACCCCAAAGUGCCUAACUUUGCAUUUCUCUACGUUAAAUUUCAUCUGCCAUUUUAGUGCCCAGUCCCCCAAUCUAUCCAAAUCCCUUUGCAACAAAGCAAUACCCUGCUCACAUUUUAUUACUUUACAAAGUUUUGUGUCAUCUGCAAACACUGAAAUAUGGCUUUCAAUGCCUAUUUCAAGAUCAUUUAUAAAUAUAUUAAAUAGAAGCGGUCCCAAAACAGAACCCUUAAUGACAACUCUUUGUACUCUAUCCUUGAGCCAAUGUUUUACCCAAGAACAAGAAUAAUCAUCUAGACCAAUUUCUUUUAGUUUGAAGACUAACCUAUUUUGAGGAACCGUAUGAAAUGCCUUGGCAAAAUACAAGUAGAUCACAUCCACUGCAACACCCUGAUCUAUACUUCUACUUACUUCUUCAUAGAAAGCAAUUAGGUUAGUUUGACAUGACCUAUGUUUCAUAAAACCAUGCUGACUAUUGCUAAUAACAAAGUUCUUCCCAAUGAUUUCCUGAAUAUUAUCGCUUAAUAGCCCUUCAAAUAUUUUCCCAGUCACAGAAGUUAAGCUCACAUGUCUAUAACUUCCAGGCAAGGAUUUUGAACCCUUUUUAAAUAUAGGAACAUCUGCCUUCCUCAUAUGAUCUUGAAGUACUUUUAUAUACACAUACAUACAUACAUUACUAAAAGUGUAUUUAAAAAAAAAUAAUAAUAAAAAAAUAUAUAUAUUUUAACAUACACUUAGAAUGAUGUUAAUUAUAUAUAUAUAUAUAUAUAUAUAUAUAUAUAUAUAUAUAUAAUAAAAAUAAUCAAUAAAUAAAUUGGAAAAAUAAAAAUACAAAAUAAUUAUAUACCAGUUUUAAUUUGUACUAACUGUAUUUUGAUUUUAAUAUACGUAUAUAUUAAAUUCAAAAUGCAUUUAGAAUGACGUUAUAAAUACAUAUAUGUAUCUAUCUAUAUCAAUCUCUCUCUACAUCUAUCUCUCUCUAUAUAGCUAUAUAUAUAUAUAUAUAUAUAUAUAUAUAUAUAUAUAUACAAACACUGGCCAAAAUUAACGUUUAAUUUAGUUUUUUGCAUUUUACACACACAAACAAAUAUGAACGCUAACUUUGGCCAGUGUUUGUGACUACUAGAAAAGACUGGACAUACCCCAUUUGUAAUACCUUGGAUUUUCAACUUUUGCAAAUGGUAUGCCAUCAUGGGGGUAAUUUUCAUUCCUGGGCUACCAUUUGGUCUUAAAGGCAACAUAACCAGUCUGGCAAAUUUCCAUGUAUAUAAACUGAAAACAUGUAAUGUGCUAUAUUUGACCAUGUAACUUUCCAAAACACCAUAAAACCUGUACCUUGGGGGUACUGUUGUACUUGUGAGACAUCGCUGAAUACAUAUAUGUGUAUUUUAUUGCAGUAACAUCUAACGGUAAUAUGACAUUCACAGUUAAAAUGCCAUGCUGAACCAAAUAUAAAAUAACAUUUCUUAAUUUCUAUUUUUUUAAAAUAAAUAUUUAUUCAUAUUAAAUUAUGUUUACUAUACAAAUAUUUGAUGUGUCAUGAAAGCCCUGUUUCUCAUGAACAAAAUGAGAUCUGAUAAGUGUGGGUUCAUAUAAUAUGAAAGAGGUGAAUUACGCCUGAACAGACAGCGCAAAUGCCAGGUUUUGUUUACGUUUUGUUUUGAUCACAACUUGUACUAUUGGCUCAGUCCUUAAGGGGUUGAACAGCAGCAAUUUAAAAUCUCACAGAACAUAGUAGUUAAGUAACUUUUAUUUGAGUUAAGUGUGCAUAACAGGUUUCUCUACAGUGUUUCUCUAUGGGAAGCAUAAAAAUUGGACUCUGCCCAGCACAAAUAAUGAUUUUUGUGCUGGGCAAGAAGGGGUAGAUCAGCUUAGCUGCAAAAAACAAACAAAAAAGAACAAAACGGGUUCUGCAGUUAAGAAAAGGUUAGAAAAGGAAUGUUGAAAAUAAACUAACAAAUGCAUAAAUAUUUUGUAACUGCAUUGUUCAGCUGCAUUAGAACUUCAAGUUAUUAUACCGUGUUUGAUUUUCCAAUUCUCCACCUGUACUUUCUGUUUACUUACUUUGUUAAAUGAUGCAAUUCAACACUAUUGUAAGGUAGUUUUUCUUUCUUUCUACUGACCUUCAAAAACUUGUUUAAAAAAAUGUUUCCAUUUAAUUGUGCACGUAUAUCAGAUGUGAGAGUUCCUCUUUAACAUUUCACAUAAUAAAGAGACGACAGCUAACAAGGAAGUCUUUCUUCAUGUGAAUUACACUGGACUGUGAUAUGCAGGGCUGCCAUCAGAAAUUUUGGGGCCCCUGACAAAGCACAAGGUCUGGUCCCCCCCCCCCACCUCCCGGGCCCGCCCACGCCCACCCACGCCCUACCUGUGAUGCAGGACUGAAUGUGGUGUGUAUAGUGGAAGUGAAUUAGAAUAUGUGUAAUGGAUGUAGUGUUUGUGUGUAUUAUAUACUGUUUGUACAGUGAAUGCAGAGUGUGUGUUUGUGUAGUGGAUGCAGUGUGUAUAUUGAACGCAGAGUGUGUUUGAGUAGUGGAUAUAGUGUGUGUACAGUGAUGUAGUGUGUGUUUGUGUAGUGGAUGUAAUGUUUGUAUGUACUAGAUGAAAUGUGUUUAGUGGAUGCAGUGUCUGUAGUGGAUGUUGUGCGUGUAUGAGACGCACUGUCUGUGUAUAGUGAAUGCAGAGUGUUUCAAUGUGUGGUGGAUGUAGUGUGUGUCCUGUGAAUACAGGAUGUUUGUGAAGUGGAUGCUGUGUGUACAGUUAAUGCAGAGUGUAUGUUAGUGUAGUGAAUGCAGAGUGUGUGUCAGUAUAGUGAAUCCAGAGUGUAUGCAGAGUGUGUGUUAGUGUGUAGUGAAUGCAGAGUGUCAGUGUAAUGAAUGUAGUGUAUGUGUUAGUGCAGUGAAUGCAGAGUGUGUGUUAAUGUGUAGUGAAUGCAGAGUGUGUGUUAGUGUAGUGAAUGCAGAGUGUGUGUUAGUGUAGUGAAUGCAGAGUGUGUGUUAGUGUGGUGAAUGCAGAAUGUGUUAAUGUGUAGUGAAUGCAGAAUGUGUUAAUGUGUAGUGAAUGCAGAGUGUGUGUGUUAGUGUAGUGAAUGCAGAGAGUGUGUUAAUGUGUAGUAAAUGCAGAGAGUGUGUUAGUGUGUAGCGGAUGCAGAGUGUGUGUUAGUGUAGCGGAUGCAGAGUUUGUGUUAGUGUAGUGAAUGCAGAGUGUGUUAAUGUGUAGCAAAUGCAAUGUGUGUGUCAGUAUAUUGGAUGCAGUAUUGCAACCCAGGGGUCAAGUCCUGGGGAAAAAAGUGAAGAUUCCCACCCAGCACCCUCCCCCCCAAUAUAGUGCAGUGCAGGGUGUGUAUAAUGAAUGUAGUGUGUUCGUAGUGAAUGCAGAGUACGAAUAAUGAAUGUACUGUGUUUGUAGUGAGUGCAGAUUGUGUAUAAUGAAUGUAGCGUGUUUGUAGUGAAUGCAAAGUGUGUAUAAUGAAUGUAGUGUGUUUGUAGUGAGUGCAGUGUGUAUAAUAAAUGUACUGUGUAGUGAGUGCAGAUUGUGUAUAAUGAAUGUAGUGUGUAGUGAGUGCAGUGUGUAUAAUGAAUGUAGUGUGUAGUGAGUGCAUAGUGUGUAUAAUGAAUGUAGUGUGUAUAAUGUACUGUGUAGUGAGUACCGAAUGUGUAUAAUGAAUGUAGUGUGUAGUGAGUGCAGUGUGUAUAAUACAUGUAGUGUGUUUGUAGUGAGUGCAGAGGGUGUAUAAUGAAUGUAGUGUGUUUGCAGUGAGUGCAGUGUAUAUAAUAAAUGUAGUGUGUUUGUAGUGAGUGCAGAGUGUGUAUAAUGAAUGUACUGUGUUUGUAGUGAGUGCAGAGUGUAUAAUGAAUGUAGUGUGAUUGUAGAGAGUGCAGUGUGUAUAAUAAAUGUACUGUGUUUGUAGUGAGUGCAGAGUGUGUAUAAUGAAUGUACUGUGUUUGUAGUGAGUGCAGAGUGUGUAUAAUGAAUGUACUGUGUUUGUAGUGAGUGCAGAGUGUAUAAUGAAUGUAGUGUGAUUGUAGUGAAUGUAAUGUGGUUGUAGUGAGUGCAGAAUGUGUAUAAUGAAGUGUGUUUGUAGUGAGUGCAGUGUGUAUAAUAAAUGUACUGUGUUUGUAGUGAGUGCAGAGUGUGUAUAAUGAAUGUACUGUGUUUGUAGUGAGUGCAGAGUGUGUAUAAUGAAUGUAGUGGGAUUGUAGUGAGUGCAGUGUGUAUAAUGAAUGUAGUGUGGUUGUAGUAAGUGCAGAGUGUGUAUAAUAAAUGUACUGUGUAGUGAGUGCAGAGUGUGUAUAAUGAAUGUAGUGGGAUUGUAGUGAGUGCAGAGUGUGUAUAAUGAAUGUAGUGUGUUUGUAGUGAGUGCAGAGUCUGUAUAGUGAAUGUAGUGUGUUUGUAAUGAGUGCAGAGUGUAUAUAAUGUGUAUAAUGAAUGCAGUGUGUUUGUAGUAAGUGCAGAUUGUGUUUAAUGAAUGCAGUGUGUGUGUGUGCUGGUUGAUGUGUGUGUGCGCUGGAUGAUGUGUGUGUGUGCUUGAUGGUGUGUGUGUGUGUGUGUGUGCGUGCUGGAUGAUGUGUGUGUGUGUGAGCUGGAUGGUGUGUGUGCUGGAUGAUGUGUGUGUGCUGGAUGGUUGGUGUGUGUGUGCUGGAUGAUUUGUGUGUGUGUUGGGGGGGGAGCAUUUUUUUUUAAUUUGUGUAUGUAUAAUUUUUAUUUUAUUCCCCCCUCCCUGCUUCUUACCUUGUCAGGUGUUCCGGUGGAGGGAGCCAGCCGCUACACACGGAAGCCCAGCACACUCUGUGUUCCCUCUCGAGGUCUAACUCUCGCAAGACUCGUGCUGUGCGGAGCGUUGCCAUGGUAACCCGUGGCAACGCUCUGACAGCUGCGGGUCUCGCGGAUGUGAGCAGCUGGAUGGGGAGCAUAGAGUUUGCUGGGCUCCUGUGUGCAGGUAACAGGGCAGGCCCUGCAGGACUGGUAACGGGAACGGCGUUCCUGCUUUGGAAAAAGUGCAGGAACGCUGUUCCCAUGCGUUCCUGCAGGACUCGAGCCCUGCUGCAACCCACACUCUAAACACACACACACACACUACUAUAGAUGCACACACACUACAACACACACUGACAUACAUAUACAAAUAUCCAUACACACAUAGAUAUGCACUCAGACAUGCACACAUGCGCACACACUCUAUGUGCAUGUGUAUACAACAACAAUUUUUAUCAUAUUUAAACGGUCGAGUUUUUGUUUGUUUGUGUAGAAGGUGUGAUUUGGGGGGUGCUUGAGAAUUAUGUGCCUACAGGUGGUCAUGAUGUAAAUUCGACCUUGCUCAGCUCAACAUGUGAGUUCCCUUUCUGCACUUUAAUCACCAUUCACUUUGUAACUAGUGUAGUUCCUCUUGUGAAUUACCUCGGAUGAUCUCAGAGCCACAGUUGUAAAAAUGCUUGAGAUGUUUUUAAAGUCUUUUAAUCGGCUGAACUAUAUAUAUAUAUAUAUAUAUAUAUAUAUAUACACACACACACACACACACACACACACACACACACACACACACACACACACACACACACACAAUAUCUACCUGUCAGAAAAAUAAUUUCAAACAACAUGGAUUCCCUCCCUGCUGUGGGUACAUGAGUAGAUUCAUAUGAUCCAAAAUGGUUUUUUUUACAGGUAAUGAUAAUGACAUUGCUGCAAGGAGAAAUCUUUAGCAGUUAAUAUUCUUAAACUGAGUAAAGUCUUUUUGGUGCAUUAUUUUAUUUUUUUAUCCCGAUAAACAGGUUAACAUCUGUGGAAGAAGAUCUAGCUUUGGCCUCGGAGACGGUGCAAACCAGGCAAGAAGCAGUGAGCCAGCUUCAUUCUGACAUUGUGACCGAGGAAAAGAACACAGAUACCAUCUCACUGUAAGAUUCUAAUACUGAAUGGGUAAUGUUCCAGGAUAGUGGUUUGAAGUACAGACCCAAACAAAUUAAUGAAUAAAUGAACAAUUACAUUUAUACUCAUUUCUGUGAAGUCAAAUAAUGUUAAAGGAGGGUGCCCCCACCGCUGGGCUGGAUGGAGAGAAAGGGGUUAAACUUACCUCUUUCUCCAGCGCCAGGCGGGGAGCUCUCCUCCUCCUCUCCGCCUCCUCUUCAGCUGAAUGCACAUGCGCGGCAGGAGCUGCGCGCGCAUUCAGCCAGUCUCAUAGGAAAGCAUUCACAAUGCUUUCCUAUGGACGCUUGCGUGCUCUCACUGUGAUUUUCACAGUGAGAAGCACGCAAACGCCUCUAGCGGCUGUCAAUGAGACAGCCACUAGAGGUUUUAGAGGCUGGAUUAACCUAUUUAUAAACAUAGCAGUUUCUCUGAAACUGCUAUGUUUAUAAAAAAAAAAAAGUGUUAAUCCUAGCUGGACCAGGCACCCAGACCACUUCAUUAAGCUGAAGUGGUCUGGGUGCCUAUAGUGGUUCUUUAAAGUAAACCCAUAGUCCCAAAAAGAUUCAUUUCUUUCUGCCUACUCCCCUUGUCACCCCACCCCAAUUUUUUGCUUUUAAAAAGAGUAACUUAAAUAAUGAUUACUUUCCAUCUUUCCAGCGCCUGAACUCAUCCACUGCAGCUACCCCUUCCGCCUUUCACUCCGCAUGCCUGCUGACGCAUUCCGCAUUAUCCUCCAAUUGAUUUCGUCACAUAGAGAAGCAAUGUACAGGGAAUAUGCAUGCGCUGCAGAACACUGUGCUUCUCCAAUCAAAUGCUGCUGUCAGUAGCAUUUGAUUACCGGACCACUUGGUUCUGGAGGGAGAGACAUCUGUACUUGCUGUCAGGAAGACAUUGAAGACACCCUUCAAUGUAAACAAUACAUUUUCUACAAACCUACACUCUUUUACAUGCAAUGUUAAAAUGACAGGACCACUGCACCCAGAUCACUUUAUCCUUAAAGACCAUGGCCUAAAUUGCAAUCCAGUGUCGGUAACUGAUCAAAAGCAUUUUCUGACUUUAGGCUGCUGUCAUGGGAAAGUUAUCAAAGCAAUCACAAUCUGAAAAUUGAUAAACCUUUUUUCUAUCCGUAAUUCUACCAAAGUCAGAAAAUGUUAUUAAGUUAAAACUGUGCCUAAAGUGUGAAUUCUUGUUAAUUUAGGAAUGUCGAGCUCCAUAGACUGAUAUUGCAAGGUUAACGAGAAAAAAAUGGUGGACAUUUCAAUUUUGUAUGCAUUAUUUUUUUCAAUUUAUUUUAUUUAUCUUAUUUUAGUUACAAUGCUUAUUUAUACUGAACUAAAUGAUUAAUGAGUUGUUUCACUGUUUAUUCAGCUCAUGUGCUAAUACAUAGAUAUAUUUUGAGGUUUUAGUUAUUUGUUAGAAAAGCAAUUUUAAACUAUUUGAGGUGUUGAAAUAAGAUUUCGAUUGUCCUAUUAAAGUGUCACUAGCCCAUCAUUAGCAGGGGUGUUAUUCACCGAUCUGAUAAGGGUAAAAUUUCUGUCAAAUUAUGACUGGUGACUUGGGAUCACUUAAACCAUGCUUUUGUAAGUUUUAUUGAAGUGUAAUUCCAUGAUACAUUACACAUAUCCCAUGUUACUUGAAUUUUAUUAUCAUGAAGAUCCAUGGUACACGCAUACAUUCCAUGUAUUAUGGUAUGUGUGUCAGUGUACCUGUGUAUCUGCAGUCUACUAAGGUUGCAGCUUAGCAUGACUCCAAGGCUACUAUUUUACUAAUCCAAGUUCCUAAGAACCGUAACUGUAUUGAUGAUAAACAAUCACAAUACCAAAUAAUUUCUUUAUGAUUUUUAACCUUUAUGUAUCAAUAUGGAUUUUAUUUCUUCUCAAUUUCUUAUAGAAUCACUUUGUUGUCCAAGCGUCAGAGUUUACGGGAAGCUCUCAUCCAAUAUCACAUAUCUCUGUGUAACAAGAAUAAGCUACAGGUUCAGAGGGACAUGCUAAAGAAGAAGAUGAAUGAGCUUGGAUCCGAUGAUCCUCCUCCGGCUAUCAAGCUGCAGGACGAUGGCCAGUCCAUCUCAUCAAUAGUGAGUUUCAUCACUGAAAUGUGAAGGUUUUUUUCACGAUUAAACUCAUCACUACAUUUCAAGAGGCAUACACUUCAUAUCAGUGUAUAUUUUAGAUUUUCACAUCUGUCAGCACCGUGCGCUGCACGCAAGUGACAGACAUUUUUUUUUUGCACAUAAUUAACAGUGGGUAGCUCAGGGCAUAGUUUGGGCUGCCUAAGUCACAUGUGCUGAGGCUGAAACUUGUCCCCAGCAUAUAAGUGCCAAUAACUCAGUAUGUGCAGUGUUUCAAUCAGAAACACAGCACGUACAUUCUCGUACAACCAUAGCCACUUCAAAUCACUGAAGUGGCCAUGGUGGUUGAAGUAACUGUUUAAAGGAACACGUGUAUUCCUACAUUUAUACAUGUGUAUAUACAGAAUAUAAAAGCAUGUAUUCCUCACACUAUACUGCUGGAGCAGCAGUUAAGGUCCCGGCCACCCUCAGAUUGGAGAUAAAAUGUGUUUAGACUCACCUUUUCUCCAUCUCAGCCAUAGGAAAGCAUUGGGAGACUAUUACGCAUGUGCAGCAAAAUGCGACAUUGCACCAAUCAGCCUCUCUUCAUAGAGAUGCAUGGAAUCACUGUAUCUGUAUGGGGAACAUUCAGCACCUCCAUGCAGUGGAGCACUAAAAUAGGAGGCACCUCUAGUGGUCGUUUGAGUGAGUGCCACUGGAGGUGUUUCUCUGAAACGGUAGUGUUUAUAUUGAAAAACAUGCAGAGACAGGAUAUAGACACUAGAACCACUACAUUAAGCUGUAGUUGUUCUGGUGACAAUACUGUCCCUUUAAGUCAACAUUUUGCCUGCCAGAUUGGAUUAAUUCAUUUGUCACAAGUUUGGUGUAAUAUUUUUGUUUUUCAUACUUUUUAAUUAUCACAACAUUUAAAGUCCAGCCUUGCUGAAUUGUAUGGAACAAUUAAAUGAUUAUUUAAUUUCCAUAUUGCUUAUUCUCGUCAAUGGGAUUUGCCAGUGAUCUGUUUACAUUUUCUGUUAUGUGCUGACAAAGCCAGAGCCUGAAUAUGUAUCAGUGUAAUUAAACAAGUUAGCUGGCCAUAAUUGGCAUCACUUGGAAUAGCACUGGGUUUCACAUGCAGCUACAUUCAGCUGUUGAAUUUAAGGCAGCUUUGUUACUUCCAGGGGCCCUCGAGGUUGACAUACCUGCUUGGUGUGUGUCAGCCUGGGGAAGAAACAUGCCUUUCCCCAAUAUAUAAUUGUUUAGAGUGCUGAGAAUAUGAAUAUGUAGAUGAUAAUAAAAAUAAGAGUACAACACAGGGUUGAUCCUAGGAAACUGAGGGGAUCCUCCAUAGAACUACAUUCCUCCCAAGUUCAGGAGUUAUGGAAGCUGAUGGGGUCUGACAGGACUGGAGGGCCCAAUUGGCACAACUUGCAUCAGUGGCGACAUCAAAAAUGGAUGCUCCAGCUGGAUGACAGCCUCUCAGCUAGCCCCACUCAUGGCAGACCAUGCAGAAAGCGAUGCUGAAGCUCUCAUGGUCCUAGUGCGCUUAGCACAGCAUGUCCAUGUCUAAUGAUAUGCUAAUGCCAUGCUGAAUGGAGUCAGUUCCCUAGUGUUCCUAAAGGUGGGACACCAGGAAUUAAAAUCAGGACAACGGGAGAGAAGCCUGAAAUCAAGGCUUUCCGACCAAACUCAGUACAAAUUUGAAUUCUGAAACUACAUUUGUGAUGGACAAAAAGUUGACUUUCACACAACCAUCAUUAGUAUUAACUGCGGGAAAGUGACAAUAUUAUUUCACAGCAUAAGCUCAUCCUUUUGACAAGUUUUGUCAACCUUGGACUUGACCUUAAAAAAAGUUAUGAGAUUUUUUGAUUGCAUGGAAAUUUCAAUUCCGUUCUAACACAAUCACUACUAGUUUUUCAUAAUAAUUGUCUGAAAGUGACAAAGCUGCUUUAAUGACAAAUUAAAGGGACACUACAGGCUGGAGGUUACCUCUAGUUAAACAAUAUAUAUGGAAGGGGUUUUCAAUCACAAUUUUUCCCCACCAUAACCUAUUUGGAUUUUGCUUCCCAAGCACUACCAAGCCUCACUAAGCAAACCAGUAACCAACCUCAUGCUGAAGAGUUGCAUUAACAACGAAACAGCUGUCCAUGAGUGGUUCACUGGUUUUGCAUCUUAUCCUAAAUUGUGUUCCAAGCAGUUGUAUACUGCAAACACAAAUUAAAAGGAAUCCAUGUUUAAAAUGGAAUGAGGCAAAAAUGUGAUUCUUUGUUAAACUAAUUUGCAUAUGCCCACCCAGAAUCCUUUGCGGUUGUAACAUCACUGCUGAUUUGGGAUUUCUGUGGGAAAAGCAAGUCUUAUGGCUUGACUGAUGUGCAGACUUUUGUUUAGCAUUGUAUUAACUAUAUAUAUAUAUAUAUAUAUUCAUUUUUUAAAUUCCUGGAUUUGUUUCAAAUUUAGUACAUUUGAAGUGAGGUCAGCCCAAAGGAUAUGCAAGAUUUACAGUAAGCUCAGCCUGAGCCACUCAUCAUGCUCUUAUUUUAUUUUUGAAGAAAAUGAGCAUAAACCCUGUGCCCCACAAAUUUGUUCUGAGACACAGCUAGUGAGAUCUUCUUUGCUUCAUGUCUUUUGCAAAGACAUAAGUUGUUAUGAUGAUUGGACUGUUCCUUUAACUCAGUCAGUCACAAAAUGUGUAUAUAAAUCAGCUGAUAUUUCACAAUCUACAGGCUAAUUUUUCAUUACCAAAUAAAAAGAGAGCAAAAAAGUAAAUCUUAAAAAUCCUAUUUGGACAUUAAAAAAAUCAUAUUAAAAUCAGCCAUACUAAAACACUGAUUCCUGGGCUUUGACAGCAAAACUUCUCGUCCUAUGGGUUCAGGUGUUUAUUCACUAAACGCUAGAAUGCAAUCAGCUGAAUCCUAAUGGCAAAAAAUAGGGCAAAAUAUCUAAUUUGUAAAAUAUCUCCAACUAGCAACAGGUUGGCUUUCUAGCCCAUAUUUUGCAGUUUUGAUUUCCGUGUUGAUUUACGUUCAGCUGUAAGAAAAACAGUAGCUGUACUAGCAUGUCAAUAACAAUGUCAGAAAGAAUGAAAUAUUUUAUUUGUUUUUUAUUCUAGGAGCGGGAAAGUGGGAAAAAACAAACUUUAGAAAAUAUUAAAAACCACAUUUCUGGAAUUUUUCGACAAAAGAUUUCUGUAAGUAGCACAUUUUCUUUAUAUUACAGCUAUAGAGCUGAAUGUCAGCUUACAUGAUGAGACUGUUCUCGUGCACUGAAAAGGAAAAUUAGAUACUUGGUUCUGUUUUGAGGUCUCUGGUUGCCUUAGAUUGACAAAUCUACUUUUGUAUCUCUUUGUGUUAGAAUGUUGGUACACUUAUUGAGAUCUCAAGUGAAUUGAACGGUGACGUACUGUAUCUGUGAUUGACACAGAAAGCACCAUGUAAAAAGGCACUACAAACACAACCUGCACUUAUUACCUGCAGGGUCAGUCUAUUAUUACUAACAAACGUUUUUGGAGGCCACUAUGUGUGGAAGUGGCAUUUUUUAGCCCAACAAUAUCAUAUAUUAUGUUAUUCCCAACCAUGUCAUCUUCUGCUAUUCAUCUGAAUUACUGAAUUAGAGUGACUGAAAGGCCACAAUAAGAAUUAUUAUUAAAAAUAUUUUUGAUAUUGCCAAAUUAUUAUGAGAUCUAAAGUAAUAUUGUAUGUCCUUUUUUUUUUUUAAUGUGGAUUUUAACUGACCAUUACAUAGCUAAAUAUACAUUUUAUACAGGGCUUAGGUAUUCAUCCUUAUGUAUCUAAACAGGAAUUGGAUUAUUUGUGCUGCUGAUGAACUUCAGCUCCUAUCAUCCCCUUCCAGUCUUAUGAACAACUGCAUGUUGCUGAUCCCUAAUGUAUUCCAGAGGUAGCAACGUAAUAGUACUUAAGCAGUUAUUCUACUACAACUAUUAUGAUCACUAGUUAUAUGAUCAUGGGUUAUCAGAGUUAUACAGUUAUCUGUUUAUGGCCAUUAAUAGAUGCCUUGCUACACAUUUGGUCACCUUGCUAGCGCUGAAUAAAACUAUUAAAUAUUUAGCAAUAUCCACUUUAUUCUAGCAGUAUUUUUAUUAUGGAAAAAAAUGUAUUUAAAAAAUUGACCAUCACGGUAAGAUGAAAAGAUUAGCUAGCUGUUUCAAGUUUCAAAACAACCUUCUAGUUUGAUUUAGAUUUAAAGAGUUACAGGACAUGAAAAGGAACAUGCUUUUAUAGAAGCAGAAUCUAUUUUUAGGCAUGCUUUUAAAUUUCAGGUCACAGCAUAUUUUUUUAAACAAAAAAAAGCAGAUAUUCUAAAUACAGUUUGCUUCUUAAAAUAAGAAAUAUUUACUCUCCCUUUAAAACUAAUAUAUAUUUAGUGUUGCUACAAAAUAUUUUCAUCUACAGACAUUCUAAAGAGAUAAAAUGUAGAUUCAAGUGUAUCAACGUUCUGGAUAGACUAGAUCUCAAUUUCAUAUACAAACUGAGAAGUGAGCAACUGCCCACUUUGAGCAGCUACUAAAGGGGUCUAGCCAUAGCCCAUUAAUCUGUGAUCAGCAAGCUUGUGUCACUUUAUGUCACUUAGUGUCACCUAUAUAUAUAUAUGUGUGUGAGAACCACAUGAACCACACUGUGUUUUAAAACUGUAUGUUAAAACUUUAUAUAUUUAUUUAAAUACAUCUAUUAUAUUUAAAUACAUCUAAAUCUUUUACCUGUUUAUAUUAUAUUUUAGAUGGCUUUGAGGCAACUCUUUAGUAGUCUUUAUAGAAUUCAGUUUUUAUGGAUUAUUACAAAGCAAUACCUUUAAGUUACCCUUUGAUGAGAAAAGCCAUGCUACACACCCUUGUCUAUCACACAGUGCUAUUGCAGUAGCUAUGGGCUACUUUAUGUUCAGAAUUAUAUUUGUAUGUAUUCAUGCAGGCUCUGUCAAUCAUAGCCAGGGGAGGUGUGGCUAGGGCUGCAUAAACAGAAACAAAGUGAUUUAACUCCUAAAUGACAGUGAAUUGAGCAGUGAAAUUGCAGGGGGAAUGAUCUAUACACUAAAACUGCUUUAUUUAGCUAAAGUAAUUUAGGUGACUAUAGUGUUCCUUUAAAUUUAUCACCAGAACUGCUCUGGGUUUGUGUUGAUAAACACAGCUCUAUCGAAACUCCUGAGCUUUGAUGAAUAGAGUGUCAUGCCUUUCACGGCCCCAGGCAGCUAAUCUGAAAAUAUUAUGAGGCAUUGUGGUUAAGAACACAAUCGCUUUCAUGCUAUAUCAAAGGUAGUAUUUUAACAAUUUACAUACCUGUUAGCCCAGACCGGGUGCUUUUGAAAGAGCAGCCACAAAGCUCAGCCAGUUUCCUCAUUUCUAAUGCUGUGCAAACCUAAAUAUUUUACCCUGUUGAGGUUUAAAAAAGCAGAAGCAGGUGUCUGGAUUUGGUUCUGUUCCUUGUAACUCACCUGCUACUAAUAAUUCCAUAGAUGACUCAUUUGAAUUUAUUCCAAGAACACUGACCUAGAAACAUGUAUAAUAAAUUGUCUGUCAUUUUCAGUGUCGUCAGAUGUCACAUGUCAGCUGUUAAACCUCAAUUAAUAUUGCCAGUGGUGAAAAACAUUCUUCUCAAACUUAUCACUACUUUUAGUAUCAUAUAUUGCAUACAAACAGCUCUCAUUGCUCCCUGAAACGCUAGAGUAUCACACUACGAAGGGGACAAAAAUAUAAAUUUCAGUUGAACAAGCUAUGCUACGUUUAUAGGUUAUAGGGUAUAUACACAGAUUAAAACCCUAUGGUUUUACAGCAUUCUCUGUGUUUAUCUAAGACUGUUCUAUACACUUAAUACUUGCUAGUCAUCUACCUACCAGGGACCUUCCAGGCUGCAGUUGAUCCAUUGCAUGCACAAUAAAAUUGCACUUACCUGUAAAUGCCCACAACAUGCACUGCAACCUGCUGAAAAAAAACUAUAUAUUAAAAAAAAAAGACCUCCACUUUGCCAAUCGAAACACCAGAUUUUUUUUGUCACUAACGCCUGUUAAAUGUGGUUAGAACCACCAAACUACCAGUACCUAGCCAACUUGACCCUACCUUGUAAUCAAAUUGAACUACUGACCUACAUAUAACCAGCAUUGAAGAAUUCCAAUGACCAUAAUGCUGUUGCUUUCCAAUUCAUUUUCCAAGUAUAGAGAAAAUGUAUUAAUGGGUAUGCAUCAACACAUUAAGUGUUUACUGCAAAUGCCUUGAGCUUCUACAUUAGUUCUGCCUAUACCAGAAAAUGAACAGGAAGAUAAUUGUCACCAUGUUCACGUUUCAGUGCUGUACUAGAUAGAAAGAAAUCACAUUAUUGUCCAGCAACACAGAAAGACAUACAAUUGAAAAAAAAAGAUAUUAAAGAUUAUGGGGAUCCCGAGCAACCCCAUUUUAUCAAGUGAGACCAGUGAUUAGUCCCUUCUAUAUGUCACACAGAGCAGUGUGGUUAGAAUAUGUAGAAUGGGGGUCCCCUUGCUCCUCUUACAUUGGGCCUUUUUCUGGAAAGACUAGAGUGGUCUUAAUAAGCAAGGAGAGGUAUAAACAACUGGGCCUCCUUCCUUGAUAUUGUGCUCCUAAAGAUUACAAUAAUUCUGGUCCUGUGUUGUCUCCUGUGACAGUAGUCUCCAUCACUAGGAGCUAAAGAUGGACAAUUAAGUUAGGUCUCUGGAUGACUCAUAUGUUUGUCACCCUGUGCCCAUUGUGGGUGUAGACGUGUGUAAUGUGUUUGGGGUUAAAUGUUUUGUGUGCUCUCAUGUCCUGUUAAUGCUUGCAAUCAACUAGCUGUACAGCGCCACCUGCUGGUUGUAAGCAUCUUUGAAAUCGCUAUAUUCACUCAUUACCUGAAUAGCAAGGCUUGUUAAUUUGCAUAUUCAGGUCAAUUGCAUAUUGUGAAUUCUGCUGGCAGGAGAUAUAUUUUGUGUUAAUUAUUGUCUUCCCAACAACUUAAAUAAAUAUGUCAUUAUGUUAUUAUAAGUUCCUGUAAGUUGUCUGAUAUGAUUUGGACUAAUAAUAAUGAUGAUAAUAAUUGGGACUAGUAAAAUAAAGUUGUGUAUGUUAGUUCCUUUUGGAACUUUGUGUCCUGUGUGGAUUUGUUCAUGGAUCUCAGUAACAGAGUCUUUGGGCCUGUUGGCUAGCCCAGGACAAUUGCAAAUAAGCUAGGCCAUUAUAAAGGCAGUAGCUAAAGGAUCUGGAAUAACUACAAGCAGAGGUGUUGAAUCUGCUUGCGGAGAGGAACUGAAGUGGCAGAGGGAACAAUACCUGCCUAGAAGAAGGUGGAAGAGUUCUGGAGAGACCCCAGUCAAGCUUCGGUGACUGGGGAUGAAGCGCUCCAGAGUCACCUAUGGCAGAGGUAUCCGUUCGGAGUACAGGAGCUCUGCCACAUCUCCCACCUACAUAUUUUAACCCUUCAUACCCUGCCCCAGAGUGGAGAAAGGGUAAUUUUUUUUGGCAACUGGCUGUUGCAUUCAUUCUUAUAUCUAAAUUCCUUAAGAAUACCAACUAGUUGCUAGUUAUUUAUAUGGUUUGGAGACUACAUAGAUGCUACCAAUCAUCAUCUAUAUAUAUUUUCCAUUAAUGUUUGUCUAUGGACUUUUAGCUAAAAGAACACUAUGAAGAGCCAUCAAGAAAAAGUACCUUUUGUACUUGCCAAAUUCCGCCCAGGAUUUGUAAGCUUGUUGCCAAGAAAUGCUGCCACUACAUUAGAAAAUAAAUAAAAUUUAGUUAUUGAAUGUGGGGAAAAAAAAUAUAUAGCCAGCUGUAGGGAAAAUAUAGUAUUGUUUUAAAUGGAACAAAUAUUUUUUUGUUAUAUUUGAUCUCAUUCCGAUAUUGGGUAAUAAGAAUAAAAUUCCAUUGGAUGUUUAAUGUAGUUCGCAACAACACUAUCCAAAUGAAAGGAGGAUUUAAUUGAAGUGCAAGUACUAGACAGAACGAGAUCCCCUAUCCAAUCCCCUAUAGAGAUUAACGUUUUUUUUCUGAUUUUAUAGGUAUCCAAAUAACUGAAUUCCAUGCUAGUCAGAGCAGUCAUUAAGUGACACAUGUAUUUGUAGACUACCACAUAUUGUCUGUAUGUUGGAAUUCCUCACAAUGCUACUGAUGCACCAGAGAGAUUUAGAAGUUUGAAAUGUUAUAUAAAAUAUAAAAGAAAAUCAUCAAAUAUAUAUACAAAUACAGCAUAUUUUAAUUAUGCUAGUGAAAAGAAAUGGCAUGUUUUUUAUUUCUAACUGAUUUCCUUGUUCCCCUUAUUUAUCUUAGUUGCCUCCUCUGUUGCCCAUGAUCCCUGAAGUCCAGAAACCUCUCAGUCAGCAGACCUGGUACCACGGGGCAAUCCCUCGCACCGAAGUCCAGGAGCUGCUGGUGAACAAUGGGGAUUUUCUUGUACGUGAAAGUCAAGGCAAGCAGGAAUAUGUACUGUCUGUUUUGUGGGAUGCACAGCCACGGCAUUUCAUCAUCCAAUGCGUAGACGUAAGUAACACGUUAGGCAUAUACAAUUAUAUGUUUAUGUUAAAUUAUUCACAGAGUAAAAUUCCUGAUGAUAAUAUUUUAUUAUCAAACUAUAUUUAAUUAUUAUCAUGUGUUUUUGUGUAUGCUAGUAAGUCCAAUUUGCUGUAUUUAUCUUUAUAGUAAGUUUGUAAGAAUAACCCAUCUUACUGGAGAAUGGAACUAUAUUUAAUUAUGGGGUUGCGUUCUCCCUGAGUUUAGCAACACCAUCAAUGAGGAUGGAGCAGAUCAAUCAGACAUCACAAAACAGAUACCCAUCUGUUUGAUACUCACAUUGUUGCAUAUCCACGUUACCCAGCUUUGAUAGGUUAUCAUUUUGAUUCAGAUCCCAGUGCCUGCUGUUUGUCUUUUAGCCUGAUGCCUUCCCUGACCCAUGUCAAGCUUAUAAGCAAGAUGUGUAUAUAGAAAACUUCCAAAUACACUUGAGGGUGCCAGACACUAGUGACAUAUAUUAAAAUAAAAUAUACAAUUACCAAUCGUGCAGCCCCUACAGUAUGCUGGUCUGUAUAAAUCUUAAAUAAAAUACAGGGGGGAAGCAGAUUAUAGCUUAGUAUGUACAAUUUAUUACAUGUGAAAUAAACAAAGAAAAAUGCACUCACAAAAGUGCUCGCACAAAUACAAAGAAACGUGCAAAAACCGCGUUGCUCACAAAUGGGCUAAAAUCCCACUGCUAUACAGCUGCCGGGUCUGUUUUAUGGGAGUGUGCCUCAGAUUGGAAGCAUUCUCCAGCUAUACAUACUUGUUUACCUUUGUUUUAGUUAAAGAUUUUUCCAUGUCAGGCUAUAGACCAGGGAUGGGCAAACUAUUGAGGACUUCCUAUCCCUGCUACAAACCACAAAUGUUCCAGCUUGUCUAUAAUAAUGCUUCUCGGUUCCACUAUAUCUUACUAGAUCCAUCCGUCAAGUUAUUUACCCAUAUGUGCACCCUGCACCAUUCUCAGCUCCCUUAGACAGGUUACAGCCAGGCAGUAACAAAAUACAGCUAACAGUGACACGAGUGGCAUUACAGUUUGCCUUUAGUGAUAUCAUAAUCCAAAUUAAAGUUAUGCAACAAACUCCAAGCAAUACAUUUUUAUUUAUUUCAUUGUUCUACAGAAAUAUGUUGGUAUAGUUUACUAUGGGUUUUAAAAAAAUAUUCUGAAAUUAAAUGUUUUUUUUAUUUUUUAUUAAAAACCCCUGUGUCCCUCGACCAACACGCUAGCUAAAGCCUUGCACUUGCUGGGGCGAGAUGAAGGGCGCCUGCAGGUUAAUCACGAUUAGAAUGGCAAUACAACACUGGCAAUCUUGUACACUAGGCCGGAGUCCGCUGACUUCGCUAACCACUUAACGCAUUCUAUAGGUCAAUGAAUAUGGCAACGUGCAAGAGUAACAAGUGUAUUACAGUCAGUCAGGAGUCUUUGUCUUACUUAAUUUAAAAAUGGGUGGGACGCCACUAUAUACGGACUUUCACAGUCAAUAAGCAACAGUUAGCUAUAUUGUUCAAGGCUGGUUUUAUGAAUAUAUGCAACUAUUUGCCUCAAACCAAUGUUGAUAUGAGUAAGAGUUAAUGUACGCAUUUGUAUUAUGUUGCAUAUCUCGUUGUGGUGUCUGACCUUGAUAUAAAUAAAGAAUUUAAAAAAAAAAAAAACCCUGUGUCACAUGAGGAGGGAUGAAAAUUUUUCUUGGUCAGUCUUAAAUUCCUGACUAGCUCAACUCAUGUUAUCCCUUCUAAUUUUGCAAUCCUUCAGUAUUUUUAUUGAAAAUCCAGAUUUCAGUGUCUUGAUGACUCUUGUCACUUUAAUUUCUUAGAACCUGUACAGACUGGAAGGAGAUGCAUUUACAACCAUCCCACUGCUGAUCGAUCAUUUCAUGAAGUCAAAGCAAGCUGUCACCAAGAAGAGUGGUGUUAUUCUAAACAAAGCUAUUGUCAAGGUAAAAAAACAAAUACAUUGGUAUGGGUAAACAUUUUGUAGUGGGGGGACAUACAAUCACAUUACUGACCAUGUGAGCUAAAUAGCUUAAUUUUUUUUCUCUUUUGUUUGCAAACAAAAAAAAAUAAAAUAAUAUUUUGUUACAUAUACUUUUGUUUAUUGCUCUAACGAUUUCAGGCCUAUCUAUAUAUUCUUACAGGAACAGUACCACCCUCAAUAUUAACAGAGCAAACACCCUUACUGUUCAUGCAGUUUAUUAACUAGUCAAUGAGUUAUGGUAAUAGCAUAAUGUUGUUGCAAAAUUUUAUCCAAAAUGGCCAAAUCAACUAUUUUUCAUCCCAGCGAUUGUGGCCCACAUUUUGCAAUUUUGAAAACAACUCACUGCAAGUCAUUACUUUACGCAUAAUUCAAAUGACUAAAUUCAGCUAAGAAAUCAGAGCCUAUAUUUCCUUGAUUACAGGACAAAUGGGUUCUAGAACACGAAGAUGUCAUCCUGGGAGAAAGGAUCGGUAGGGUACGUUUUUUUUUACAUUUCACGCCUCUUGUGAAGCUUAGCAUAAGUAAAUAUUAGCCUAUAUUGAUAUAUAGAAACAAGCUCUUAGAGCGUAAACACGGCUUACUUAAAAUAGCAUAAAAUCAUGUGUAAGGUAUGAGAACGAUAAAGCAUGUUCACAAGAUGUUAGAUAGCAAGUGACCAUAAAUGAAAAACAUUUUUCACUACAAAUAUUUAUAUAUUCCCAGUUCAUGUUUAUUUAAGCUUAUUGCAGAGAUUAGAAAAUGCCUGCCCUUCAUAUGUGUUGGACUACAAAUCCCAUGAUGCUGGUUAAGCAUACAAGAAAGCCUAAUUCCCUGACUGCCUGAGGUUCAUGAGAGUCAAACUCCCAGGCUGCACUCACAAUCUGUUGUGAAGUAACUUCUCUCUCUCUUAACUCUUUGGUGGACAAAGCCAGGGGGAAAGAGACACGGACAUGGCAUCAAACUUUCACCAGCAAUUUGCUUAUGAGCAAGGAAAACAUCUUAACCCCUUAAGGACAGAUGACGGAAAUAUUUCGUCAAGAUUCCCUUUUAUUCCAGAAGUUGUGUCUUUAAGGGGUUAAUCAUGUGUCAGGAGGGGCAGUGGCAUAGAAGGAGAUCCAGCAAGCGUGCACACGUGUUUCUGGUUGUGUGUCUGUCUGUGUCUUUGCGUGUAUGUGUUUGUGUUCCCUGUCACAGCACCUAGGUCUAAAAGGGAAUAGAUUAUUAAUAUUUGUACUCUAACUGCUGUGGAACACUUAGAAGGAUUAGAAAAAGAAAACAUGUCAUAUAAAAGAUACAUAACAUUUAUGUCAUUAAAGUUUUUUACAUUUAAUAACGAGUAGUAUUUGAAACAUGGGAUGUAAUGCUGUUUAGAUAUACCUAAUAGAAGUGAAAUUAUGCAAAUAUAUAUAAUUUAAAUUGUUAAUUUACUUAUUCAUCUGUUACAGAAAUAUUGUAAGGAUAAGAUUUUUUUGUGAUUAUAUGGAAUGCAUUAUUUUUCUAUAUUCUGGUCAGAGUUUGAAAUAUUAUCACAGAAAUACUUUUUGGCUAUGUUGUUUGUGAGACAAAAAUAGAAUAAUGGUCAAAUAUCUUGCUUACAUGUAUUGUUAAAGGGACACUUUAGGCACGCAGACCACUUCAUCUCACUGAAGUGAUCUGAGUGCAGUGUCCCUGUCUUUUUAGCCCUGCAGUUGCAAAUAUUGCAGUUUCAGAGAUUACAUUGCAGGGUUAAGGCAGACUCUAGUGGCUGUCUCACAGACAGCCAAUAUAGGCACUUCCUGGUUGUUCACAGAGUUUGACUCCGUGAAGCGACGCUGGAUGUCCUCACGCUUUGCAUAAGGAUGUCCAGCGUCUUCUAAAACCUCAUAGGAAAGCAAGCCAAUGCUUUCCUAUGGGGAAAGCUUAGUGCGUAAGCAGCACUUGCUGCACAUGCACAUUAGACCCCCUCCCUCCCCCCACUGGAUGACGUUGGCGGAGGAGGAGCCCAACCCAGCGCCGAGGGAUUUCAGUAUUGGAGGUAGGGGAGGGAGGCUGCGAGUGGGGAGAGGGCAGAGGGACCCUUAAUGUUAAGAACACAUCUUUGUAUUCCUAACACUAAAAUUUUCAUUAAAGAAACCAAAAUUCUAGGCAUGCUUUAUAAAAAUGCCAUCCUGUAAAAUAAUGUGGGCAUAAUACCCACGUAAAGUAAGUAUAGUUACGCAAAGUAUCUGUGCAAAUACAGUGCAUUGAAUGCCAUCAAUAUAGUCUGCAAUUAAUCCAAAUUGUUUGAUGCAAAACCCAAGUUAGAACAGGUUUUUAAAUUGCUAGGAGAGAAGGGUCGAUUGAAAAAGGGAAUUUAUAAAGUACAUCAUUUAACUGCUGCUAUUUUUAAUUCCCUUCAGGGUAAUUUUGGAGAGGUGUACAGUGGGCGCCUCAAUGCUGAUAACACUCCAGUUGCUGUGAAGACUUGUAAAGACACACUGCCUCCAGAUUUAAAGGACAAAUUUCUGCAGGAAGCCAGGUCAGGGCAUUAGUCUGCAUCUAACUAUUGGCAAUUUACAGCUUCCGAGUGACUGCUGGAUAAUAUUUUAACGUAACUUCAUUUCAUGCACCUGUCACCAUUCACCAUCCAUAAUUUGUUUUUAACAUCUGUAACAUUGCUAGCAAAUUCAUCUCAUUGAUUUGACAUUUUUAGAUACAGCCUCGUAGAUUAAAAUAUGAUUAUGCCGUAUAUCAAAUUAAUUAAAUGUAAUAAUAAAUAAUCAAUGAUCGCCUACGACAUCAAAUAUCAAACAUAUCACAGACAAAAAGGGAGUGUUGCAAAACAGGGAUACUGUGUUGCCUUUUUACAAAAUUCUAUUUAAAUAAUUUAUAUAUAGUAUGUAAAAUACGAGCUAAAAUGAAAGUUGUUUUAGAACAAAAUUCUAAAAGUAGUAGAGGUACCAUGAGUAUUCCACUGGCCUCCAUGGUGACUGCACAAUUUUAAAAAUUUUAACUGGAAAUUGAUUUUUGUAAUAACAACAAUGUGAAUGACAACUUAAAGAGACACUAUAGUCACCAUAAUAACUACAGCUUUAUGUAGUGGUACUGGUGUCCAUAGCCUGUCACUCAGACAGCCACUAGAGGUGCUUCUUAGUUCAGCUUUCUGGUAGUUAUAAUUUAGUUAGAAGCACUCUACUGUAGAAAAUGCAGUCUGGAGUUCCAAGACAUCGUAUACAUUUUGCAGAGAAAAAAAACAAUUCGAAUUCUAGCUUUUACAGGAAUAAAACUGUCAAUAGAAAGGUCCAAUGUACCCCAAAUAAUUAAAAUAUAUUUACUGAAGUUAUUACAUUUAUAUUUUAUUUUACUAUAUUAUUUACAGUAUUUAUUAAAUGCACAUACCGUAUUCAUUUAUUAUUUUAAUCAUUCUGAUUUUAAAGGAAACACAGGAUGGUAGCUAAUGCAAUGUGCUUGUUGAACUAACUUAAUUUCACCUGGAUUUGCCUUCACUAAAAAUUAGAUUUGAAAUUAAUUUACACUUAUGAAAUUUUUAACAAAGUCUUUUGUGACAACCCAUUAGUCUUACUUUACUAUUGUAAUGUCAUUUUUAUAUUUGUUAAGCUCUUAGAAUUUUCAUAUUGAUGAUUGAGAAAUUUCAAAUUCUAUUUAGAAAUCUUGUAUAAGUGAAAAAUUCCCGGUAAUGAAGAGAAUUAUUUGAUUUGUUUAUUUAUAGUAAAAUGACUAAAUUAGAAAACACAUUUGAUUAAUCAAUCACUUAAAUAAAUCCACUAAACUUUUGAUAUAAAUCAUGGCCAAGUUUUGGGGAGAAAAUAGAUCAGUUAGAAUGGUUAGUCACAAGUUGUCAUUAAAAGGAUAUUAUAGUCACCAAAACAACUUAAGCUGAAUGAAGCCGUUUUUGUGUAUAGAUCAUACUUCGGAAAGCCCACUGCUUAAUUCUCUGCCAUUUAGGAGUUAAAUCACUUUUGUUUCUGUCCAUGCAGCCUUAGCCACACCUCCUUUGGCUGUGACUCACACAGCCUGUAUAAAAAGGUUUAAUUUUUAAUUAGAUGUUAACCUGCUUGAGAAGUUUUCAUCUCCUGCUCUGUAAAUUGAACUUUAAUCACACACAGGAGGCUCCUGCAAGGUCUAGCAGGCUAUUAACUUUAUUAUUAUUAGAGUUUUGUUUAUUGCUAACAUAAAUUAUUUAUUUUAUAAUGCUUUACAUUGCACAGUGAAAACUGAAGAUCCGGUAUUAUUAACUAACUCUGCAAUGUUAAGCAUUGCGUUUUUUUUUUUUUUAGAAACUGUAAGGUUUACAUUGCAGGAUUAAGUCUACCAGGCCUCUGAGGCAUUGAUUUAGUAAAACUUAAUCAUGUGACGUGGAAGCCCCAUAGGAAAGCAUUGGUUCAAUCCUUUCUUUUAGGGAAGCUUGGAUGCGAGCGGCACUCGCUGCGCAUGCAUAUCAGCUCCCCAAUGCUCCUCUAUGCUCCUCAUCAUGAAGAAUGCUAUGUCUCCUCUAUGACAUUGUGGAAGGCGGAGAUUUACGCGGCACUGAAAAAAAGUGAACAAAAAAACCCCACUUUCUUUUAAUUAUUAUAUUUUUGCACACAUGGGGGGGGGGGAGACAUAUCUAAUUGGGGACAGGGACACUAAAGCAUUAGGUAUACAGCCUAUAACAAAACAGCCUAAACAACUAAAAAUAUCGAACAUAUAUAAAAAAAAUAAAAAAAAAAUUUCUAAAACUAUAUAGAAGAGAGAAAACGAAAUUAAUAAUACAAUUAUUAAACAUACAAUAGCAACAAGCUAAGAAAGAAAAUGGAGCUUGGCUUUUCCUUUGCCGUUGGCAAUAUUGUCAAGUGUAAUAAAAUACAUAAGACAAAGUAGUCCCUAGAAAAACUAGAUCAGAAAGUAAGAAAAGAAAAACAGAUUCUAAAAGAGGAAUAGAAGAUAAAACAAUAGGAGAAAGGUAAAUCCGAGCCAUUUUACAGCACAAUAUGGUUAGGACAUGAUGACACGUGCCAACGCCAUCAAAGUGUUAAAAUUUGCAGUUCUGUUGCCAACUAUCCACAACAUCUCAUUGUGAUUCCUUCCACAUGACAGGAUAAUACCUACAUACUACUCUUGCUCCUUUGUAAAUUAAUAAGUAACCUAACAAUUGAUCUGUUUGUUCCUUCUAGAAUUCUGAAACAAUACAGUCAUCCUAAUAUUGUGAAGUUAAUUGGAGUCUGCACACAGAAGCAACCGAUAUACAUAGUGAUGGAGCUGGUCCAGGGUGAGUUAUCAUCUCCAAUGUGAAGAAGUACAUAAUGCUAAGUGGUGGCAUUAUAGAUGUGCAUCACGACUCUUUGCAUAGAUAUGGAAGGAGAUGUAAAUGACUGGAACCAAAUUAAAUACAGACAAAAUGUAUUCAAUGUCCUGUUAGACAUCAUUAGAUACUGAGAAUACAAGGUGACUUAGCAUGAGUUAUCAUUAGGGAGUCAAAUUGGGUGAAUAUCUCCUGGCCUAAAAUUUUAGUGGUAUAUUGAUAUAUUUUACAUUACAUAAUUAAUAUAAUUUGAUUGGCAGUAGAACUGACAAGAGUCCAAAUCACUUCUAAUAGUGAUAUAAUGAUGACAACUUUCAUUACUGAGAGAGAGGAUGUUGAAUGCUAAAUUUUAGGACAAUAACUAUCCUAUCGUGACUUAAAGGACCACAAUAGGCACCCAGACCACUUCAGCUUAAUGAAGUGGUCUGGGUGCCUGGUCCAGCUAGGGUUAACCCCUUUUUUAUAUAAAUAGGUUAAUCCAGCCUCUAAAGCCUCUAGUGGCUGUCUCAUUGACAGCUGCUAGAGGCAAUUGCGUGCUUCUCACUGUGAAAAUCACAGUGAGAAGACGCCAGCGUCCAUAGGAAAGCAUUAUGAAUGCUUUCCUAUGAGACUGGCUGAAUGCGCGCCCAGCUCCUGCCGGGCAUGCGCAUUCAGCAGGAGAGGAGGAGGAGAGGUCCCCGCCCAGCACUGGAGAAAGAGGUAAGUUUAACCCCUUCCUCUCUCCAGAGCCCGGCGGGGGUCCCUGAGGGUGGGGGCACCCUCAGGGCACUAUAGUGCCAGGAAAACGAGUAUGUUUUCCUGGCACAAUAGUGGUCCUUUAAAGGUAUUGUUUUAUCCUCUUUGUAGUAAAUCUCCUCUCUCUAUAAAUUAUAUCCUGUUGUAACAUAGUAAUAUGGCAUGCUUUUCAUACUUGGGCCCUGCUUCAAUAUUUUUGAGUAAGCAUUUCAAUUGAUUUAACAUUUGUGGAUACAAUUUUAGAAUGGUGUAAUAUUUUGGAAAAAACUUUGAUAUUUUUGAUAUACUGAUAUUUAAAUUUUAUAUGUUUGUUUUGAUAUUUUUUUCUAUUUUAAAAAUAUCAUUUUAAAAGUUUAUCCAAAAAUACUAAAUCAGUGUAUAUAUGUGUAAAAAUAAAUAUAUGAAUUGGGGAAACAAAUUGCAUCCAGUGAGUUUAUUUACAGUGGAAAAGUAUUGGUCUAAUUGUUAACUCAUUAAUUUGUGUAAAAAUAUUUAUGGUUUGCACUGGAACACUAUAUCCUGGGCUUGAAUAAAUAGCAAUUUGCUAUGAAGGAUUCCAUAGAUUUUUAAGGGAAGGACAGCAUUCAAGCACAGUACGUUAAAUUAAUAUAAAUUGUUCAAAGCACUUUCAGUACAAUGGGGGUGAUUUAUCAUUGUGUCCUGAAAAGCUGUGCAAAGUUCUAAAAGUGGACAAUCACCAUGGAAACCAGUUGCAGGUACUCUCUAUUGUUUGUUACUCCACCUCUACAAGUUUACACAGCUGUUCAGUUCAUAGCACUUUGAUAAAUCUCUCCCAUUGUGCUGUAUAGAUAACAGAAGUACCUUUUUAUAUUAUUCUUUCAGAGUUAUACACUUAAGUAAGAAUGCCUGGCAACUCAAAGUGAAGUUAAAGUAAAUUUCUAAAUUUGCAUUUCUGUCCGGUCUUCUUUAGCUCUUGGUAUUUCAGCUGUCAGCUGUCUCGCGCAUGUGCAAGAGUACAACAUUGUGGUCUAGGGCAGGGAGAGGCAACCUUCGGCACUCCAGAUGUUAUGGACUACAUCCCCCAUAAUGCUCUUACACCCAUAAUACUGGCAAAGCAUCAUGGGAGGUGUAGUCCAAAACAUCUGGAGUGCCGAAGGUUGCCUAUGCCUGGCUAGGGAGACAGAACCUUUUCCCCCUUGGCCGUCACACGGAACAGCUGGGGGCAUGACAAUAGGUAUCUAAGGGGCUAAGACAAAAUAGUUCAUAGUUUGUCCCUCCUUUGUCUCAGUAUAUCUUUUGACUGCAUUAGAAUUUAAGUGGAAUUCCAACACUGUUAAUGUGAGUAUUUCAUAAAGAGUUUAUGUUCAUGAAAUACUAAUUUUCAGGUGGGAGGUUGUGACAUUCCCUUUCUAAAUCAGUAUUCUUCUGCAAUGCAGGUGCUAAUGGGUUUGGAUUUUUUGUGUUUCUCUUUAGGUGGCGAUUUUCUAACCUUCCUUCGAAAUGACUGUCCUAAACUAAAGGUGAAAGAUCUGAUCAGAAUGGUGGAGAAUGCUGCUGCUGGGAUGGAGUACUUGGAAAGCAAGCAUUGCAUUCACAGGUACAAAUAAUUUAUGAUAAAUCCUUUUGGUGUAAAAAAAAUUAUGCAAUAAAUGCACCGUUCUGUAUUUUAAAUACCCCCUUAAGCCCUUAAUGACACAUGACAUGUGUGAUAUGUCAUGAUUCCCUUUUAUUCCAGAAGUUUGGUCCUUAAGGGGUUAAAGAACACUCCGGUCACCAUAACAAGUUAAUCAAAGUUAAGUUGUUGUGGUGCCAGGAGACCCCCAUGCUCUUUCUUACAUGAAGGGGCUAGACAUUCUUGAAUGGUUUAACCCCACAGGUUGCCUCUAGGGCCAGAUCUCCAGUUCCCCCAGCGGCAUCCUGCUUCUGAAAUUGAGUUUCAGGAAGUGCAGAGUGGUGCCGAGCAGGGGCGCUGCUGACUGGAACUUUGCACUUCCUAAAACUCAAUUUCUCUAACUAAUUAUUCAUUAGUAAUCUUCCUCAUUUAUUUUUUUGUUUUAACUCCUGGCAGGGAUCUUGCUGCUCGCAAUUGUCUAGUGACGGAAAAAAAUGUUCUUAAGAUCAGUGAUUUUGGGAUGUCCAGAGAAGAGGAGGAUGGGGUGUAUGCGUCCACUGGUGGAAUGAAGCAAAUCCCUGUGAAGUGGACAGCGCCAGAGGCUCUCAAUUAUGGUAAAAAAAAUAUAUAAAAUUAAAUUGCAAGAAAAAUGUCUGGAGAUGAUCUACAAACACAAACUGUCCCAGGUCAAAAGUGUUCAAUGAACAAUUUUCCUUGCAGAUUGUAUUCCUUAUUUUGAGGAUGUGUUGCAUAUCCUGUGUUCGGCUAGUGGUGAAAACUUCAGAACACAUAGAAAUAGUAUUUGAUAUGGGAACUUCAGCUAAACAUUAUUUCUCCUCCUCAUUUACCCCUAAACCUGCAUUUCAGUUACCACUAAUAUAACAUCAGAGUUAUUCGCUAAAAUGUAAAUUGUUGGAAAUUGAAAGUGAACUCAAAAACAACUCAACAUUUUUAGGCUAAAUUAGCCAAAUUAAAAAAUUUAUUCUGAACUUACUUAAAAUUCCUGAGAAUUCACACUUUAGCUAAUUACCCUGUAAGUAUUAAAGAUAUGCACUAUUUGGCUAAACAUACAAGGACACCGGACCAUCAAACCUGUAUGAGCUUUUGUAUAUCCCAUGAUAUUUGCUGUAUUUUAUACACCAGUUAGCAAUGUUGAGGCUGAAUUCAGUAAUUAGCAGUUGUGACCACUAGACUUUGCACCUGUGCUGAACAAAUUGAAUUCCUGUUAAUCUAUGCCCAAAAUAAACGAUCUGUCUGGCAUUUACGUGACAGAUUGAUUCGGGCGUAAAUUAACAGGAAUUUAAUUUGUUCAUCGUAGGUGAAAAGGAUUUCUGCACAAGUCUACUAAUUAAAUGCUUUUGGCUGCACAGUGUAUUUGCUUGAUGGCAGUUAGGUAAGCCACGAAUUCUGAUUUUUGCUCUGCAUUGAGUACAUGGUUAUAUACUUGGCAUACACAAAUGAAAAGGGAGUUGGAGAUUAACUUACAAAUGACAAAUGUUGACCUACAUACAUUCGUCAGGUUUGCUUUCAACUUACAAAACACGUUAGUGUCUAGUGAAUACACCCAUACAUGUUUAGUUAUAUAAGGAGAAACUAUACGUACGCUGGGAUUUUAGAUGUACAUUAAUUAAAAUAUAUGACUUGAUUGUAUACUAUAUUUAAAGGGAAAGAGUAAUCUACAUAAAUGUGCAUCUAACAUUCUAAUAGUAAAAUGAGGAUGUUGUAAUAUACAAUUUAGAUUGUUCCCGUGGAUUUUCUUGGCUGCAGAAGUCCUGCUGUUGAGAUGGGAAAAAAAUUUGCUUAAUUUGGGUUUAUUCAUUAAAGGAAGUGCUUUAUGUUUGAUGAGUGUCCUCUGUUUUCAUUUUACAAAAAGUGCAGAUUUCAUUAGAAUAAACUAACCUUGUUAACCCUCUCCCUCCCCCCAGCUGUCAAUCGGACAACUUGUCCUGUUUCUUCCUGGUUUGGUUAACUCUGUGGAGCUAAACUCAAGAGGCAGGAGAUUGCGCAGUGCACCUGCCUUGCAAAGACUUCUCAUUGAGUUGCAUUGGGAAGUCUGUGAUUGGACAGCCACAGAAAGUUUGUCCUGGAGAAGAAGGGGAGUGCAUGCAAAUGCUGCAGAUUAGAGAUUUGCAGCUUUUGCCUGCUGUUUUUUUUUUUAUAUAUCCUCAAUGAAAAAAUAUAGAAUUAACUUCACACAUGUUUUCACUAAGGGUAUACAUACUGUAUAAUGAUUUUUAUUUUAUUUGCAUUUGGGCAGUGGAGUGCCCCUUUAAUUAUGGAAUUGACCUGUGAAUUUCAUGUUUUAGGGCUAAAUAGCCAAACUGGAAAAACCCUUCAACUCAUCAGUUCUUUCCCUUAUCAAUUGUUCACAGUUCCUGGCACAAGAAAUAUCCCUACCAAUGCUUUCACUCAAUAGAUUCAAUGUAGCAAAAUACCAUUACUAUAAUGUUACAUUUCUUCAUUCUGAUGAUUAUGUAUGUGAUUUGUUUUAUUAAGAGUUACUUUGACGGAGUGACAGAUGGUAAUAGAUUAAAUAAUCUGGUGUGUUUGCAAUGGUGUUGAUCUAUGCCAUCUGUGGCGUGUUCGUAUCUGUAUUGCAGGGCGGUACACUUCAGAGAGUGAUGUGUGGAGCUUUGGGAUCCUGCUGUGGGAAGCUUUCACUCUUGGUGCUGUUCCAUACGCUACCAUGACCAACCAGCAGACCAGGGAGGCAAUAGAACAGGGUAAGUGUGUCUGACCAUGGCAGGAGAUAGAAGAAUGCAUGCAGUCAGAGAGAGACGGCUGUAAUCAGAAUGGUGAUAUUAGCGUUUACAUGUAACCAAUCCGCAAUUAGAUAUAUGAUAAGUAUUUUUUAUUGAAGCACAUUUCAUAAUUGGUUUCACUGAGUGCCAGACUAAUGCAAUCACAGGUACAAACUACAGGGCAGGAUAAAGUUCUGCAGAGUUCUACAGAACACAUAAUGGUCUUAUUAAAAGGGAACAGUCACUUUACUGGAAAAUACACCAAGAAAUAAAAAAACUCAUCACGCAGUACCCUAUAACUUGUUAUUCCAUUACAUCUGAUUGAAUUGGUUAUAGUGCCUGGAUUCUUCUGGAGCUGUCCUCCCAUUCAGUGUUUAUUGAUAUCCAAAUGCCUUAUUAGACAACAAUCUAAUUCAAUUUAAGACUUCAAAACGUUUAAACCAUUUUAAGUAUAUAGAAAUGGAAAGAGUAUUGGAAGAUGUAUUCUAGACCUUAUAAUGAUUGGGCUAAUGGAAAGUCCUCCAAAGAGGUGCAAGUGCACAUUAUACUAGCCAAAAUCGUUAAACCAGAGAAACAAAAUGAUGAAGCUGGGAUCAGUUACAUCGAAUCAGAUAGUCAGACAAAGUCACAUCUUAACAGCUAUAAUACAACAUACUAAAUGGCACGGUAGGAAACAUGGUUUCAGCUUUUAUAGACCAAAUUCAGUUGUAAUGUUUAAUUUGUCCAUGCAUGGAAUUUGGCACGGCUGCCUUCGCUACGGCAUUAAUAGCAAUCACAGAGCCUAAGGAGCAGCAGUAUGUGGUAAGUGCCCCUACCUUAUGUCACACCUUUCAGGAUAGAGCCACAUGAGCAGUAUGUGGAUUCCUACAUCUAAAUUUAUUUUUCAAAUCUUACAAUCACAUUAGUUACCAAAAAAAAUCACUAUAGUUACCAAAACAACUUUAGCUUAAAGGGACACUGUAGGCACCCAGACCACUUCAGCUCAUUGAAGUAGUCUGGGUGCAGUGUCCAUAUUGCCCUUAGUGCUGCAAUGUUAAACAUUGCAGUUCCAGAGAAAAUGCAAUGUUUACAUUGCAGCACUAAGUCAGCCUCUAGUGGCUGUCUACUAGACAGCCACUAGAGGACUUCUUGGUUUGAAACUGACCUUUGGUCCAGUAUCUGCGCUGGGCGUCCUCACGCUCUGCAUGAGGACCUCCAGCAUCAGAUUUUUCCCCAUAGGAAAGCAUUUGCCGAGCAUACGCAUUAGAGCCCGCGUAACGGAGGAGGAGGAGCUUUUUAACCCUUUAUUCACUGGGGAGUAGGGUGCACGAGGGACAGGCAGGGGGAGCGAUAGUGCUAGGAAUACAGCUUUGUAUUCUUGGCACUUUAGUAUCCCUUUAAUGAAGCAGUUUUAGUGUAUAGAUCAUGCUUCUGAAGUUUCACUGUUCAAUUCACAUAAAAUAAUGAUUAUAACAAGAACAAAAUGUCUUUAUGGAUUAUAAAUCAUACAACACACCUAACCUUCCCACAUUUGGUUGUAUAUGCAGUAUUUCCAUUUUAGAUCUUAUUGCAUUUUUAGAUUGACAUGUUCAUUCUGUUUUAGGUAUCAGGUUGCAAUCCCCAGAAAUGUGCCCAGAAGAGAUCUAUAAGCUGAUGAUGCAAUGCUGGGAAUAUGAUCCAAGAAAACGGCCCAGCUUCAGCGUUGUACAUCAAGAACUUUUCAGUAUCCGCAAGAGAUAUCGAUAAGUGUUCAAUUGAGACAUAAAGCUCUGCAAUGUCAUUGGAUUGUCCUCUACAAAGAAGAGGUCCUUUCAGCCAUCCUAAUAGUGGGAACCACGUCUCAUUUUCAUUGAACUUCUCAUACUGAAGCUGAAGAUAUUAAAGUGCCAUUACUGCUGUGAGCAGGACAAGACUUUUUAUCUGACCUAGCAUGCUUCGAUAUAAACCUCUUUGAGUUAUACCUCUUCUUCUUUUGAGUAAUUUUGGACCAAAAUGUAAUGUCUAGUGUUUUUUGAAGUGUCCUUGAAAAAUGGCCACUUAAAUCACUGCAUCUAAAGGUCCACUGCUUAGAACCAGAACUCAGUGUAAAUGAACAUGGAAAAAGAAUCAGGAAUUACAUAAUCCUCAUUGUUUUUCUGGAUAUGAGUUUUCCUGCAUCAAAGAAUUCAAAGAGCAUUGAAAAUUGUAAAGGAGGAUCUAUGGGCUCUAUGUGUGCAUCUACAUACAUGUAUGCACUGCUGGUUAACAUUUUAAUCACAUGUGCUAUUAGCGGAUCAUAAGCAGAAAUCCUGUGCCCCAAGUCCCUUCUUCAAAAGCUACAAAAUGACUCUGUGAUUUUAAAUUACUUAAUCUUUUCAAUAUUGCUCAUUGAUAAAUGCUACACUUGUGUCUGCUCUCUUUGCACAGUGCCAGUAUCAGUGUAAAUCGAUAUCAUCUAAUCAGCGAGACUGAUAAUCAAGUGUAUUCUUUUCAUUUUUCCCGUUCUGUUUACAGACCUCUGCUGAUGCACAUCUAUUUAACCUGUUCAGUACUAGGUCUAGCUAAAUCACUAACUGUUGCAGUUCUGUUAUGUCAUUGGUUCUGAAUUGAUUUUGCUGGAUGUGCUAGAUGUUUUUGUUUCAUGAUAUGCUAAAAAAACUACCAUUAUUUCUUUUUAAAAAACAUGAAUUAAUAAUGAAUUCUUUCAUGAAAGCAUCAUAUUGACUUCAUGCCUGAUGCUUAUGAAAGAGCUAACAAAUAAACUUAAGUCAUCUGAUCCUGGGGCCUUCAGAUCAAAAGGCAAAUUUUCAGUAAACCGUAUCUACAGAAAUAAAGGAUCAGCUCUUCUCUGCAAUUCAAGAUACAAAUAUUAAGAGGGGCUGAAGGGGGUAUAACAGCUGAAACACAAACUUAUUAAUGUGAUUCUAAGGAACAGAGAAUAAUAAAUAGACAAAAAAUGUAUUUGUAUGGAAAUUGCAGCCAGAUUUACAUCUAAAUAUAAUUAUAAAGAAUGUUGAUGCUAUAUUCCCUUGAAGCAGAUUAUACUGGGAAACUCCUUUUUGUUCUUGUAUUCUUUUAACCACUUAAGGACCAAUUGUAUCUCAUGCUAUGCAAUGCAAUGGUUCUUAUAAAUGGCAAUGAGCUGGGGCAACUCUGUAAGACCCGGUGAAAAUGGGUAGGAAAUGUCAUGGUUGAGUAAGGUCUUUAACCCCUUAAGGACCAAACUUCUGGAAUAAAAGGGAAUCAUGUCACACAUGUCAUGUGUCCUUAAGGGGUUAAGGAACAAGUUUGUUAGGUGAAAGGUCACCAUUAGUCCAGGGGUGUUUCAACACAUUUCUUAAAUGGUUACUCCAAGCACCAUUUAUUGAUUUGAAGUAGUCAAGGUUUCGCUGUACAUACAGAGUUCAACCUUUCUGCUUCUGGAGGUGUAACUCCACCUCCAACAGUGUCAUUAACCAGGUCAGAAUUACAGUUGUGGGCGGGCUAAUGUCAAUUAUGUGCAACUUUCAUUGCACAGAAUGUCAGCCACUGACUGAGAGUAGUCGGUUGACACUCUCAGCCAAAGAAUGUUGAUGGCCGCUGCUUCUGGCUUUUGAAAAACUGCCAAAGCAGGAGUCUCAUCACCAGCCAACCAUUGAGCAUCAGAGCCUGACGGAAACCCAGGUGAAGGGGGCAAAUGCUUGCUAAACAGUUUGCCCCAUUACCGAGGAACAGGGCCAGAGUACUCUUGACAAUAUAACCACUAACUAUAGCAGGCUAUAGAGGUUAUGGUGUUUGGGGUAACAUUUUAAGCUGUAUAUUUACCAUUGUUGCUGUUGCCGAUCCUAAAGACAACUAAAAAAAAUAAAAACAGAACACUGAAGCAAUUUAAAUUGUGCUUUAAAAAUCAGAUAUCACACUUAUUUAGGAAGCUAUUAUUAAUGAUUCCAAUAAUAAUUAUAGUCUUUGCUUUAAAAAAGCAUCCAGAUCAAAAAAAAAAAAUAUAUCUAUAUUCCAUAUUUAGUGUUCUAACUAUGAAGUAUCCUUCCUGCUAUGAAGUAUUCCUUUUCUAAAAUUUCAACAAAUUGAUCGGAAAAUUCAUAAAACCUCAUGAAACUGAUUUUCUGCUCAACUUUGUUAGGUAGGCUUUAGAGCACUCUAACUUCCAUAAUAUUAUUGUAAUGGUUAUGGCAUUAGGAGUUUGUCGACAUUGUCACACUGGAUUUUGUUAAACUCCUUUUGGUACCUACAUGCCCUCCCUCCCGCAUCUGCUGCUUGAAUAAUAGAAGUGAACUUUUACACUAGACUAGACCAUCAACAACAUAGUUGUUAAUGGAGAUGGAGAUGUUCCUGUAAAAUGAGCUACAAUGUAUAGAGUGCCCAUUUAAUUCUAGCUACAGGAUGUAAGAAUCCAUGGCUUUACCUUUGAGCUGCACACCAAUGCAGCAGAAGUGGAUCCCAUUCACUCAAUGGGAGUGGUCAUGUUCCAUUCCACCAGAAGAUUCUACUCCUUGAGAGUUGCUGGGCCAGAUAUCACCAAUAGGUUCUAUGCAUGUUCAUCUUAGUGAAUACCCAAAUAGAUAUGGACAUUAAAGAAUAUACCAUUUAUUAUGAUGUGCGCACAAUGAGAUCUAAAUCCAUAAAUUGUAGAUAUAUUAUAUUUGGUUUUAUUUCUACUGGAAAUUUUCGGAAUGUUUUUGAAUCAAAUUAUCAAUUAUUAUACAGAAAAAAAUAUUUUAAGGAGGUGUUUUAAUAGUUAAAAAAAAAUUGCCUUGUGGAUUUUAUCAUUUUAUUGAUAUCAAUACAGUGUAAUUCAAUGAUAAAAUUCUGGCAGUUAUCAUCUGUGUGUAUUAAUAUUUUUUAAGUACCGUAAACAAGGUUAUACGCUAAAGUGAAAAUUCAAAGUGAAUUUCAAACUAAAUACACAAAUAUCAGAAUUUGAAAAAAAAAUCUCUAAGUCAGCUAUUCUUCAAGGUCAACUACUUAGGCCUCCAAUUUGAAAUUCACUUUGAAUUCACUUAGACUUCUCACUUUAGUGAGUAACCGUGAAAUUGUACUAUCUGUGUCCAGUAAUGCUGGAAUAGCAUGUAGCCUCUUUGUUGCCUCAAUUUUUGUAUAAUCUUGAAUUAAAGUCAACACAAAGAUAUUACUUAUCAGUCCAGCAGCAUCUGUAAUCCUCUUGUAUAACACAGUAUAGUGAUUAUUGCAUUGUAAUAAAUUAUUUUAUUUGA
This is a messenger RNA of Pelobates cultripes (western spadefoot toad), 93419 nucleotides long. NCBI's taxonomy places the organism in Eukaryota, Metazoa, Chordata, Amphibia, Anura, Pelobatidae. The record is from the annotation of a GenBank genome assembly.